This is a messenger RNA of Pelobates cultripes (western spadefoot toad), 89859 nucleotides long. Lineage: Eukaryota; Metazoa; Chordata; Amphibia; Anura; Pelobatidae. The record is from the annotation of a GenBank genome assembly.
GGAACCCGUGUGACCCGGGCAUGCGCGCCUUGUGUCCCGGCGAACCGCGCAUGCGCGGCUAUUUAAAGCCACAACAAUCGGGUCAGUCGUUGUUGACACGGAAGAACCGUGAUAGCAGUAACAAAACUGGGGCUGUCUUCUUCACAAAAACAUUGGGACACUUAGCCUGCUGUUAUAUUCUGACCAGUUAGCGGGUUCUGUUGGAUGAGAGCCUCCAGUCCUUCAGGGUGGCUGGAAUGUGACUAUGUGACUUGGUACUGAGCAGACACAAAGGUCCUUCUAAGGCAGCAGGUGGCACUUACCUCUAUAAAUAUAAAACAGUGCACUUGCCACAGUCAGGACUGGGUGAUAGGCACCCCCAAGCUCUCUAAGGGGUAUGAGGUGAUGAGAGUGGUCCUCCUUUGACUCAUUCUGGUCCCAAAAUGUCUCACUGGCUCUUUCCAUGGUCAAGUUCCAUCAAGAAGAGGGCAUGCAGGUAUCUUCUCCAGCGAUACCUUGGGCACUACUUGGAGGAAAGGCUGAGCCUUGACCAGUUGAGCUUGGACCUCUAUAAUGGAAGUGGCCGGCUAACCGAUAUACACCUGGAUAUUUGGGUAAUAAUAAUGAUUUUCUUGUUUUAUGUGUUAUUAUUAGUUAUAAAGUUCCAACGCAUUCCGCAGCACAGUUCUACUCAAUUUCUGAGCCUGUGGUGCCUGCACCCUACGGUCUCCAUCUGAUGGUAUCUGGGUGCAUGUUGAUGCUUGUUUAAUUUCAGUUGUUACAAGAUAUUAUGUAAGAUAAAGUUGUUGUUAAGGGUAUUUGUGUGAAUAAGGCACGAUACUUGGGUAAAUUUGGACGUAUAAUAAUUACGCUAUGUUAGGGAUUAUUGCGAAGUAAAGAAUUGUGUUGAAUUGAAGUCCAAAAUGCUAAGUUUUAACUUGAAGUACCAAGCUAAAACAAAUUGCAGAAUUUGAGAUUUUUUUCUAAUUCUUUUCCACAGGCCUACAUUUUGAACUUUGUUUUUCUCUUCACUGCUGUUCAAUGUUUAGCAAAUAAUUGACCAACACUGUUACAUAUAACUGUACAACUAUGAAACUGUGAUAAUUUAUGAUACUUAAUAAAUAUCAACCAAAAUUAAAUACUUGAUAUUUUUAAGGGACAAGUAUUAAAAGUUAAAAUAUUAGGAGAGAUUUAUCAGGGCAAAGAGGUGCUAUUCUGAGGCAAAUAGCUAAAUAAGGAACAAUUACCAUGGAACAAUAGACUUGUCUCUCAACGUUUGGGACUUUUAACCUAAAAUAGCCUCUCUGUUGCCUUGGUAAGUUUCCCGUUAAAAACAGUUUAGUACAACGUCAUGCUUCAUUAAAUGAGUCAUACAGAGAAUCUAUACUAAGAAGAAUCUAUACUUAGAAUGCAAAUUGCUCAUAUGUAAACAUGAUUUUAUCCAUUCAUAAAAUAAGAAUGUGAAAAUAGUUAAUUUCCUGACCAAGUAAAAGAAAACAUGUAUAUUAUUGUUCAUGUAUGUGUAAUUCACUAAGCAUUUACAUAAUCUUAGUAUGUAGGUUGUUUAGCAAUUUUCUACAAAACAAAAAUGCAAAAUAAGAAAACUUCUUAGUGGAUAUUGGAUAUGAGUUUUUGAUCAGGCUAAACAUAGCGAUAUAAUAAAACACUUUUAAAGUGGGACUUUCAUUUACAAAAUAUAUUAAUACCAAGUACUACUUCUGGCCAUUGUAAUCAAAUUUUGUUUCUAUAUGUAUGGUGGCACAAUAAGUAUAUUUGCGUGCUGUAUUGAUUGCUGUGGAAAGCACGUUAAUCUGUGUGAUCAGAGGUAUGUGUAAAAAAAAAAAAAAAAAUAUGAAAAAAAUAAAUGUAAAGUACAACUCACAUUUCAUCUAUACAUUUAUUGAGAUUAUGUAUACAGUACUGUAUAUGAAAUGUUGUGCCCCUUUUGAUACUGUGUCCUGAUUGCUUGGCAGGUGUUCUUAGCAUCAUACAAUAGCCUCCUGCUCAAGAAUAGCAAAGUAAGAUUUAAAAACAAGACAGUCUCGACUGUCUUACAUACAAAAUAUACCCUUUUGUUUAGAAGUAAUCUAUAUUUUUAGCUCUAGGAUUCUUUUGCAACAGCUGAUAUUUCUAGCAGGGAAUCUUGUCAUUCAAAAUUGUUGCACAAUAAAGUUCCAUUUGUCCUUUAUGCUGUUAGCAGAACCAGUGUCAAAGGAAACAAAUCAAUUGGCUGUGUGGUGUCCCCAGGACCUCAUAACAGAUGGAAUAACCUACCUCUUUUUGUCUCUAGGGACUCUGUAGUAACUAGGGGAAGUAUAACCUUCUGUCUUUAUCAUCCACUAUGCAGGGUUAACGUGACGCUACAACGAAAACAUUCUGCAAAUCUUCAUCUUCACCCAGUAAAAGUACACUCCUUGCACCAUAAUCACUAUGGCGUGCUGUAGUGUUUAUGGUGCCAGGAGUACCUUGACCCUACCCCAAUUGUAAAUAGACCGUUUUAGAACCGUUUAACUUCUUACCUGGGGGCUGCUGGAAGCUGCUCCCUGACUCCACUACCAUCAAUGGCCAGAAGCUCUCUGUUUGAGCUAAGUCCAGUAGUGCACAGCUUAGUUUAUUGGCUGAGAGUGAUCGGCUGACACUAUCAGCGAAUGAACCAGCCGUACGCUGCAGAAUUUAGCUCAGUUGAGCUAACGGAACCUCUUGCUUAAGAACUUAGGGCUCUCCAUCAGAUGUUUUGGAAGGAAGGAGUGACACCUGACAAUACUUCGAUAAGACGUUAAACUGUUCUAUAACAGUCUAUUUAGAAUGAACUCCCUUUCACAGGAAGCCUUUGAAUAACUUUGCUAUUAAAACCAACAUGGGAGUUGUAGUUUUUACAACAACUUGAGAUCUAGUUUUUGUUUUAUGAUGAAAUGAGAGAUCAUAAAUGCACAUCUUAGAGUAGCUCAUAAAACGCCUGACUUAUACUUAAGUGCUAUGGGGCUCAUAUUAAGUAAUCUGACAUCUAAGUAGAUUGACUGCAUUAAGGGCCCUGCAGACAUCAAUUGGAAAAUGGGGCUGUCUUUGGCCUGUGUGUUUAUUCAUAUUUAUCAAAGUUAUUAUCAUAUCUUGGGCAAACAUGCCUCUUGGUAAAUAGCUAAAAAUUGUGAAAUAAAGGAUAGUGCUGUAAAUAUUUGUGAUUCAUUCAAGUGUGCUCUUCUACCUGUACUUCACUUUUUUCACUCAAUAUAACAUUAUGAAAAUCAUCUGUAUCAUUAUUUAGUGUUAAUUUUUUGCCCAUGCAUCAUAUAUUUAUGUUAAACUUUGUCCUGUUCAUGUUCUCCUUGGGGUUGAUUAAUGGUAGCCUAUAGACAUGUGACACUGAGUUACUGUAUCAGUAACUUGAAUAUCUUUGUAUGGACCUACUGAUGUGCUGGGUUCUCAACUUCUUAUCCCAUCCUUCUGCUGAUAAUGUUUAUUGGUUGUUUACAAGCUGGUGGGGGCUUCAAAUUAAAGACAAAAAAAAUGUUUGGGGGCUUCAAAUUAAAGACAAAAAAAUGUAAGAUGCCUGAACUGAAAAUUGUGACUUUUCGUUAGUGUCAUUAGUUUGUCUAUUUUGCAUUCUUUAUCAAGACUAAAAAGUGGGAUCUUAGUAUACUGACAAGAACUGGGAUCUGGACAUGGCCACAGAAAAAUUGUACAAGGCAUUGAAACUCGUGUCCAUGCUGGCCCCACGGUCUGCCAGGGAGAUACUCUUUCUUUCUGCUCCAGCACAGCAUCCUGAGUUAGAGUAUUGGGUUCAUAUCACUCCAUCCCAGUACUAUGUGCCUGGAUACCAGGUAGAGAUGCCUUGUAGGCAUCACAUAAACUGCGCAUCCCUUUGUUUUUGUCAAGCUGUUUAGAAGUGGUUUGACAAAGUCCAUGGCUUCUCCUUGGUACCCAGCUGCUGCUCUUUGCUCAGCUGCCUUGAAAUUGCAGAAUUAACACUUCUGUGUUGUUAUUGUCAAUUUCUUCCAACCUUGAUGUCCGUGAUAGGCUGAGAGUGGUGGGGGUAGAUUAGUCCAAUGCUUUUAGCCAGUCUGUUUAGCUCAGGAAGGGGCGGUCUGUGGACGCAAGGGAAAGCCCCAGUGUUUGUUAAACUACUUCCCAGUGGUUUGCAAAGUACUGAGGGGCAACAUACUUGUCUCGUAACAACAUAACCACUACACUUAGUAGUUGUGGUUGUUAUAUUGCUUUUCCUUUAAAGGGAAAGUAACAUAAAAAAUAAAUUCUUCUUUAAAGGGGCAAUACUACCUGGAACAAUGUUUCAAUACAUUAUGCAGGAAAAUAAUUUUUAAAAUGGGCCAAAAACAGACUCUAGAACUAAACUGAAAAAAUAGCCUUUUCUCUAUUGCUGCUGUCUUGGCACAAACCUGUAGAAGACGAACUGAACAUGCAUGCAAGUAACAUCAUGAAAUGUUACACAGGCUGAAAAGAGACAUGCGGCCAUCAAGUUAAGCCUUUAAACAUCCCCCAUGCCCCCAAUCACCAUGCUGGAGGUGGGUGCUUGCUCGCUAAAAGCAGCUAGCACUGUCAUUAAAGGGACACUAUAGUCACCAGAACAACAAAGAUUUCGUCUAAGGCAAAGAAACGUGUUUUUUUGUUUUUUGUUUUUUUUUUACUGUAAGAACAAUAAGGAUGUGGAAUUCUCUGCAUGAAGAAGUGGUUUUAUCAGAGUUCAUACAGAUGUUUAAACAGCAACUAGAUGCAUACUUGCAAAAACAGAAUAUUCAAGGAUAUCAUUUUUCAAUGUAGGGUAAUAGCUUCUUGAUCCAAGGAUAAAUCUGACUGCCAUUCUGGGGUCAAGAGGGAUUUUCUCCCUAGUUUGUUGCAAAAUUGGAAGUGCUUCAAACUGAGUUUUUGCCUUCUUUUGGAUCAACAGCAAAAAACAAAUGUGAGUAAGACUGAACUUGAUGGACGUAAGUCUCUUUUCAGCUAUGCAACUACAGCUCAUUGUAUUUGUUCUGGUGAGCAUAGACAGGCCCUGCAGGCAUUUUCAUGCAAACACUAUCUUUUCAUAGAAAAGGUAGUGUUUACUUUAAAGCCUAGAGAUACCUACAGUGGCCACUCUUCACAUUACCCCAGGAAGCAUCUGCUGGAGAUGCUUCCUGGGGUAGUGUGCAGCUGUGACGUUCAGCGUCUCCAUGAUCUGCAUAGAGACUUGAAAUUUUCUCAUAUAGCUGCAUUGAUUCAAAACUUUAAAUACUAGCGAUUGGGCAGCUAUUGAAAUGAUGUGACUGCUGUUUUGGAGUUAAGAAGGAAUUUCUUUUUCCCCCAGUUUAAAGCAAAUUUUUUUUACUAUGUAUCUGUCAUUGAUUUGCUGGAAAUAAUGUUUUGUCCUUACCUUGUUUUUCAGCUUUCCUGGAAAGCUAAGUAAUUUAUUGCAACACUUUCUCAGCAGUAGAAGAAUAAAAAUAAAUCCAAAUUAUGCUCCUGAGUUCUAGACAAAAAUAGUCAAAACCAUAUCUAGACAGAAAAGCAUGUGCAUUGGAUAUGGUGCCAGGAAUGCCCUGGUUCCCCUCAGCCCCCAUAUAAGAAGUCCAACAAUUGGCUAAUGGUUUGACAAUAUACUUGGAGUCCUCAGGGUGCCCAUUCACAGCCAGUGAUAUGCCUGGACUUGGCUCAAGGCAGACCGCUUCCAGCUCUAAUGGAGGAGGCAACUGGCUUCUUGGCAGAUUCCAGGAAAAUUACCAAGCUGUUAACAGUGCAACUGUAGUGGUUAUGGUGCUUGGAAUGCUCCUUUAAAAACUGUCUGCAUUGUACUACAGUAAUUAGAGCCACUUGUAUUCUGUAGGGUUUUUGUUUGUUUUAAAAGGACAGGUAAUUUAAAUAAAGUGAUGCUUAAAAUGCACUUCUUAACAUUUUGUUGUUAAAACGGACAGAUCCGAUGUGGGUCCGGUGGUUGCGCACUGCAGGUGAGGGGAGUUUUACACACCUCAGGCUGCCCCGUACGGCCGCUGCCAUCCUCGUGCUGCUGUCCUCUUCUGCUUCUGGAGCGUCAAUUGCCAAAACGCACAUCAGUACUGUACUCUCACGAGACUGUAUGGAUCCUCCAUAGACAGAGCCUGAAUUUCAAAGCUGUUGUUUAUCAUGGCUGCUUAGAUUUCAGAAAACUUUGACGACAGAGCUUGGCUUUUGUCAACUUUGACAAGCUUCGUCUUAUGAAAUCCCACCACAGUCUUGACCAGUAUUUCAUGAGGAAUAUAUGUUUGUAAAUACUGAAACGUGACAGUUGACUUUAAAAUAGAGGUAUAUUAUUAUUUACAAACCCAGUGAUAAGGACACCAUGGUGUACUCAUGCUGCACUGGGUGUGUUUGUGUGUGUGUGUAUUGAUGCCUGCACCUGAAGCUGACUUUUCUACUCACAAACUUUAUUGAUAAAAGGUGUAUUGUAAUUGAUUUUUUUUUUUUAAGCAGUGUACAGAGGCUGUGAUUUAAAAUCUGCUUUAUUUCUUUCAUUGCGAAUUGGAUUAAACUUAUAAGAUUUAAAAUUUUAUAGCCUUUCACAAUGAGUUCGAAAUCAUAGGAUAUUGCAAAAUAUAUAUUUUUUGUUUUAACAAGCAAGAAAAGUCCUUAUGAAAUGAAAAAAUGUAAUUGACAAUUCUUUGAAUGCCCUGGCUUAUUCCACGAAAUAAACCUUGUUUCAUUUACUGACGCAAGAAUUGAACAAGUUCCAAAAAGUCCUCAGCUGUCAGUUUCUAUGUUGGAUUCUAAGGACACAGUGUGCUGUCCAAAAUCCUAGAAUGUAACGUUGGUGUUAUCACCCCUUAACUGCCAGAAAGUGCAAUGUCCAACAUUCAGCAACGUGUUUUUUAGCAUAUGAAAUAAUAAUGACAAGGAAAUGGUUUCUAAAUAUGUCAUGCACCUCUCAUUUAGUAAUUGACACUCAUCAUACACUAUAAUCACUUUCUAAAUUGAAUUUGUCACAUCCUAUACAUACCUUUCUAGUGCGUAUGUACUGGAAAAUGGGUGGUGUUCCCAUUCAUCUUUUAUCGCUCAUCCAACCUAGUGUGUAUGUGUAGAACAUAAUGUAAAAUGUAACUUAUUGGUAUGUGUUAAACUAUGCACUAUAAUAAACAUUUUCUAACUCUUCCUGUUUUUUUUUUUCUUUGUCUAUCCUCCAUGACACACAUGUUCUAGCCUACUUUUAUUUUUAUUGAACAUCACAUUGGCUUUGCACACAUUUAUUGUACCCAUUUUUACUUAACCACCCACACACCUAUUGUCCCCAUUUUUGUCUCUCUGUUUCCUGGUGGUGCUACUCAUGACAUUUAAACUCUUUUUUUUUCCUUUUAUCCCAACUUUACAUCUCAGUCAGUGAAUGAACUUCUGGACACAGCGGGAGCUCCACUAGAGAUUGUCGAUGGAUUUAUCGGGAGCAUUUCUGUCACCAUCCCAUGGUCUGCCCUUGUCACUGAAAACUGUACUGUGGAGGUGUCUCAAUUGCAGGUUACUCUCCGUCCUAAAUACAGAAAUGGUGAGAACCCACUUUCUUUUAAAGCACUCUAAGGCACUUAAAGGGACACUAUAGUCACCUGAACAACUUUAGCUUAAUGAAGCAGUUUUGGUGUAUAGAACAUGCCCCUGCAGCCUCACUGCUCAAUCCUCUGCCAUUUAGGAGUUAAAUCCCUUUGUUUAUGAACCCUAGUCACACCUCCCUGCAUGUGACUUGCACAGCCUUCCAUAAACACUUCCUGUAAAGAGAGCCCUGUUUAGGCUUUCUUUAUUGCAAGUUCUGUUUAAUUAAGAUUUUCUUAUCCCCUGCUAUGUUAAUAGCCUGCUAGACCCUGCAAGAGCCUCCUGGAUGUGAUUAAAGUUCAAUUUAGAGAUUGAGAUCCAAUUUUUUUAAGGUAAAUUACAUCUGUUUUUCAUGCAGGCUCUGUCAAUCAUAGCCAGGGGAGGUGUGGCUAGGGGUGCAUAAACAGAAACAAAGUGAUUUAACUCCUAAAUGACAGUGAAUUGAGCAGUGAAAUUGCAGGGGAAUGAUCUAUACACUAAAACUGCUUUAUUUAGCUAAAGUAAUUUAGGUGACUAUAGUGUUCCUUUAAGUGCUAAGUGUUUGUGUUCUGCAUACCAGAUACAUGCAUGAGUGGUGAGUGCUCUCUUCAUGUCAUUUAUUAUGAUUGUAGAUCAGGUAGUGGUUCGUUUUGGGUCAUCCAAACAAAAUGUGUGAUCCACCAUGGUGUUUCUUAGAAGAGUGGCAGUGAACCAAGUACCAGCCUUACCAGGUUCUAAAACCGUAAAUGCAUACAUUUGAACUACAAAAAGUUGCUAUUUUGUGCAUGCAAAAAUAAGUAUAUAGGCUUCUUGAUAAUUUAUUGUUGCCAAUACCAAUUACAGAUAGGUGUAUACCCCUUGUCAGCCAUAGUAUGUAUUAAAAUGAUUGAUACUUACUCUGGAAUGUAGUGACUCAAUGCAGGAAUGGAGAAUUGACAAGCAGACAUUAGAGAAUAGAUCUCUCAGUAUUAUAUAUACCACACCAGGGUGAAAGAGCCUAAUGACGUUUUAUUGUCAAGAUAUGACUGUAAAAAGCACUGAUAUGCACUGUGAAACCCCUUCUGCUGUUCUCAAAAAACAAACUGGGAUAUUUCUUCAGUAUUUACAUUUUUUAUUUGGUUGCCAUUGGUUUAGAUCAUGGGUGUCCAACUUUUUGGCUUCCAUGAGCCGCUUUGAGCGCAGAGGAAUUGUCUUGGGCCACACAUCAAAUUAUAUAAUACAGAUAAUGUACAUGUCACGGGUUUGUGAGUCUAUUGCUGUUAUUCCUUCAAUCCUCCAAUAGUCCCAAUUCCAGAUGUGCUGAAUUAUUGUUGUUAUUAUUAUUAUUGUUGCUAUUUAUAUAGCGCCAACAGAUUCCGUAGCACUUUACAAUAUUAUGAGAGGGGGGAUUUAACUAUAAAUAGGACAAUUACAAGAAAACGUACAGGAACAAUAGGUUGAAGAGGACCGUGCUCAAACUAGCUUACAGUCUAUAGGAGGUGAGGUAUAAAACACAUUAGGACAGGAAAUAUCAAUAAAAUAAGGUGGGAGUGAAGCAGAGCUGGAGGAGAGAGUAAAGUGCUGCCCUAUCGGAGAGAGCAAGAGACAGGUGUGUAAGGUAGAGGUUACUCUGGGGGGCCAUAAGCUUUUCUAAAGAAAUGGGUUUUAAGGCACUUCUUAAAGGAUUGAAAACUAGGGUAGAGUCUGAUGAGGGUAGGCAGGCUAUUCCAUAGGAAGGGAGACGCCCGUGAGAAGUCCUGCAAGUGCAAGUUAGCCGUACGGGUGCUAGCAGCGGUCAGGAGGUGGUCACAGGCAGAGUGGAGGGAACGAGGAGGGGCAUACCUAUGGAUCUGUGAAGAGAUCUAAGAGGGGCUAGAAUUGUUCAGUGCUUUAUAGGUAUGGGUUAGCACUUUGAAUUGACUCCUACAGGAUACAGGAAGCCAAUGUAAGGACUGACAGAGAGGUGAGGUGUGUGAGGACUGACUAGAGAGGAAAAUCAGUGCGGCGGCAUUCAUUACAGACUAGCGGGGCGAUACGGCUUUUGGGAAGACCAAUCAGGAGAGGGUUACAAUAGUCCAUGCGAGAAAUUACUAGAGCAUGGUAGCACCUUUUGUUAGAAAGGGGUGGAUGCAGGCUUUGUUUUUAAGUUGAAAUCUACAGGAUUUGGCAACAAACUGGAUGGGAGGCUCAAAGCUGAGGCCAGAGUCAAGUAUGACGCCAAGACUGCUUGCAAGGAUGGACUUAUGUGGAUACCACUGACUUGAAGGGAGAGAAAAAGAGGAGGAUCAGUAUUAAGAGGAAGAAAGACAAGGAGCUCAGUUUUAGAGAGAUUGAGUUUCAGAAAGCGGGAGGACAUCCAGUCAGAGAUGGAAGAAAGGGAAGCAGUGACACGUUGCAGGAUGGCAGGGGAGAGGUCUGGGGAGGAGACAUAUAUCUGGGUGUCAUCAGCGUACAGGUGGUAGUGGAAUCCACAAGAGGCAAUAAGUUUGCCAAGAGAGGCAGUAUAAAUAGAAAAUAGAAGGGGACCAAGGACAGAGCCUUGGGGGACUCCAACCGAGACAGGAUGAGGGGAGGAGUUAUCCUUGGAAAAGGAGACCCUGAAUGAGCGUUGGGAGUGAUAAGAGGAAAUCUAUGAGGACAGAGUCACAGAGACCGAGCGAUUGAAGAGUUUGAAGGAGCAGAGCAUGAUCAACGGUGUAAAAGGCAGCAGAGAGGUCAAGAAGAAUUAGUAUGGAGUAGUUGCCUUUGGAUUAAGCUGUGAUUAGGUCAUUAGUAACUUUGAUAAGAGCAGUCUCAGUAGAGUGGAGAGGACGGAAGCCAGACUGAAGAGGGUCAAGAAGAGAGCUGGAAUUGAGAAAGCGAGACACACGGGUAAAGACAAGUCUUUCCCGAAGCUUUGAGGAAAAAGGGAGCAGGGAUAUGGGACGAUAGUUAGAAGGUGGAUGGGUCAAGAGAUGUUUUUUUUUUUUUUUUUUUUCAGGAUAGGUACUACAGUGGCAUGUUUAAGGUCAACAGGGACAACGCCAGAAGAGAGAGAGCAGUUGAAGAUGUGUAAAUAUAGUGAAGUAUUACCUUUGUGUAGAAUUUCCCCAAAUUUAGACAGAAAGAGGCUAAGCAAGUUAUAAGAGCCUCCAAAGCGCACACAGAAGAGAAAAUAGCACAGUCAGUAAAAAAGGGGGAUAAAACAUAUUUUUUUAGAUACAUAAAUGAGAAAAAGAAAGUAAAACAAGGAUUAGUUAGAUUAAAAACAAAAGAAGGAAUGUAUGUAGAAGAGGAUAAAGGUCUUGCUGAUUGCCUCAAUGAAUAUUUUUGUUCAGUAUUUACAGAUGAAAAUGAAGGAAAGGGGCCUCAUUUAGGAAAAAGGACAAAUGAGUCAUUUGUUACAUGUGAGUUUACAGAGGAAGAGGUUCUAUUUCAACUGUUAAAAGUAAAGACAAAUAAGUCGAUGGGGCCUGAUGGAAUACACCCAAAGGUAUUAAUGGAUCACUAUAGGGCCAGGAACACAAACCUGUAUUCCUGACCCUAUGGUGUUAAAACCACCAUCUAGCCCCUUAUGCCUCCAUAAAUAUAGUAAAAAUCUUACUGUAUUCAAGCCUGAAGCUGUAAAUCUGCAUGCUGUUAGACUCAGAAAAACAAGCAAUCUGCUGACAUGUGGUAGCCUGAUCCAAUCACAGUGCUUCCCCAUAGGAUUGGCUCAGACUGACAAAGAGGCAGAUCAGGGGCAGAGCCAGCAUGAUUCAAACACAGCCCUGGCCAAUCAGCAUCUCCUCAUAGAGAUUAAUUGAAUCAAUGAAUCUCUAUGAGGAAAGUUCAGUGUCUGCAUGCAGAGGGAGGAGACACUGAAUCACAGGAUGCUGUGCACGGUGCUGCCCUGUACUGCCCUGUACUCUGCUGACAGCAGAUCUGAGUGAAUGGAGGCAUAUUAUGCCUCUAUCAACUCCGAAGUCCCUCUGGUUCACUCUGAGUGACUGCAGCUGGAGGUGUCCCUAGCUUUCAAUGUAAACACUGUAUUUUCUCAGAAAAUACAGUGUUUACAUGAGAGAGGCUGCAGGGAGCUAUAUUUCUCACCUGAACAACCUCAUUAAGCUGAAGUUGUUCAGGUGACUAUAGUGUCCCUUUAAAAGAACUUAGUGGCGUACUAGCAAAACCAUUAACGGAUUUAUUUAACAAAUCAUUGUUAACAGGAGUAGUCCUUGAAGAUUGGAAAUUAGCGAAUGUUGUACCCAUUCACAAGAAAGGUAGUAGGGAGGAGUCGGCAACUAAAGGCCUUACUUCAGUAGUUGGGAAAGUGAUGGAAACCAUGUUAAAAGAUAGGAUUGUCAAACAUUUCUAAUACAAAAUCACAGGGGUUUCCUUCCCACAAGCCAUUGUGUUUGAGAGAUAAUUGAGCUCUAAUUAAGCUAAUCCAAUUAUCUCUCAAAUAGGAAAACCUACAAUUUUUUCAUAACACAAAAAUAUAUGACAACAGCAUUGGAACCCCACAACAAAUAUAUUCCCGAAUAGCCCUGAUCUGAAUGCACAACAUAACCAAAAAUGCUCAAAUCGGUUCAGUAAAACAAAAGUUAUGUUCGUGCAUAUAUGAACUGGCUGCCUGGUAGAGGUGGUAUUGUCAAUUUCAAAAGGGGUUAAUUUGAUUGUAUGGGAGGUCAGAGCUUACAACCUAAAUUCCUCUUUGAAGCUGGGAUCCCAGCAGAGCUACUUUGUAAUGUGUGAGAAGUCACACAUAAGUGGCCUGGAAGUCUGGUUUCAGUAUAAACUAACGCUCUCAUUUUCCGUAUGUCUUGAUUCCCUCCUAGAUAAGGAGUCUUUUGAUAUGAACAAGCAGUGUGUUCCAAUAUCUUAUCCAAAAGAGACAUUAAUACCUAUCCACAGAUUAAUACUCAAGCCUUAUUUUUAUCUUAUUUAGAAUGGGACAAGCACAUUCUUUCAAUCAAGCCUAAACAUGAUUUGCGAACAAGGGGACCACACAGAAUCUGUUCGGUUACCCAACCAUAGGGAACAAUUCCAUUUGAAUGCAGGAAAACAUUAGACGAUAUAAAGUAUAAUUAAGGGAACAUGUACAAGGAGUCCCAUCUCCCGUGACAGUUUAUAAGUAAUAUAACUUUAACCCCUUAAGGACCAAACUUCAGGAAUAAAAGGGAAUCAUGACAUGUCACACAUGUCAUGUGUCCUUAAGGGGUUAAAAGCAUUUUUCUUACUUUUGAUAUUUCAAUAGUUUAGUAGAUAACUCCCUUAUCUGUGAACCUUAUGUGGGAUUGGCAUAUUUAAGGAUACCAAAUUAGGAUACCAAUUAGGGAUCCAUCUACUAAACACAUAUACAUGUAUAUACAUAUGUACACAUAACCACAAAACUAUACACACAUAAUCACAGACAAUCACAGACCUAUACGCACAAUAACAUACAUACGCACAGAUACACACACAAUCACAGACCCAUACACAUAAUCACAAACUUACACACACACAAUCACAGACAUCUGCAGACUCCUCCCACCACACACACAGACAAUCACUGACAAAACAUACAUAACAGUAACAUACACACAUUUAGUACUAAAGAGGUCCACCCAGCCUUCCUACCUUUCGACCUAGAAUGCAUCUUCUGUACCUGGUGGCUAGCGGUUGUUGCUGGGCUGGGACCUCUGUGCUCUUCCUGCACAUGUAUUUUGUGCGCCCAGCAGUGAUGUCAUAUCCCGGCUCACUGCAGGGUACCCUUUUAAUUAAGCUAGUUCUAUUUGGAAUUCGACAGAAUUUUGACUGAAUAGACUGGUAUUUUACCACUUAAACUCUGUCCACAGCCUGUCAAUAUUUGCGUUUUUUGAACAUUCUGUUACUUUUGAGUAUUCAGUUGUGUAUGUAUUUCAAGCAUUUGGUUCAGUGGGUCUCAUGUUUAUUUUAUUAUUUCUUUGAUUGGUUUGCUGUGCCAUUUUCAUCAAUAAUCUUUUUGGCUGGAAAUGGUUGGAAAAUCGAAAUCAUGAAUCAAACAAAACUGUUUGUCUGUUGUCUGUGUCGUUUGUUUCAUUAUGCGUCCAUAUGGCACUUAAAAAUUAAAGAAUGUAGAUGAUCCACCAAUUGGCCAAAAUUUAGCCGAAUUACAAUUCAUUUGAAACUGAAUGCAUAAGUAUAUUACUGGUUAUUAUUCUGUUACAAUUCAGCUCAAUUUAUUUGUGAACAAAUUUUCAUGACUGUGAAAUCCAUUUUAAAAACACAUGGACCCAUUCAGUUCAGUUCAGUUUAAGUGAAUACGGUUAACCUCAGAGAAAUUUUAGAAGAUGAAUUGAGCCAGAUUCGGUUUGUAGUGAAUAUACCAUAUAGUCUUUAUACAAAAAGAUGCACACCUUAGCCAUUAAUCCGAAUCUCUUUAUUAUACAAAGUAAAUCAAACAAAAAUACAAAACAAACACUGUUACAAGACGUGGUUAUCCCUUGAGAAAGGCACUAGUAGCUGUGCUGAAACAUUGGGGUUUUGUUCUGUACACGUGUCCAACCCAUUGAGGUAAUAUGCAAGUGAGCUUUAAUGCCCGUUUGAUUUAGAGCAUAUUUUAUAGCCUCUGUCACUGGUUGUUAUAGUCUUGUAUCAGUGUUUGUUUUAUAAUAGAGAUUUUGAUGAUUAACUAAGGUGUGCAUCUUUUUGUAUAUAGUAAUAUGUUGCUUGGCAUUAAGGGAUGCUUCUUUAAGAUAGCACACAUAGAUGUUAUGUGAAUUGCAGCUACUUUCCAAUUGAAUUUGAUUAGUUACAAUUAUUAUACUCUAUAUUAUGAAACAGUUAGGCUUAAAGGGACACUCUGGGCACCAUAACAACUUCAUUGGAAUGUAGUUGUUUUGGAUCAGGAGCUCCUAGGUGCCAAAUUACCUUCAGGGGUUAGUUAUGCUGUAGUUAUUAUGGUACCACGAGUGCCCUUGUGCCAUUGUAAGUAGUCAAACUGUUUUAGAACUGUUUUAGAACAGUUUGAUUUACCUGCGGAAAUACCAGUCUGCCGCCUUUCAACUCAGCCACUCCACAUCAAUUAGAGCCUGUGGCUUCAAUCAGAAUGCCUCUAACUGGGCUCUGCUGAUGAGCUGACAUUUUCAGCCUAUGCAUUCAUCCUCUAAGAGCUCCCCAUUCACAAAACUGAUGGAAAAAUGUGGGGCGCCCAGUCCAAGGCUUCUUUGACUGAUGUCUCGGACUGUAACAAAAGUGGAGGGGCAGUGCUGACUGGUUCCAGUCUGUAGAUUUUGAGGUGAAACCAUUGCCAGUGGGCCCAUAAUUUGGAUUUUAACAGUCUGGCAGCAUUUGGUCCGGCUGAAACCCAGACUAUAUUCAUGCACAUUGGUGCGUUAUUUUCAGAAUCCGAACCUUGUUAAAAUUCUUAAUGGUCCUGCACAGCACUGGGUUGGUGUCGCCCUGUUCGGUAGAGGGACAUUCCGAGUUUAGUAAAUAACCCUGCAGAAUUUGUGGGGUGUUACCUCUUGAGGAGGCUGCUUGGCUGCAAUAUUUGUAGUCCUUUCUGGUAUGUAGAUGGCAUAGCUGUGAAGACAGAAAUGAUCACAAGGUAUAAAAAUAAAACUUGAAACACAUAGAAUAUAUUAUAAAAUAUAGUCAGUCCAUGGUAUUCUCCAAAAAACUGACACCAGUUCUUAUUUUAAAUACCUCCAUCCACAUGUGACAGGACAUUUCUGUCUAUCGAAAGUAUACAGUUACAACAACAAACUGGCCACUGUGCACACCCUUCACUAUGAUUGCAUGUAUCCUUAUAGCACAUGUUAAUAUCUUUUCAAGUGUCACUACUGUUUGAGUAAACUAGGGAUGCAGUGUUCCCAGUUUGUCCCCAGUAGUGGCAGAAUUUAACUACUUUUAUGAAAUCCCCUCAAAUUAUCUGGAUGUCUGCCUCCACUGUAAAACCUAUCACACAGACCGGAGAGCUAGUGAGGGGGCCGAGGGGGAUUUCUUUUUUUUUUUUUUGUGGAUAAUAUUUUAUUGGUUUUCAACAAUCAAAAAAACAAAAAACAAAUUAGACUCGCAAGUCCCCAGUGUGAUGAGCUGGGGUAUAAACCAUGUAAUAUAAAAUUGAGCAGGGAAGUGGAGUUUAGUGUGAUGAGACAUUGUACUGGUUUGUCUGCAGAUUGGGCUAUUUGUAGUUGUCCCCCAGGCCAUAUACAGCCAGCCCUCCCCUAUACACUGAUAUAAAACAAAAACCUUAUAGCUAGAGCUUAUCAAAAAAAACUCUGGUUCCAUAGUUUGAACUAUAUCCUUUACACUAAUGAGCGAAUAUCUCUGUGAGGUUAAAUAUCAGAAGGAAGACUGCCAUUGUUUUUUUUUUCUUUCUUGUAUUGAAUUUGUUUCCCAUGGGGAAAGCAUUGGAUUGGCUAAAAUUGGCAAGGGGCGUGGCCAAAUGCUGUUUUGGCCAAAAUUCAGCGUUCCCAUGCAGAGCGUGGAGACGCUGAACGGCAGUGCUGCCUACUGUGCAGCACUGAGCCAAGAAUCUCCUCCAGUGUCCAUCUGAGGAGGGGCCACUUGGAGAUGUCCCUAGGGGCAAUGUAAACACUGACUUUUCUCUGAAAAGGCAGUGUUUGCAUGAAAAUGCCUGCAUAUAAUGGUUAUACUCACCAGAACAAAUACAUUAAGCUGUAGUUGUUCUGGUGACUAUAGUGUCCAUUUAAAUCACUUUUCUUUCUGUUUAUGCAGCCUAGUCACACCUCCCCUUGCCGUGACUGACACAGCACAGCCUGCAUGAAAACAAAAUUGUUUCAUUUUCAGAUGAUACUUACUUUUAGUUUUACUUAGAUUUAGUUUUUAUCUACUGCUCUGUAAAUUGAACUUGAAUUGCUAGCCAGUGGUUCCUGCAGGGUCUAGCAAGCUAUUAACACAGUAGGAGAUAAUAAAUGCUAAAUUAAACAGAAUUAGCAAUAAAGGAAGUUUAGAUCAGAUGCCUCUUUACAGGAAGUAUUUAGGAAGACUGUGUAAGUCACAUGCAGGUGGGAGGUGGGGGGUGGUGGGAUUAGGGCUCUAUAAACAAAAUGAUAUAACUCCUAAAUGGCAGAGAAUUGAGCAGUGACACUGCAGGAGCAUGAUGUAUACACCAAAACUACUUAAUUAAACUAAAGUUGUUUUGGUGACUAUAGUGUCCCUUUUAAGUUAUCUUUGAUGGGAAGCACCACCUAUACAACUAAGGGUCAACCAGCUAAUUGGGAGCCAGUAUGUGUUCACCAAUCCUGACUUAAUGCACAAGUGCUGGCCGUAUAAAGACAAUGUGCUCAGAGACGGUAUCAGGCUUCCAGAUUGCGCAUGGUCUUCGGUUGGAGAAGUGAUACUUAAAGGAAGGAGGACUAAAAGAUAGAUGCUUGUUUGGACACAGGAUAGUCAAGGUUACAUUUUGUCAUAUUUGUCAUGUAUUAAUGAUUAACAGCAUGUACUGAGUAAAACCAUGCACACAAGUACUGGGCUAUUAGUAUUAUUAUUACUGGUAUUUAUAAAGCGUCAGCAUAUUCCGUAGCGCUUUACAAUAUUAUCAAAGGGGGGAGAUUUAACAAUAAAUGAGACAAUUACAAAAACUUACAGGAACAAUAGGUUGAAGAGGACCCUGCUCAAACGAGCUUACAGCCUAUAGGAGGUAGGGCGUAAAACACAACAGGACAGGAGAUAGCAAUCAAACAAGGUGGAGUGAAGCAGAGCUGGAGGAGAGAAUAGAGUGCUGCCCUUUAGGAGAGAGCAAGGGAUAGGUAUGUGAGGUAGAGGUUACUCUGGGAGGCCAUAAGCUUUCCUAAAGAGAUUGGCUUUGAGGCACUUUUAAAUAAUUGAAUACUAGGGGAGAGCUUGCUGGUCGUAGGCAGGUUAUUCCAAAGGAAAGGAGCCAGCUGCAUGAAGUCCUAUCCUUUCUCUAACUUGCUUGAGCGUAGAUGUUUUCUAAAGCAUGAAGCAAUAGCCACUUGUCAGGAUUAAAGGGACACUCGAGCACCGUAACCACUUGUAUUCAUUGCGUGGGUAUAUAAUGCAUUAUCUCCAUGCUGCAUAUAAGCUUGGAGUGUCCCUUUAAGUGUUAAAAUGAACAUGAAUGUAGACACUACUCACAAAAUAACUGCCAUGUGUUUUUGUGGGUUUUGACAAUGCUCAAUCUAUCGCAGGCUAUUUAAAUAGUCAGUGAAGUCUUCCUUUCCUUAAAAUAAUGCUUUUAUUCAUAUUUUGCUCAGGGUCAAUUUUCCUUUCUGUUUUUGUGUUGGUUGCAAAUGGUACCUAUGUAUCCAGAGUAAACUAUAAAUAUAUAUGUUCUUCUCCCAGUCUCAUACCAACUUUCUCUCCUCUUUAGCUUCAGCUGAAACAGACAGCCAUAGUUGGUCCUCUUGUAUGACAACCAGUAUGCAGCUCGCCCAGGAGUGCUUGAAGGACCAAUCAGAGGAACCGUUAGAGCCAUCACAGCCUAUUGAAGGGUUGGAAAUGUUUGCACAAACUUUAGAAACAGGUCAGACAUUUCUUCAACAUUCUUAUGACAAUGCUCAAUGAGAGAUAUUCUUUGUAUCCUCCUGUUUAACAUGAAUGCAUCACUCUGUUCUUUAGAGUUUCAUGGCUGUCGUGUGUCCAUUAACUUGAUUGUUCCAUUGUAUAUAUUGUGCCUUUUGCAGUGUUACGGAGGAUUAAAGUAACCUUUCUGGAUACGAUUAUCCGGAUUGAGAACAAACCACUUGAUUCCUCCAUUGCGACUGCCCUUGAAUUCCGCAUAAAAAGGUGAGAUUUUGAAAACAUUAUAUGUGAAUUAGAUGACUUUAGGUUAGUUUUUGUUAUUUGGCUUGCUGUCUAAUGUAAACUAGAUUAUAUGUGAGACAAUUUAAAGUAGCACUCUGAGUACUAUAACCACCACAGCUCAUUGAGUCCUUGGGUGCAUUCUGUCUGAUUAGUGUCAAACCCUUUUAAAAAGAUUUGAAAUGAGUCUCUCUUGGCUGUUGAAGCCAAGGUCCUCCACUGCCUCGACUCAGCUAAUCUGGACAUUAAUUUCUUGUAACCUACAGGUACCGUCUAAAUUUGGUUGGCUUUGAACUUUUAAUGUGGAAGCUUUCUACUUUAUCCAAGCUGCAGCAGAGGGUCUGGGUUUAGGUCUUUGGAAAACCCUAUUAUUUUUAAUUCUUUCUAUAGAAAGUUUUAUAUAGACACAUAAUAUUAUAAAACGCUCAGUCACCAUACAUGCAUAGACACACACAGACUUCCAUGAAAAGACACACAAUCGCAUACUCACAUACUUUCUUACAGCCAUAUUCAUAUACAGAUUAGUCACAAACGCACAGAAAAUUCAAACCUUCUUCUCCCUAAUGCUUGAUUCAGCACAAGGGGGAUGUGGACAGGAGGCUGAAGUGGCCCUGCAAUCCCUGGUGUGGAAGAAGGGGAGAUGUGAACUGACUAUCCUAUCACAAACCCUUUCCUGCUCCCCUAUCUCCCCCCCCACCAUGCCCCCCAUGCAGACUACAUAGCAUCAGGCAGUGGAUUCAUCACUCCACAGUCAUGGAGCCUGGUGUUAUUAAACAGGGGGGUAGGGGGCGGGGGGAGAAACUGAAUAGACUUUAAGCCUAGGGUAAACUAUUCCAUCUGUAACACACCAGUUUUUUGGGGUGAUUUGAUGUUGGCUCUGACCAUUUUUAUCUUUACUUUUCUAAUUUCUUCUGUGCUACUGCAAUCACUUUUUCUAAAUAUAUCCUACCUCUCUCUCAGACUAGAUUAUUGCGAUGAAGCUGUAAGGGACUCUUCUCACGCUAUCCCCACGGAUGUCCACCAACCUCCAGCAUUCAUCCAAAAGAUCUUGCAGCUCAAUGGGGUCUCGCUGCAUUGUGAGGAGUUCAAGGCUAGAGAUCAAACUCCUUCUCCAGUGCCUGAGGUACAAACACAUUUUUACAUACAAAAAACAUAUGUAACCUUAUAUAUUCUUUAAAUGAAUGCACGGACUCUUAUCUCUUUUUAGUUUGUGCCACUAUGUAUACUUGGUUAAGUUUGUUCCUCACUGCCUUAUGUCUCCUUAGGAUGAUAACCAAUCUUCCAGAAACCGAGACAAAGAUCCAGUACACCACUCAGAGCCUCGCAGCCGGCCUGCGGAGCCAAUAGCACCUUCCUCGCCUACCCUACAGAUUGGCAGCUUCUCUGGAUGUACAGAGCUUACUAUCAAACUAAAGCAGACUGACGUGUUCCCAGGACCGAAGGUGACCUAUAAGCUCUGUUGUAAUAUAUAUGAGAAUAUUGUAGGUUUAUGCAUUAACACAAAGUAUGCUGUUCUAUUUAAGGAGUGAGGAAAAUUCUGAAGAGAACAUUUCAAUCUCUUAUAGAAUCAACUGUUUCUGUAAUCUCUUGGAAUUUUGUGUACUUGGUUUUAUAAUAUUAAAACUAAGUGAGAGCAGAAUUUUUUUCAAUUUUUUUUGCACUAGCAUUGUUAAACAAAAUAACAAAACCACUUUAGAAAGCACAAUUAAAUGUAUAUGUAAUGCAGCAUUGAGAUUUUUCACUGUGUCUUAGUCCAACUACUGUAAGAUCAAGUUUAAUGAUUUGCAUCCAAUAAAAUGCAACUCUUAGCGAAACAUUCAAGUAUACGGCUCGUGCAUGGCUAUUGCCUUAAUUUACCUAUUGAGUGCUUCUCUGUGAGCUUUUUUCUUUUGCACUAGUAAAAGGUAUUUAGCUGUAUGUGCUGUACAUUAAUCUUAAAUGCACUGUGCCAUAUGACGGCUAUGUAUUUUUCUACAGUUUGAGAUCGAUGGAAAGAUUGGGUCCCUACACUUGUUUCUGAAUCCACGUCAGUUUUAUAACCUACAGCAACUCAUAGAUGCUUUGAGUAUUUCAGGUAUGUUCAAACAUUAGGUUGUCCAAUAAGAGUACAUCAGAUAUCUGUACCCUACAUAAGUUUUGAAUUUUGCUUUUGCAGAAUCAAACAGUAUCAAAGAGAAACUAUUAAAGAGUCGACCUCUGGAUGGGGAGGAUUUGAAGCUAAUUGAACAGGACCUAAAUCAGCAACUAAACCCAGGUCCUGGAUCUAUUUUUCAACCAGAUCCGGAAUUCAUCUCUUUCCGCACUGUGGAGAACGGAGGUCAGUCUAAAAUCUCAUCAAUUAUUAAAUGCCGGGGUUAAUAAUGAUAAUAAUGAUGGUAUGCUGUGAUAUAGGAUGCUGAGAGACAGAGGUUUAAUGCUGCUUUGUAGGCUGUUCUUUUUCCUAGUUUGCAUGAUGUAACAGAUGUCACUUUUCCUGGUGUGCAUAGUGUAGUUUCUGCCCACUUGCCAGGUGUGUAUGGCAUAGUUGCUGUUCCUUUUCCUGCUUUGCAUGGUGUAGUACUACCCUUCUGUGCAGAGUGUAGCUCUUAUACAUCUACUGGUGAUAAGUAGCACAUAUGUAGUAUUAUGGGGAUUUUUCUGUUCCCAGGUGUGCAUGAUGUCGCUGCUGUCACUAUCCCUGUUUGGUGUGGUGGGGCUGCUAUCCCUUACCCUGGUGUGCAUGAUGUAGCUGCUGUCCCAUCCAUAUCCUGGUUUGUGUAGUGUAGUUGCUGUCCACAAGCCUUCUGUGUAUGGUGUAGCUCUUCUUCCGGUGGGCAUGAUGUGGCAGCUCUUCAUUUGUCUUGCGUGCAUGUUACGGGAACUUACCCUUGUGUGCAUGAUGUAGCUGCUAUCCAAUAUCCUGGUUUGUGUACUUUAGUUGCUGUCCCUCUUCCUUUUUUGCGUGCUAUGACUGCUGUCCCAAAUCCUGUUUUUCAUGGUGCAUCUGCUGUCCAUUUUCCUAGUUUACAUUGUGUAGCUGCUGGCCGUUUCGCUAGUUUGCACGAUGUAGUGGCUGUCAAUAUGUUUUUGCCCUGUUUAAUUAAACCUCAUAAUUACACAGUAUCUUGAGAUGAAUUGAGGUUAUAGUCCCCUGAUUGAGAGUUGCUCUCCACAUCUAGCCUUUGCUACUGCAUUUUAUUUCACAGUGAACUGCCUACAUUAUACAUUAUUUAAUUAAACUGGAACUAGAACAAACACACACUUAAAAUUCUGUUAUAUUAGCUGCAUAAUAUGCAUGAGAUCUAUGCAUCUGAGAGAUGGUUCUUAAAAUAUUUAUCUUUCAUCCGUACAGAUAUGUUUUUCUCUAUGACGGCCAUGACAAACAGUGCCACUUCAACCCGAUCAGCAAAUGAAUUGUCGGAUGUGGACUUAGAAUCCUCUACUUACAGUGAUUACAGCGUCAAUCCGCUUCCAAGUACAGCCUUCAACCCUGGCGUGAGAAAUCUUGUAUAUCUUUUUUUCUUAACAUGUACAAAAUAGACUCAAGGUGCAUUGGUCUUGCUGAUGUGGCUCAGAUAUCCAGAUUGCUUAUGAGUGUAUAAACUAAAACAGAUUUAAAAAGAGCAUAAAGAGAACUCUAUAACUUGACCUAUUGUUUGUGCCUGCUCAGGAUUCUAAUAGGUCUGAGCUAUUUUUUUCCAUUACAAAACAUAUAGCAUUUGCUCAUUAGACUGACCCUAGUCAGGUGUGUUGAGAACCCAAAUGCCAGGUGAGUUCCCACUGCAAGAGAGAGAUUGCAACCCCACCUGAUUGAUUCAGCCUUCUUGGGCCUUGACAGAGAGGUACAAUUAAAACAAAUUACACAAUAGGUGAGAGUUGGCACCGCACACAAUGAAUAUUACCACUUUAAAUCUUGGAGGUAGAAGAUGCUUUCUUAUAAUCUGUAAUAAAAGCAUAAAACACAGACCAUAGUGUAAUAUGUAUGCUCCAAGUAUAAUAAAUAAGACCAAAUCGGUCAAACUCACAUGUUACUGAGCAUAUUCGUUCUAUAUACAUAGAAACAUAGAAACAUAGAAUGUGACGGCAGAUAAGAACCAUUCGGCCCAUCUAGUCUGCCCAAUUUUCUAAAAACUUUCAUUAGUCCCUAGCCUUAUCUUGUAGUUAGGAUAGCCUUAUGCCUAUCCCAUGCAUGCUUAAACUCCUUUACUGUGUUAACCUCUACCACUUCAGCUGGAAGGCUAUUCCAUGCAUCCACUACCCUCUCAGUAAAGUAAUACUUCCUGAUAUUAUUUUUAAACCUUUGUCCCUCUAAUUUAAGACUAUGUCCUCUUGUUGUGGUAGUUUUUCUUCUUUUAAAUAUAGUCUCCUCCUUUACUGUGUUGAUUCCUUUAUAUAUUUAAAUGUUUCUAUCAUAUCCCCCCUGUCUCGUCUUUCCUCCAAGCUAUACAUGUUAAGAUCCUUUAACCUUUCCUGGUAAGUUUUAUCCCGCAAUCCAUGAACCAGUUUAGUAGCCCUUCUCUGAACCCUCUCUAAGGUAUCAAUAUCCUUCUGAAGAUACGGUCUCCAGUACUGUGUACAAUACUCCAAGUGAGGUCUCACCAGUGUUCUGUACAAUGGCAUGAGCACUUCCCUCUUUCUACUGCUAAUACCUCUCCCUAUACAACCAAGCAUUCUGCUAGCAUUUCCUGCUGCUCUAUUACAUUGUCUGCCUACCUUUAAGUCAUCAGAAAUAAUCACCCCUAAAUCCCUUUCCUCAUAUGUUGAGGUUAGGACUCUAUCAAAUAUACUGUACUCUGCCCUUGGGUUUUUACGUCCAAGAUGCAUUAUCUUGCACUUAUCCACAUUAAAUGUCAGUUGCCACAAUUCUGACCAUUUUUCUAGUUUACCUAAAUCAUUUGUCAUUUGGCUUAUCCCUCCUGGAACAUCAACCCUGUUACAUAUCUUAGUAUCAUCAGCAAAAAGACAUACCUUACCAUCAAGACCUUCUGCAAUAUCACUAAUAAAAAUAUUAAAGAGAAUGGGUCCAAGUACAGAUCCCUGAGGUACCCCACUGGUGACAAGUCCAAGCUUCGAAUAUAUUCCAUUAACUACAACCCUCUGUUGCCUGUCACUCAGCCACUGCCUUACCCAUUCAACAAUAUUGGAAUCCAAACUUAAAGAUUGCAGUUUAUUGAUAAGCCUUCUAUGUGCAACAGUGUCAAAAGCCUUACUGAAAUCUAGGUAAGCAAUGUCUACUGCACCACCCUGAUCUAUAAUUUUAGUUACCCAAUCAAAAAAAUCAAUAAGAUUAGUUUGGCAUGAUCUCCCUGAAGUAAACCCAUGUUGUCUCUGAUCUUGAAAUCCAUGUGUUUUUAGAUGUUCAUCAAUCCUAUCCUUUAACAUGGUUUCCAUCACUUUCCCCACUACUGAAGUAAGGCUUACUGGCCUAUAGUUGCCCGACUCCUCCCUAUUACCUUUCUUGUAAAUGGGCACAACAUUCGCUAACUUCCAAUCUUCUGGGACUACUCCUGUUAACAAUGAUUGGUUAAAUAAAUCUGUUAAUGGUUUUGCUAGUACACCACUAAGCUCUUUUAAUAGCUUUGGGUGUAUUCCAUCAGGUCCCAUUGACUUAUUUGUCUUUACUUUUGACAGUUGAAAUAGAACCUCUUCCUCUGUAAACUCACGUGUAAUAAAUGACUCAUUUAUCCUUUUUCUCAACUGAGGUCCCUUUCCUUCAUUUUCUUCUGUAAAUACAGAACAAAAAUAUUCAUUGAGGCAGUCAGCCUGACCUUUAUCCUCUUCUACAUACCUUCCUUCUUUUGUUUUUAAUCUAACUAAUCCUUGUUUUACUUUUCUUUUCUCAUUUAUGUAUCUAAAAAAUGUUUUGUCCCCUUUUUUACUGACUGUGCUAUUUUCUCUUCUGUGUGUGAUUUGGAAGCUCUUAUAACUUGCUUAGCCUCUUUCUGCCUAAUCUUAUAGAUCAUUUUGUCUUCCUCACUCUGGGUUUUUUUAUAAUUCCUAAAUGCUAACUUUUUGUUUUUAACUAUUUUGGCCACAUCUGCGGAGUACCACAGUGGUUUCUUGAAUUUUUUGCUUUUACUGACAAGCCUAAUGCAAUUUUCUGUUGCCUUCAAUAGUGCAACUUUUAAAUAAUCCCAUUUCUCUUGGACUCCAUUUAAAUUGCUCCAGUCUGAUAAUGACUCCUCUACCCAUAUUCUAAUUUUAGAAAAGUCUGUUUUUCUAAAGUCUAAAACUUUUGUUUUUGUGUGGUGUGACUCAGUCACUGUUCUUAUAUUAAACCACACUGACUGAUGAUCACUGGAUCCUAAACUUUCACCUACAGUAAUAUCUGAUACCAAAUCUCCAUUUGUUAACACUAAAUCUAGUAUGGCCUCUUUACGAGUUGGCUCCUCAACAACUUGUUUUAGAGACAAUCCCAGUAGGGAGUUUAGAAUAUGUGUGCUCCUGGCACAAGUAGCUAAUUUUGUUUUCCAAUUUACAUCAGGAAGAUUAAAGUCACCCAUGAUGAUAACUUCCCCCUUCAUUGUCAUUUUAGCUAUUUCCUCAACUAGUAGAUUAUCUAACGCUUCAAUUUGUCCUGGGGGCCUAUAAAUCACACCUACACGAGUUACUGUGUGAUUACCAAAUUCUAACGUAGCCCAAACGGACUCUGUUUGCCUCACUAACUUUUAUUAGGCUAGAUUUUAUGCUAUCCUUCACAUACAAGGCCACCCCUCCCCCUUUCUUGCCUUCCCUAUCUUUCCUAUAUAAAGAGUACCCUGGUACCUGACCUGGUUUGGAUCAUUGAGGUGGUCGGAAAGUAUUUGGAGGAAAAAUUUCUGCUGGGAGCAGAGAUCCAGAGGUUAAUACUUAAUUAAUAAAAAACGCUGACAGUCUGAGCCUGCUAACUAGUAGGCUCAGUAAAACUCACAUUUGGUCUUAUUUAUUAUACUUGGAUCAUACAUAUUACACUAUGGUCUGUGUUUUAUGCUUUUAUUACAGAUUAUAAGAAAGCAUCUUCUACCUCCAAGAUUUAAAGUGGUAAUAUUCAUUGUGCGUGGUGCUAGCUCUCACCUAUUGUGUAAUUUGUUUUAAUAUGAUUUUAGUGACUAAACACUGGUGAUAGUAGCUACACUGUUUGCACUAAAGCACUUUAUUCCUAUACUGUAUUUAUCUUAUUUUAGAGAGUGCACAAGUAAAGAUGUAUUGCAAAAUUAGGGCACAUCACUAAUGUGAUCUAAUAUAUCACCCACAAACCUGGCAAAGAUAGAUAUAGCGGGUAUUGCUGUACUUGGGGUGCAUAGUAAGGAUCUUUACUGUAGUGUGAAAUUUAUGGUCUGUGAAAUUAAGCUUAGAAUUUACACAUAUGGCAAAAAUCAUAAUAAAAUGUAAAUAUACCUAGCUGUGUUGGCUGGGUCGAUAAUGAAAUGGUUAAAUGAAAACGGUCAAAAUACUGAUAGUUAACCCCUUAAGGACACAUGGUGGAAAUUUUUAUGACUCCCAGGGAAGAAAUAUUCUUUAUAUAAGGGGGGGAACCCAGACAUAGCAAAAGCUGCACAAAGUGGAGGUGGAGGACGGUUCAUUUGGAUACAUUGUGCUUAAUAAGUUCCCCGGAGGAUUUAUGAUGGUUUAUCCUACCAAAUUUAUUGUAGAUAUAUUGGUUAGCGCUGUUUAUCAAGUAUUGGCUUAUAAUCUACCAGUUUGGAAUCCCUCACUAUUGCGGAGUCUGGGAUCCCCUUUUCUCUUUUCUUAUAUAUUGUAUCAUUUACAGGGUUCAAGCCCAGGGUGGAUCUGGUACCACCCAGACUGACCUUACUGUCAUAAGUCCAAGUUUACCUGGACUCCGUGACCGUUCUCUUCUAUCUGAAUAAGAAAUAUUCUUUGAUGCACAUUCAUCAAAAAUAAAACUUAAAGUGCAUGCACAGUAUGGGAAUAAAUUAAAUAGUAUCUAAUUUAACUUUAUAAACGGUUAUCUGUCAGAUGGUUAGUCCUACAGACUUUUUAGUUGAAGGGGCUCGUCAAAUCACAGGCUACAGAGUUCAUGUUUUGUUCAAAAUUACACUUUUAACACUUUUUGAAAUCUAAAUACUCAAAGUACAGCUUGUACAGACCUGUAAUAUUUUUAGUUUUUUAUUGAAUGUAGAAAGAACUGUAAACCAACAGAGUUCUAACAGGUGGAUGAAAAUAUGGGCAGAACUCUUUUUGUGGUCUGAUCUAUCAGAUCUCAUUAUUAAUAGACCUCAUAUACCAAAAAUUACGAAUGACUAAUGGCUGUCUUCAGUGGAGACAGAGAAAACGAGAAGGAGAGGUAUAGUGGCAAGAAAAUGGAAGAGGUUUCUAGAAACUUUGUUACAAUAGAACAUUAAUAAUAAUUUAUAAUCUAAUAAUUAGUCAUUAUUUGUUUAGUAAACAAGUAAUUCUGAUUAAAUUCAUUGUAGUGCUGUGUUUGACUGUUUGUCCAUGUCGGCGGAUACUUAGUCUGUUUUUCUUUUACUUUUCCAGUUAAUGCUGGGCAGCCCCAGACGGUACGGUCACUCUCCUUUCACAGCCACUAUAGCUCCUUUACAAAGCCUUCCCCGGGUAUCAGGUGAGAAUUAUCGUUUGUCUCAGAGUCUAACAACGACCUGUAAAUUAGUUUAACUAAACAUUUUACCAGUGCUUCUAAAAACAAUAAUUUUAUACCCGCGUACCUAUACAUGAACACAGUAAAUUGCAGUACAGUAGAAUUUUAACCAUUCAAUGCUUUGGUUUAUCAGUACCUUCUUCCUUUCACUGACAGAUAAAUCAUCUGCUCCUUCCUCAAUGGAGACUCUAAAACCGGAAAUGUUGUUGAAACUGUCCCUGGGUGGUCUUACUAUCACUGUUCCCCAUCUCCUUGGUGAUGAAAGUAUUGUGUCAGACCCAUCCUAUUCAGAGGCUGUCAAUCGCUUUUUCAUGGAAUUGGGUUCCUUCCAGUAUGCAGCCUUCAGUGGUCGAGACUUUGCACAUCUUCGCGGCCACUUUGAGAAAGCAUGCCAGAUGAGCAAUGUUAGGUAAAGGGCAAGUAAGCUUGAGGAUUUGGUCCAGUCUACAAAUAAUCACUUUUUGAUGUGUUCUGUUAUUCAUUGAUGUAUAAAUAAAUGCUGAGCGCAGAUGAUUGUCUAUUUAGGAAAAGGCAAAGUGUAAAAAUAAUGUACGUUCUUGAGUGAAGGAGAUAAAUAUGAGUUAGCACAGCCAUCACCUAGUGUAUCCAUUUUAAAGUGCUCAAGAUUUAUCAGUGUUCUGAAAAAAAAAAAUUUUAUCCAAAAAUCUGUUUCAGUUUAUAAGUGUUUUAAAAGGUAUCUGAAAAGUGUAACCUUUCUUCCUUGUAUAUUCCAAUGGAUUUUUGUGCCUGCACAAUUUUUUCCCACGGACUUAAAAUACUGUGUGAAUAUACCGCACAUAUUUUUAUUGCCUAGUGAAAAUGGUUUAAGGAAAUGCCAGAAAAUCAAAUACUUUUUUUUUUUUUUAUGAAAAAGAUCAAUAUUUAUAAAUGAAAAGAUACACAAAAAAAAAUGACCGAAAAGUCACUAAAGUAAUAAAUAGUGGACACGAAUUUUGUAACAAAAAUUUUUGCAAUAGAAGGUAGUUACAUGUUUUUUGUGUAAUUUUUAGUUUUACAGGCUCUUCACAGAACAUGUAGUGCAGUUAGAAUUUGUCAAUUGUCAGCAGAUAGUGUCACCACUUGCAAUCUUUGCUGGGUGUAUCUACAAUGCUGGCACCACCGGAUUCCACACAGGAGGCAUAUGUAGUUAUUUUUUGCUACUUCUGCUCAGUCUACCUUUGACUUUUCUAACAGGACCACAGCCGUAGCAGUUCAGAUUAUCUGUGAGCAGAAAACUGGAAGAGCGUCCCAACAAACUAGCGUUGACAUGAGCUGUGGGAUCCUGGAGAUUCUGGAAUGUUUGUGGCAGGGGGAUCCAGCAUUCAGGAAGGCAAAAGAACCAGAAUACACAGAGGUAUAAAUAUGAGGAGUAACAUUUCUCUGUCAAAAAAGCAAUUUAACGUUUUCGAGGGCCAGAAUAAAUGUGUCCAGUUCCAUAACUAAAGGUGUAUUCCCUAAAUAAAUGGCAAUUUAAAUGUAAUUCUUUAUUUAUUUUUUAUUUAGUAAAAGUAAGCAAUGUGAAAAAAUAUCUGAGAUGGAUUUUUUUCAGAUAUGUCAAUUUUGGACUUACAUAUUUAUUCUACACAAUUUCUGAUCUUUCUUCUGAAUAAGCUCCGCAGUUUGAUGGGUUCCUCCGUAAUCUUGCACUUCUACCACUGUGUGCAGAACACAAGAAUUAUAAUAUUUCACCUCAUUUAUUCUCUAUACUUACUAAGACCCUUUCAAGCUCUGGGUAAUUGCAGCCUGGAUAGAAAAUGUUACUGUGUCUGCAUGUGUAACCAAGAUACUUUUCUCAGCCUUCCAUUGCUUAAGGUGUCUAAAGACAUAUGCGCACUACAUAUUUGCUUCGGGUUGAAUUCUAAGACAGGCCACAUAGAAGAUUUAAAUACACAAUAUAUUUUUUAUUUUUGUUACUUUUCAUUGUAAUACUUUUUCUCUGUGUUCACAUCCGCAUUUGGUUUUCCUAGCACAUAUACUUACUGCUUGCAUAAAUGGCAUUAAAAGAUCAAUCCAAGCACAGUGACUAAGCCCUCCCUCAGUCCUGUCUAAUGACAACCCUCCACCUACAGUGACAAAGACUAGUGCCACAGAAGUAAGAGCACAUAAAACUGGGGAAUGUUCCUUUAAAAAAUAAAUAUAUAUAUUAAUAAAACAUUUUAAGGGGGAGAACAUGCCAGAUAGGCUUACUCCAACCAAAAAAACAAAACCGUGAUUUAGUUUAAUACUAGAUAGAUGGUACAAAUUAUUACAAUGGGGGAAAAAAAGAUGCUGUAGACUCCUCCUGCAAAAAUGUUAGACUGCAUAACAUGGAAAUGAUAUAAUAUGUGCAUGGUUAAAUUGCUUUUUGUUUUAUUUUUUUUAAGCUUAAGUGCCCUGCUCUGUAUUAUGAAAAUAAUAUUCUUGACCUGUCGAAUUUCGAGGUUUAUUGGCUAAAGCAACUUGGUAGAGGGAUGCCAUUUUUGUAUGUUUCAUGCCCACAUUCAUCAUGUAGUCAGUCAGUGGAAUGGAUAGGAGUUACAGAUGGUGUGCUUUGUUUUUAAAAUCGGUGUUUCUCAAUGUUUCUGAAAACCAUUGGAUCUGAUUGUGUAGAAAUGCUCAUUCUGCAUGCCCUAUGCUUCAAAUGAGUAUUCCACCUUAUAAUAUCUAUAUGUGAGAUUAGUACAUGGAUGCAUGUCUCAUUGUACCUUGUGUUUUAUGUUCCAGCUCAUGGUGUUUCGCAGUCCAGCAUCCUCAUCUCGUCCCUGCACCCAGAUACACUACAAGCGGCUACACAGAACACCUCCCAGAGUGAGUAUCUUGUCUUUUCGGUCUGCAUCUCUCUAUAUAUUUUUUCUUAAUGUGAGGCCCCAUCUAUCGUUUUGAUUCUCUUACUAUAUCUUGGUAAGUCGCUUUAAAUAGUAUGUUCCUCUCUCUUCCUACCUGUUCUUAUCAGUCCUCUUCAUGUUCUAUUCAUUUGUUCAAACUUGCUAUGCUUUUUGUUCAUCUCUGUCAUUUUAGAGUGCCCAUUUGAGUAGCUUCUUAUUCUAAAAUCACCAUCUCUUACCUUGCUAUCCUCUACUUCCUCUCUCUUAGAGCAGCCGUAAGAAACAGGCAGUCAGAAUUAACUCCGAUAUCCUUGUGGAGCUGGAAGAAUUUCAGUGUGACCUAGACUUUGGUCUGGUUGACCGACUUGGAUCCCUCUUCCAGAACAGAGAAACACCAGAACCAUUUACUGCUAGCCACCUCAACAUGCACACGGUAACCAAUGAAAUUCAGACUAUAAAGUAAUGUGUUUAGCUCGGAUGAAUCCAUCAUUUACAUGAUUUUCCAAAUGUUACAAUUUCUACAUUUAGUUAAGAUGUUUCCAAGCUUCCUGUUAUGCGUUUAACCCAAAGAUUUAUUUUUUCAUAAUUUGAGGUCAUGUGGGGCUUUCCUUUAUUAUUAUAUUUGUUAUUUCACUCAUUCAGAUUCCAGUAACUCCCAUUCCAGAGGAGGAUACAGAUAUCCAUGUGGUUACUUCUAAAGCCCACAUAUGUCUGCAGUUUCCAGUUCCAGAUUUGCGGCCAGUAGCAGAACGUCGUUCAUGGAGAGAAAAAUCUGUAAGAAGGGAAUGUCUGGAAAUGGAGGUGGCAGAUCUGGAAAUUCAUACUCAAAGGAAAAGUGAAACUGAAGAGCCCAGCAGAAUAAAAAUCUCAUUCAGUGACUUGCAUGGUGAGAGAGCAAUAUGUGCAAAAACAAGCUUUGAAUGUUUGCUACCUGCAUUAGGGCAAUGUUGGUUUAUAAUAAAGAAUGAUAGCAUGAACACCAAACCGCAGUCAGUGCACCUCCCAAUUGCUUAAAAGUACCACAGCUGUUUCUAUCAUUUUACAGUCUGAUGCAAAUCACUUAAAUGUGAUUGUAUUCCAUGAAAUUUGUUGGAUGGUUUUCUAUAAUAUUUUUUUCCAAUACUAGAUAAUACAGAUACAUGUUAACUCCUUUUUAUUUAUUUGUAGUGCAAUGGAUUAAAAGGGAACCAUCACAUUUUGGCAAUUACACCAUUUCAUAAAACAUUUUUUUAAAAAUCGCCUGUUCGAUGUGUUUACUUUUUCUCAUGUGAUGCACCAUUUUCUUUUAAAGUAACAUUGCCACUUGUGUAAACUUUUUUUGGUGACAUGUUUGUUUGAAUAAUAACUGCAUGCUUGCUGCUUCCAUUCUGUUCCUCUUUAGAGCUAAUGGAAGCGGCAUGGAGGUACUUCUGCCCACAAUCAUAAAAUUGGCAAUAUUUAUAAUCCAGACACAUAAAGGACUUCAGUAAGUUUGAAUGUUCCAUUAAGUUCUCCCUUGCUACCACUUUUUGCUACCAUGCUUCUUUAACUCCACUUUGCCUGCCAAAAGCAGUCAUCUCACACUAUUUAUUUGUGUAGAAGUACAAAACCAGAGCCUGUGGAAGGUCAUAUGAAAUCUUACAUAGAAAAUCUUGUGCUUGCACUAUAAGGUUUCAUAUGGAUCUCUUGUGCCUCAUACAAAAUGAUUCCCGUUUUGAGCAAGAGGUUGGCAAAUGUUAAAGAAAAUGUAAGGAGCAAGUUUGGUACCCAAAAAAUCAGAAAGGUGGUUUCCAGACUAAAUCCAUAGAGAGGGGAGUAUUUUAUUAAAAAUAGUUGAGCAAUGCUAUAUAUAUAUAUAUAAUAUAAUAUACAUUUUAUAUUGACAAACAAGUGAUAUCUGGAAAUGUGACCCUGUCAUGACUGGUUGUAUGAUUCCUGCAUUACUUUGUAUUGUGCAUUUCUCUGCAAUGGACGGGUUGUAUGACUAAAUAUUUUGUAAUGUCACCAGGUAUAUUCACUGAUGGUGAGAAGCGUAUCCCCUGUGUCAAAAUCAGUAAAGGCGUAGACCCAAUGGCAAAACCAGGAGAAAAAAAGUUCACCUUUCCCAAGUGAGUAGUCACGUUUGAUGAAACGUUAAUAUUUAGUGAUGGGUCACUUUUGAUUACAUACUGCAUUUAGUAACCCUUUUCAUACUUUUGCAAUUUUACUCCUCUUAUGCUUUCUUUAAUUUGUAGUUUUCAGAUGCCACCAAUUUAAAUUCUAAUAUCCCAGAUAUCUAUAUAUUUAUAUUCCCUUUUCUCCAUAUCUGUAAUAUGAUAUCUGACUGUGGUGGACCACUAGGAUAUCACUUUCCUUCGUAAUUAUAGUUCCAGAGUAGCUUUAAUUGAUUAUAGCUUCCAGAUAGAGCCUUUUACCCCCAUACAUUAGACGAGUCCUAAUGCUGGAGGUAGAACUGAUUUAUUGUCACAACAGGUUUACACUUUGAUACCUGGGGUCUCAACAGAAGGUCCCCAGGGAAAACAAAAGAAUUGCGACAUCCCCCGUGCCUUGGUGUUUGUGCCUGAGCAGGAAAUUUAAUAAGCGGGCAGACCCCUUGGCCCUGGGGUAACAAAACACAUCAUAAGUACGGUUCCCCAGGAAGCUUGUGUCAGAGCACCCAAUCUGACCAAAAAGUGCCUGGAUCGUAUAUGGCAAGCCAAAUUAUGUUGGAAGUCAGUUUCAGCGGGUCGCGGCUAGAUUUUGAUCCGGCGCUGAUUUCCAUGGCGUUGGGUGGAGAGUCCCGGUCACCCAAAACAGCAGCACUUUCCAUGGAUCCUUUUAGCCCCUCCAAGUCUAGGGUAUCGUUGAAUCCCUCACUCCCUUACUUGUCUUCCAUCCAAAAAGCGCCCCGUUAGGUGGUGUUGGGACUGAUAGCGCUCCGCUUAACAUUUUAGCGGACCACUCCCGGUCAGGCGCGCCGUGCAUCUAGAGCCUUCCUGUGGCUGUGCGAUGCACAUGGGGCAGCUAGGAAGUUAAAUGAAAGUUAUAUGAAAUUAAAAAUACAUAGAUUAAUAUGUCCACACCUGUGUUUCUCAAUGCAGCCCCAUUGUAAUCGCUGGUGGUUCCCUUAUUUACCACUAUAAUGUCUUAAAGCAUAGAACUUAGUAGGGCUAACCAUACAGAUAUCUUAGCCAUAAUUUUAUAUAGUGUAAGAGAUCCCCUAUUUAACAUAUAUAAAUAAUUGAGAAUACAAUAUAAAAUAAGGAUUGUCUUGGAAGCAAGAUUGUCUUUUGGAUAUUUAUUAUAUAAAAAUAUAAAAUCCAUUAUAGCAGAGUUUAUAAGAUUAAAUUACAUGCUUGCAAAUAUCAUUAUUAGGUUAACAUACCCUUCUGAACAUGUCAUCAUGUCAGCCUCUCUGUCAUUUUAAGAUGGAGCAGCGUCUGUCUCCAAGUCUCUCCUCUGUAUCUUAACAUUUAAAAGUACACCUAUUUAUACCUUAGGUGUCUCCAUUUUAGGUUACUGUAGUUCAAAUAUGAAAAAGUAACACUUCUUUUACUUUAUUCAAUUUAGGACCUCCCUUAAUUUGGCAAACAUACAAGGCCAUAACUAAAGGGUGUAUACGUCAUGGAAAUUUUCCUGACUUAGUUCAAGAUGGCAUCUUAAAGUCUGAAUAGGUUAUCUGUUGUUUAUACUAAGUCGUAAGUGUACAGUCGUGGGAGAUUCCCGGAUUUGGGAAAGUUCCAUUAACUUGGGGUUACCACAGUAUAUUGUGUACUGCAAGAGUCGUAGUAUAGCCUUGAAGCUUGUUUAUGCAUUAUUGUUAUUGUAAUUUGUCUGGGACAAAAUGGUGCAAACAUAUUAUGCACUGAGGUUAUUGCUUAAAGAAACAGUUAUGAAAAACAAUAUGUUCCAUUUCUAACAACUUGUCAAUUUGCAAUAUCUCUUAAAGACAAAGUACACAGUUUAAGAAAUACAACAUUUCAUUCUAAAACUUGUAAUAUUUGCAUUUGCCCGUGACACCAUGAAUUAAAAUCAGUGUUGGUUUUAAUUUUAAAAAUGUAAACGCAUGUUUUGUAAUCAUUCAGUCCUUUGUCGCUGAGUUUGAUAAUUCACUGGUUCAGUCCAAGCAACUUAAUUUUCUAGGUAUUGUUAUAGGUUGGCUUUAAUGAGAGGAAUUACAGUAUAUUUACAAUGGACACUUUAUAAAUAAAUAUAUAUGUUUUGAAGUUAUUGCCAGUGUUGAAGUGCUCAUGGUCCUUGGAGUUUGAAACACUGCACAUACAGAGGUAUCUGAGGUUGCUGUUUUAGGUGUGAUACCAGUGUCAUCAGCCAGUCCAGAACGAGAGUUAUAGGCUGGCUAAUGUUGCUUCUGUGAAUGUUGGGAGUCUGCUGUCCGCACACGUAACACGCUAGCUAAAAAAUGUGGCCUGGAACCCCCACCAUGCAGCCCUAAAUUCUCCCUUAGCCAAUUCAAAAUGUCUGUUCCCCUCCAGUGAUGGGAGUGAUGUCACCAGAGGAGAUUGUGAUGCAGAGAAAACUUUGUUUUGAUGUAGGAUUGCUGAUACGUUUUUAUUUAUACUCUUUUGGGUGGGUGAAGUAUGCCUGCAAGGGUUUGCCUAACCAAGAAUACAGUUUUUAUUUUUCUAAACACUAUUUUCGGUUGGAGUGACCCUUUAAUAUACUUGAUCUUGGUCUUUGUUCAUCCCUUAUGACUAAAUCAAAGCACUUGCAACUAUUUCUCUGAAAUGGCCAAAUAAUUGUUUUAGCCUCAAGUGGUUUCAUUUGACUUGAAGGGACGCUCCAGUCCCCAAAAGCACUUCAGCUUGCUCCCCUCUGGCUAAUGUUUUAUAAAAGUACCAAUUUCAAGAGAAAUCUGCACUCUUAUAAAUGAUCUCGGUAACAUCUCCCGGUGGUCAACCAAACAGCUGGAUGCCUUAGCUGCCUUACUACCUUUUACCUACUGUUCAAAGUGUAAGUGAGUGCAUUAGAUUGGUAAAGUGUGACAAUUGGUGUGUGUGUGCUAUAUGUCCCCAAUGCUUCUUUUUACGAAAGCUUUGGAUUGGCCAGAGAUCUAUAUUUUUUUUGUUGUAAAUUUUUAUUUUUGCAGUGCUGAGUUGUUUACAAUCACCUGUCUUGUCCCAACAACAAAACAGGCGCAUGUGAUGAUACACUUAUACAUAUAGCUUGAAAACCGGAUACGGUACUCAUAGAUUAGGUAUGUACAAUUGCGAUGGAACAGCACAAUUUUUUCGAAGAGAGAAUAGUAAAGCAUGCUAGUGAAUGUUACAGAGCUGUAGGCUAGUUAGUCAAGAGUAGGCCUAUAUUCCCAUUAAACUGUCGCUUUAAAACACAGGUGCGUAUGAGAUACUUAGCUCUUUUAUAAUGAGGAGUUUUAUGUAAAGUGGUAGGGAAUAGAAAACACAUUGCUGUAGCUAGUUAAAUGUGAGGUUAAGCAUGUUGAGCUAUUAUAUGAAAUAGGCUCUAUACCACUGGGACAUAAAAUAUUGCACAGUGCUGCACUAUAGAUGAGUUGGCUAGUAGGGCAAAUGAUAUGAAAAAAUAGAAGCAUUGAGUUCGUCUAUGAGGACACAGUCAUUAAUGGCAUCUGCUUUCAGCAAAUUGUGACGUGUCAGACUUGCGGGUCCGCGGUUGUCUCAGCCGAUUCCCUGGGGCCGCAGCAUGCCUGUGAGGGUCUGGGGUCAGCUGGGGAGCAACAGGUGAGUAGGACAUUCCUCCAUCCCCAGGCUUGUGUGAAAGCCGACAUCCUCUGUCCAUGGACUCUGUACCGCCGCCAGCAGCAUGGUAUCUUCCGCCUGUGUGGUAGAUGUCGAGAGGUCAGGACUCUAGUGGCUUUUGGCCUAAGUAGGCGGCCAUUAGCGUGGUGAGGAGCUUGGAUAGGUGCGCUGCCCAGAGGUAUCAGUCCUGUUGCCAUUCGUGGGCCCCUCUCCGUCUCCGUCUGCUGUUUGUACCUGAUGGCUGUAGAGAGUGCUAGCAGCAUGUCACAGAAGACCUCGAGUAUAGCAUCCAGCCUGGAGUCGAUGGAGUCGUGGUGAGGCCUAUGUGACCAGCUGAAGGCUUGUGAGGCAUGUGGAAGGGCCUCCGCCAUCUUGAGUGUUCGGGCUGCCUCAGGCUUCUGCAUUAAGUGGUAUGUAGCUGCAGCAGGGGGGGGCUUUAGCCAGUCUACCCAGUGGGGACUGGGAUAUCCCCCCACCAGUCCAGAGGGGGGAUAGGAGUCCAGAUGAGACACAUGGAGAGGUCAGUUUCGGGUAGAGCUGCUGCCUCUCCCGUAGUCCAACUCUCUUAGGCUGCAGCGCCGUGCUCCGGGCUCCCAGCUGCGACAGACUCGAGUGCUGUGUCGAUCGGUUCAGCUGUGCACCCGGUAAGUAGUUUGGCUAAUUAGCCGCUCAUAUACCCCAGAUUCUGCCUGUUAGGCGGAAGCUCGUGCUUCCUGCGACUGCUUUGCUCGGAGGUCAGGCUCCGCCACUGGCCAGAGAUCUAUAUUAUUGAUUAACUCACAUCAGGAGGAACAAACUCUAGAAUGGAGACGGUCUGGCGUAGAAAAAUGAAAUAUAAAAAUGAAACACUCUAAUGUAAAAUAAAAAUAAAAAAUAAAAAAAAAAAAUAUAUAUAUAUAUAUAUAUUUUUUUUUUUUUGGAAUGCUCAUUUUUUUUUUUUUUGUUACACCUUGAUAGAACUGUGAUCUUGUUAGCACUGUUAGGGAGUGUGGUAGAACAGGGCUAUGCUGUCCGAUGUGCACUAAAACAGCAUAAAAUAAAACUGGCAUUAAGACCUCCAUUUUUUGGAAGGAGAACAGUUUGUGCAACUACACUAAUGGAUUUAGAGGACUUAAUGUUCUGGGAUGCUCUGUUUACUGAUGAUGCUCUUACUUAAACCUACUUUGCCUUUUUUUUUUUUUUAAUUCUUUAUUUUAAAGAUGUGUGUCAACAUUGCAAUGACAAUGACAGAAGUGAGGAAUAGUAUACAGUAUAAAAGUAUGGUUAUUUGACUUGUCACUUGGUUUGCAAACAUUUUUUUUUGUAAUUUUUUAAACAGGUUGCGUUACAGUUUUGGUGCGGCUGUCAGCGUGCGCUACCCUUCUGAUAUACCGAGUUGUUACCUGCGCUGUUAUGUCAUCCCUGGGCUGUUUUGUGCCUCCUGGUGUGUUGCGCUGUUACGCUUGGCUGUUGUGGUGUGUGUUACGAGGGGGACGGCUUUUACCUGUAUGUGCCUUUAGACGUCUAAGGGUCGCUGCGCUGUGUUAAAAAAAAAAGAAAAUAAUAAUUUUCGCGGUAUGCUGGGGUUCUGUUGCGUGAUGGUGAGUGCCCCUAACCCAGGGGGCAGCGGGGGGGGGGGGAUUGUCGUGGAGUGGGCCAUGUGUUGGCUGGUGAACCCGACAGAGCCUCAGAGUAUGAGAGCAUGCAUCAACAGAAACACAUAAAGGCAUGUAAAAAAAAAAAAAAAAGAACAAUAAAGAAACAGAUGUAUCUUCUAACAUAAUGAACAUAUCGGCGUCUUCCUUCCAUUUCCAACUCGAAUGGAGCUGUGUCCGCUGUGGCCGGCAGAGUAGUACAGUUCCUGUCAAGAAGCUGUAUCCGUGCCUCCCUGGGAUCGAGGUGUGAAUGAGUUCGCCGUGGCAGGAUCUCCCACUUGGGACGAGGCACCCGUGGCUCCAUUCUUGUGCAAGUCCAUGAGUCCCAGUGAGGUUAGAAUUGCAGGGAUUUCAGUCUCAGACGUGGCUCUAUAUGUGUUGCCUUUGUGGGUGAACUUUAUGAUCCUGGGUGCCCCCCAGCGGUAUUGUAUUCCCGCUUGUCUCAGGCUGCUGGUGAGGUUGUACAUCGUUUUUCGCCAUUGCAGUGUUGCUCUUGUCAGGUCUUGGAAGAAGAGCAGUUGUGCAUUCUCGAAUGCUAGGGGUGUCUUGCCUUUCACUGCAUUCAUUAUAGUGAUUCUAUCCUGUGUCGUGGCGCAGCAUAGGAUGAUGUCUCGUGCUUCUGUGGGUGGUGAGUUGGGUCCUGCUGGCAGUCGGUAUGAGCACUCCAGUGUGAUUUUCCGGGCAGCUGCUGGUGGCAGGAUUGUGGCUAGGAGCCUCCUUAGGAAAUGAGGCUGUUCAGCCUGUGUGAUCGCCGCGGGCAUCCCUCGGAGCUUGAUGUGGUUACGACGCAGGCGGUCCCCUUGGGUGGAGACCUGCACCUCUAGCGCCUGAUGAGCUGUUUGCAUUGUGUACAGCGUUUCUUUAAGGUGAGUCAUCUCGUUGCCUAUUGUCGCUACACUCUCCUCUACUGCGUGUACUCUGCCUGUAAUUUGGCGCACCUCCGCUUUUAUAGUGCCUAUGUCUUUGGCUAUUAGGUCUUGGAGCUCGUGCAUCCAUCGUUGGAGGUCUUGUUUGGUGGCUAAGUUGUGUUCCACUAUUUCUGUGAGGGCUGGGAGUGUAUUACUUAGUGGCCCCUCUGUUUGUGUUGCUGGAGUUUGGGCCAGCUGUGUAGGCCGCAUGGGCGCGAAGGGGGCCUCUUCAGUGGCCAUCUUGGGUUGUGUCUGGCGUCGCAGCAUCUCCCCGACAUCGCGCUGCUCCGCCGGUGAGUUUUGCUGGCCUUUCUGCGUGCGGCGUUUCAUGGUUAAAGGGGUUUCCGCGGUUGCUGCGAUGUUCUCCCCCUCGGCUCUCGUGUCGCAAUAUUCGCGGUAAUCUCCGAGGAGUGUCUCCAGGGAGCGGAGAGUCGGCUGAUAGUAGGCCUUGAUUUUGCGUUUGGCCUUCCCGGUCUUUGGGGGCUGGAAGAAGGGCAUCCGCCUGUUCCCCUCUGUGCCCUGAGUUGGUGAGUGGUUGUGGCGUGGACGUGUUUCGAUUCGUUUUCUUGUUUUAUGGCGGUUAAUGCUUAUUACAGGCGGGAGCCCACAGAGAUGGCGUCUGGUCGGGUUCAGUCCCCACCUACUUUGCCUUUGUGUUGUAUUUUGUACAUGCCGUAAUAAGACGGGUUGUUACAUUUUGAAUGUAAAGUGUAACUGUCAGUUUGAUGGCGCUGAAUUUCUGAACAGUUUAUAUAGCCCCAGAGUGCUCCACCUACAGGUGGGAGGUGAUUGGUCAUCUGACUCUGUCUGCCUAUUUAAUCCCAGAGCGACUUCUACUCAGUGCUUGUUUGAUCUAAGCUCUUUUCCUUCCUGACACCGUGUGAUUUUUCCAGUUUCCUAACCUGCCUCUCUUCUGAUUAAUUUCCUGGUUCCUAACUCCAAUUUCCCUCCUGACCACGCUCUCUAGCUGCCUGCACUGACCGUUGGACCGCCUGACUUUGCCUUUCUUCUCCUCACUCUCGCAUUCCUCUACCUGUUACCCUUUUUCUUAUUAAAGGCCCCCGUGUCAUCAUUGCCAUAUCAGGGCCCUGUUUUCACCUUCUGGUACCCCUGAGGUUCAUGAUUGUAAGGGAUUUCUGUUCUGCUGCAACCCUGGCAGGUUGUCAUAUAACAACCAAAAACACAUGGAAUUAGCAGGAACAGCUGAAGUCAUUGCAGCUUUGACCCAGCAGAUGGCGGCCUUGCCUCAACUAGUCCAAGAACUCCAUGCAAGCCAGGCCACACUACUUCAACAUGAGCAGCAAAGGGCUGGAUUUGCACCACUACCACCCAUCCCAUUCAGCCUCAGCUCAUUUUUCCUUAUCGCCAACCUCACCAGAACCAGCCAUCCUUAUACCUGACAAGAUUACGGGGCAGCAGACUGAGUUCUGUAUGUUUAUUACAGUGCCUUUUAAAGCACUGUGCUUGACAAUGUUAAAGUACGAGCUGCAAUAGCCUUACUUUCCAGUCAACCUCAAACAUGGGCCGAUCAACUAUUACACUAGACUCCUGGGAAUCAUUUUCCACAACCAUACGUACCUUAUACGAUGACCCUUUGAGACCCUGUACAGCACGCACUGCCCUGCGCUCACUCCAGCAGGCAGGACGACCAUUGCAGGAUUAUAACUCGGAUUUCCAUGAAAUAGAACCGGAUAUCAGAUUCAAGUAUGCAAACAGUUCUGCCUGUGGUUGUCUAAAGCCUUAAAGGACAAGUUAACUCGAGUGAGCAUACCUCCCCUCCCUGGAGGAACUGAUCUUGCCAGCUUGGUCAGCACUUCUGUGAAUGGCAAUAGAAACGCUACAAGUCCCAUCAGAUCCUUCUGGAAUGAACACGUUGUCGACAUCCUCCUCAGAAGAAGAACUUUUGCAGAUAGUUCUGGUCUGUUGUGGUUGUUAUGUAUAAGUGCCAAUUUUUUUUUUUCCAAUUUGACAAUUUUUAUUUUUAUUUUCCUUUUUCUUCAAUGCAAACUUGGGAUACAGAAUAAAGAGAGGGAGGGGGGUAGGAACAUCAUAUAUCAUAUUCUCGAGUGACAUGCCAUCCAACUUUACAUGAUACAUUUUGCACUGUUCCACUGGGGCAUAAUUAUCCAUUAUCUACUUUCUCCUCACUCGCCAGCCCACAUUCUGGGACCUGCAUCUGUCUUCCUCUGCUAGUCUGCUUUGCCUUGGCUCCUCCUUAGUGUCACCCCUGCACUAGAUGGAUGCAUUCUCUCGUUUCGUGUUACUGUUCCUAAAUGGGUGGGGGGGGGGAAGAAACCAGCUGGAGGAGGGGAUGGGAAGGGGGGGGGGAAAUGGAUUUAACAUGCCCGUUUUCUCCUACCGGUACUUUGCUGUUCAUCCACUGUUUGUGAUUUAAACUCUCGAUUCACCCAUUUGUCCCGUGAUUCCUAUCUAUCACCUUUCGUCCCCAAGGGGUCCCUUCCUCUGGAUUUCCCUUGGUCGCAUGGGGUCUCUUACUGCUGACCUUGUACUGGCGCUUGGCCUGGCUGAGGGAUUUUAUAGAGUCGGAGUAUUCUCCUACUUCUCAUGACACUAGGGUCAGACUCCAUUCCUAAUCUCCCCGGACCUGUUUACUUCUUCCCACCUAUUUUUUGCUUCCUCAAACCUGUGUGCAUUGCCUACAUUUUUCCUGGCCACUAGUUCAUAUUGUAGGUUGAUGGUAAUCUGCCUUUUUAGGGCUUGUUUCGUCGGUGCGGAGUCUGUCUUCCAUUCUCUGGCUAUUAGCGUUAGUGCCGCUAUUAUGGUGUGGAAAACUAUAAUUGCUCACUUCCCCGGAAUCUGGACAUAUGCAUGAACAAUAAGCCUGUUUCUGGGGCGAGUGUAGUACUGACAUCUAUCGUCUCAUUUAGCACGUUUUCUACCAUCCCCCAAUAGGGUCGUAGUACCUCACAAGACCACCAGAUGUGGUACAUCGUGCCAUCUGCACCCCCACAUCUCCAGCACUUGGCUGAUGUUCCUGGGUAAAUUUUUGCCAGUCGCACCGGCACCAUGUACCACCUGUAGUGUAUCUUUCGCAUUAACUCUAGGUGUGAUGCGCAUGAUGUCUUUCCUUUAUGUGCUGUGGUCGCGUUUUUCCAUUGAGUUGCAUCAAACUGUUUCCCCAGGUCUGCCUGCCAGGCUUCACUGAAUCUGUCUAAAUGUACUGGGUCGCCUAGGUUUAGUAGUGAGUAGCACUUAGAUAUCGUUCCCCUCUUUAGCUUAGUGUUUAGACAGAGACUUUCAAACUCCGUGAGCGAGUUUUUCCCCUCUCCUGUGGUUGCUUGUGUCCCCAGCAUAGAUUUUAACUGAAGGUAUGGAAAUAUCAAUUUGGGGGGAGGUUGAAUUUUUUCUGUAUGUCCGGGAACGGUAGCACCUUUUGUGCCUCUAGGAGGUCCCUCACAUGCGUGCAGCCUCUCUUUGUCCAUUCCCUAUAGUCAAAUGUGUUGUUCGCUACAUGAAGGCAGGGCAAUGGUGUUGCCGGUGACCACGGAGUCAUAGAGGUCAACGUCUGAUGUGUUUUGUCCCAUGUCAUCAGUAAUGUCUUUGUGGUGGGUAAGAUAUGGGGUUGGGUGGGGCGCAUUAGUUUAGGUACCCACAGCAAUCUGCGGAGGUCUGUCCCUUGAAGCCAGUGGUCUUCGAUUUCUAACCAUUGUGGAAUAGGGGCUGGUAGUUGUAUCCCUAACACUGGGGCUAGUAAUGUUGCCUGAUAAUAAAGUUUAAUAUUUGGUAAGGCAAGACCCCCUUGGUGAACCGGUCUGUGUAGGUAUUUGGCCGCUAUCCUCACUCGUUUGUGUGCCCAUACAAACUUUGUGAGCAUUGACUGUGUUUUGUUUAAGUAGGAGGUUGGAAGAGCUAUUUGUAGCGUUCUAAAAAGGUACUGUAGUUUAGGGAGAAUGGACAUUUUAAAAGCUGCCAUCCUCCCCACCCAGGAGAUGUAUUUGUCUUUCCAAGAGACCAAACUAGCUUCCAUCUCUUUUUGUAGGGCUUCGUAAUUGGCCUUGAACAGUCCCCCUAUUGUCUUAGUUAACUUAAUUCCGAGGAAGGAAAUGCUUUCCGUCCUCCAGUCCAUCACAAACUUCCCCUGCAACUCCUGUAGUGUGCUCUCAGGUAUCCCAAUUCCCAUGGCCUGUGUUUUGGACACAUUUAAUUUAUAGUACGAACUGUCUCCGUAUUCUUUUAUCGCUGUCAGUAGGUGUGGCAUUGAAAUCAGUGGUUGCGUUAAGGUCAGGAGCACGUCGUCCGCAAACAUAUUGGCUUUGUAUUCCUUGUCCCCUAUGCGCACUCCAUGUAUGGAACUAUGGUUCCUAAUCUUUGAUGCUAAUGGCUCUAAAGCUAGAACAUACAGCAGAGGGGACAAGGGGCAUCCCUGCCUCGUGCCAUUCGAGAUGCUAAACGGGUUGGAUAGGAAGCCCGCGUUGAGCACUUGUGCCCUCGGGGCGCUAUAUAACGCUUUGACUGCUGCCCUGAAUUCUCCUGGCACACCGAAUUUUGCCAUGACCGCCUCUAGGAAUGUCCAGUGCAGGCGGUCGAAUGCCUUUUCGGCGUCUAGGGAGAUGAUAACUCCUCCCCCUUUGAUGCAUAAGUGCCAAUUUUAAUAGCAAAUGAGGAAUUUUAAACAUUUGGUAAUUUUUGCCUUUUUUUCAUUUUGUGGAGCCUGAUUGGUUAAUAGUUAACUUGUGCAAUUUGUCUUAAAUGUUGUGUUUUGUUCGUCAUUUCCCCACAUUUUGCUAUUUGAUUAAUUAAUCCCUUGAGUUCAAUGUGGCUGCUAGAACCUGUUUUUCCAGUGCAAUUUGUUUAAAAUUUAAAAAUAGACUCUGGUAAACCUCUUCACUACACACAAUACGUCUUGCAUGAAGUCAGCCCCGCUUCACCUAAAAUGUAACCUCUAUUUCCUUAAAAUACCAUGAGAACCUAUUACAUGUACUUACUUUAUCUAUAUAUAGACAGAUGCCUGAGAGAGUGCUGGGAAAUCCUGAAAGAUACAUGCUGUGACAGAUUAAACAAGAGGGUUUGAACUGUCUUGACUGUGACCCAACUUAUGUACAUGGCACAAACUUGGCAUUCUUCAAAUAAAACAUAUUUAAUGUUCAAAUAAACUCUGCAAAAUAUAUUCAUUGGACUCUUUCCAAUGUCAAAAGGGUUUCCACUGCAUUUAGGAAGGCAGUACAUCUACAGUGAUUAAUGUAUUGUGAGCAGUUUUUGGUUCAGGGGAAGUAUGAUGAGCCUACUCUUACUGAUGGUGACAAACUACAAUAGUAUGGUAACAUGGGCACUCCGUUUUAGGUCCUGACCCAGGAUUUAAAGUGAAUCCAUUAUCCUUGAAUAUGUGACUGGUUACAUCAGUAAACACUAUUGUAAUCUUUAAAAGUGGAGAAAUAUGGGGGGCGGAGCCGAUGGCCAUACUGUGAGGACGCAUAUCCCACCAGCUCUGAGCGACAACUCUGAUACUGAGCAUAAAACGCAGGAAUUGUACUGCCUACCUGCACCCAAAACUGCUAUAUACCUUUCUGAAGGCAUGGACAUCGCAGCAAAAAAUAUAAAGCUGAAACUUGGGCUAUCCACGCAAUCCACCUUGGCGCAUUCUCAGCCGACACCUUCGACUUUCACUCCCUAGGAUCCCGCAAAGGUUUGGCCAUUCAAACCUGCGGCUCACCGAGGGGACCAUCAUCAACCCUGAUGUCCUAAACUGUCUGCAAACAUCUAUAAAUCUCUUUAUAUUUUGCUCAGUUUAUUUUAUGUUAUUUGUUUUCUCAUGUGUUUGCAUAAUUUGCUUAAGUUCCUGUGAGGUGUUCCUUUGAACACUGUUUAUAGCUCGUAUCGCGCUGUCUUACACAGUUGGCAGCUGCAUGCUACGCACGCUAACUCCUAAACCCCACCGCCCCAUGUGUAAAUCUUGAUUAUACAUCCUACUGAUUCAUCCUAAGGGGGUUCCAGAAUCUACAACACAUCUACAAUUCUACUAAAAGACCUUCAUAUCAUAAUAGAGGCAUCUACGUGUUUCCUGCCCUUACUGGCACUCUCAUUAACCCUUAUACAGCUCUUGGGUGAGGGCAGCAUUCCUGUUAACCUACUGUUUGUUUUAAAACAGUAGGUACUAACCUACUUAUUAACCUACUGUUAGUAUAAUUAUACUAAAAUGCACAGUCCUCCACAUUUUGCUAUCUAUGAUAUUAUAUAUAUAUAUAUAUAUAUAUAUAUAUAUAUAUAUAUAUAUAUAUAUAUAAUAUGCGCCAUAUUUUACUACCAGUAUUGUUUUGUAGACACUGACUAUGCAUUGAUGUCCAAUUUGAAACGAGGCCUAUAUUGUAAUGGCUGAAUUGUGAAUAAACCCCUUCUCUCGAAGGGACUAUGAUCACACACCUAUAUGCCUUCCAGAACAUGCCUCCUAACCUAGCACACCUAUUCAAUGAUUCAGGGACAAGCAGAGAAACCUUGAUUGGAUUGGGCAGUCACCGCGGUCUGUUCAAACGUCUUUGAGGUCGCUCUUGACCCCAGGACCACCAAACAAGUCACUAUUUUGAGGAGUGAUAGAGGAGGUGGUGAGGCAUCAAACGACACCAAGGACUUGAGGGAGCUCCAUGUACUGACUUCAUAUGCAGACAUCAAAAGUGGGGAUGUGGGCCGAGGAACUUGUUAUUUUGGGGAAUAUUAUUGUUAGGCGCCUAGGUGUCUAAUCUCUAACAAAGUUACCUUGUUCUGCUCAGACACCCAGGUGUUCUUCUGUUGGUGACCCCCAGUUGGGGACCCAUGUGACAGUCACUUAAUAAAGUGUGCAUGUUUACCCUUACAUCAAGCCUUGGCUGAUGACUAGGGAGGAGCUAUAAUUACUCUGGGGUUUCCACUAGGGGGGAAAGCGAGUCCCUGACGGUGAUACUCCGGUCACCUAGGAUAGGUCCGCCACAGUGUGCACAUCCCAUUUUUACACUCAUGGCAUCACGGAAUACUGUUGAUUUACUUUGGAUGCCAGACUGUGCUUUUCUCAUAUAUGGUGUAAAGGAAAAUAAAUGAAAAAGCAAGACUUAAAAAGUAAUUGCUAACAUCUACAUUAUUAUUUAUAAAGCGCCAACAAGUUUUGUAGCGCUGUACAAUGUGUGGACUAACAGACACGUAUUUGUAAUCAGACAAGUUGGUUUCAGGAGAGGAAUCCGGGUGCGGGGAGGGAAAGCUGUUCACAGUUUAAUUGAUAUGCUUUCCUAAAGAAGUAAGUUUUCAAAGAUUUUCUUUUUUUUUGAAGGCGUUGAGAUUGGGUGAAAGUCUAACAGAGAGGGAAGGGCGUUCCAUAGGGAUGGUGCAGCCCUAUAGAAGUCUUUAAGGUGAGCAUCAGAGAUAGGAGUACGAAUAGAGGUUAGACGUAGGUCUCCGGCAGAGUGUAGGGGCCUAGAUGGGACAUAUUUGUGUAUUAGUGAGGAUAAGUAGGUGGGAGCAGCCUUGUGUAGAGAUUUGUAAGCAAGUAUCAGGAUCUUAAAUUGAGUCCUAUAUCUUACAUGAAGACAAUGUAGGGACUAACAAAGGGGGAGGCAUGGGAGCUGUGGUCGGACAGGAAGAUGAGCCUCGCCGCCGCAUUCAUUCUAGACCAGUGAUGGCUAACCUUGACACCAUAAAUUUUAGAGUCUAACAGCUAGCGGAGCAUCAUGGGAAAUGUAGUCCAGAAACCAUUUAUGGUGUCAAGGUUAGCCAUCACUGUUCUAGACUGUAACGGGGCAAGUUGGGAAAAUGUAAGACCACUGAGAAGCGGAUUACAGUAGUCAAGGCGAGAGAGGACAGUGGCAUGGACAAACACCUUUGCCGUAUCAGGCGUUAAAUAGGGUUGGAUGUGUGCAAUGUUUUUGAGAUGGAAGCGGCAUUAUUUGCCAAUUGAUUGGACAUGAGAGGUGAAGGAGAGGUCAAAGUCAAUGAGAACACCUAGAGGUAGAGCGAUGGUUGUGAAAUAAUGUCACACCUUACAGUUCCUCUUUAAAUGGGCACUUUAAGCUCUAAAACCACUAUAGUUCAUUGUAAGGGCUAUGAUUCAAAGAAGAUUAGUUGUUACCUGUUUUUUGUCACACGGUAUACUAGUGGUUUGACAGAGGCAUCUGCAGUCUAGGCUUCUAAAGCCCAGCCCUCAAUCUGCAGCCAAGAUAAUGUGCAAGUUUCACUCUCACAUUAUUGUUCUAACUUAGGACUGCCUUACAGGGGUAGACUAAGGACCAUAACUUCUGACCCCCUGAUCUCAGCCUAUUACUAUUACGGUUUGUCUGGAGCUGACAUAGCUAAUAAAGAAGUAUAAAUUCCACAUUAUCAGUAUGGCAGAAGAGGAAGCAAACUGUGGUGGCCAGGAAAAGCCUCAAGCCAACUCAAGCUCCAAAACUGUUACCUUCACUUCUCUACUCCACAAUUGGUUUAGCACCUUAUUAGAAAUAGUACACUUUUAUGCACUUUACAAAUAAGUGUGUGUACAAUACUGUUUUGCAUGUUUACUAUUGGAUGCACUUUGUUGAAAGAAUAUUGCACUUAAAAGUUCUGUGUUUUUGUUUACACCUUAAAGGUAGAGUGCAAUUUAGAUGAUUGCAUUAUAUGUGUUUAUAAGAGUGGGAAAACGUAUGAAUGGUAGUUAAAGUUACAGCGCACCUUAUUUUGUUUUAUAUUGUUGUAAUGUUUUUUUGUCUGUACCUCAUAACCCUUAAAGUGAGCUUAGGCUUGUUUGUAUCAUACCUUUUUUGAGCAGUUUGAUAAGUGUGGGGAACAACACAAAGACUUGUAUCUUCAUAGCUACUUGGCUGUAGUGUACACCGCAUGAGUCAUCCCUUUAUGAACCAAUAGAUUAAGCUUUUUUUUUUUUUCCAAGGUAGAACCCAUAAGUGUUUUUUGUCAAUAAAUAGCUUCUAUUUUUCAAGACAAGCAAAAUCUGACAAACUGGGUAAUGCACCACAUUUCUUAGUCACCUCUCCAAGAUCCCCAAAUAAUUUUCCACUUUUCUACAAAAGACAUUUUGUAUCCACCAAGGCUGUGGUUAUUCAUCUUAUCAGAAGACUCUAAAAUCUAAUCAUGUGAGGUAGUUGAGCUACAUGGCAAUCUGGCACUGUCAUGGUUAAUAUUUUUGCCUGGUUCAUGUUAUAACAUUCACAUGGUUAAGCAUUUUAUUUUAAUCAGAAAUUUUGUGUUUUGUCUGGGAGUUUGGUGACCUUGGAGACAGCCAAGGUCUCAUUUGUCCCCAGAGAGAACAUACAGCAUAUAUAUUUGUUGUUUGCUUUCCUGCAUUUGUGAUACUUACGGUUCCAGAAGGGGGCAGCCAUCUGUUGAAAAGUGACAUCUAGGGGUCUUACAUGGAGACAAUUUGUGCAAUCUGCCCAUAGGAUGUUCCUGAAAUUUUGAGUAUUGUGCCCAACUUAAGAACCAUAAUGGUAGUGUUCUAAUUUGAGAAUCAUCUCCUGCUAUUGAAUCAGGGUGCCAAGCUGAUUUAUAUUGUGUUUUAUUUGAGUAAUAAGUGUCAAUUUUUGGAUCUACAUAAUGGUUCCUUAUUUAUAAGAUUUGGGUCCACUUUAGGAAUGAUUUUGCUUAGUACUAGUGCUAGCUGGGUUUCUGAGUUGACAAUAUUUGCUAUGUUAACCAAUUUUUAGUGAAGGAAAUUACAUUGUUUAUCAUUGCCACAACUUCCGCAAUCCCAUAUUUUUCUUUAGGAAAUCAACUGAAACCAGAUUUGCCACUUCAUGUUGGUGGAAUAAACCCUAAUUCACAUUCAUGAUUUUUAUAUUUUAUCAAAAAAAUAUGUAUGUGUUAUGCACAAUUGCCGCUGUUUAGUUCUCGUAGGAUACAAUUUUUCAAAUGAUCACAAUUGUUAUAAAAACCUUUCAAAUGAGGCACCUGCAUGCAGGUGAUAUAUUUAUCUACACUUGGAAACACAUUUAUUACAACGUGAGUCUAUUAUUACAGGUUUAUUACAGCAAGAUUUAUUUAAGAUUAAUGGAAUCCCCAUGCUGUCCCUAGGUCCUCAAAAAAACCUGUAACAAUGUGUUUGUAAUAAAACAUAAAUUAUCUUAACUAAACAUUUCUUACAUAGUCAAAACAUUAGCAUGUUGACAUUUGGCCCAAAUGAUAAUAUAUUUAUGGAAUGUGGCUAGACCCUGACCUCUCAUUUGGAUUCUACAUUGAUAAGCUAUCAUCAAACAAAUUUUAAAAGUUGGUACUCUGUUCAGAAGCAAAUACUGUUGAAUAAGAAGCGAUAGUGCAACAAAUGCUCAUGGAAAUGACUGCAGGGAUGUAAGUAAUGCAAUAAAUUCCCAUACUGUAAAGCAAUAUGUUCAGCCCGUUCUUCCCACCUCCUGUAACGUUCACUUCCAUCAUUUUAACUUCCAUUCCAUAUUACAACAAGAAAGCAAGUCAUGAAGCCUUCUCACAGAGAGCUCUGAUACCGUGGAAUAACGUACUGGACAACACCAAAUCUUAAACAAGCCUACAACCUCUUAAAGGAAACGGGCUCUCAUGCCAGUUAAAGCAACUCCGUCACCAAAAAAAUGACUAUUUCAUAAAGAUAGAAUCUGUCUGAUUCUCACAGAUUGCAAGACUUCGUGUUUGGAGGCUCCUGUGGUCUCGCUAUAUCUUCCAUAGACAGCAAUGUUCUACUCUUUUGGCUCCUGGCAGGAGCUGAAGGCCAAAGAUGGCGGCACCUAAAGGGGACAGCUUUUAUUAACUAUAAGUACCUUAGUCUGCACCCUGAUUGGGGAUGUCACCUUAUGGUGCCUUAGCAAAAUAUGCACAGACCCCUAAAUGUGACAGAGCCACUUUAAACAAAACCUCUAACAGCUAAUGGCCAUCUAUGUUAAAUGUUUAACUUCAUAACAAAAUUGUAUUGUUUGAGUGUCCCAGGACAUACGCAGACACGGUUAAUCUCAGUAUACUUUUCCUGGUAAAACAUAUAUGCUAAAUAAAUAUUAUAUAGUCCAUGACUAUGUGGUGAUUCUGAACUUCAUGAAGCCUUGCCUGACUAAGGUUUCUUUACCAUGUGAAAGAAGUAGUUUCAUCCCGAGCUCCAUCAAAUAUCUAUCCCACUGACCUUAUGUCUUUUUCUUUGCCUCCACCUUAUCUGCAUGCUUCUUUGCAUCAACUUAUAUUUUAUCUGUUUGCUUUUUUUUCUAUCUCGCUAGGAUCCCCAUCACCACUUCCCAAUUAUUUCAUGCAUAGGCAUGACACAGGUACCUAGUGCAAUGUAAUUUAGAUCUAAGUAGCAGGUGGCGUCGUCUGGUGUCUUUUGUUGCUUAGUUAAUGUUAAAACACAUUUGUUAUUUAUUUUAACAAACAUACUUUACCAUUGUGUAUAUUAGAACAUUUACAUGAAAUGUUGCUUAAAAAGUAUAUUUUAUCAACUGAAGAAAAAGGUAUAUGUUCCUUUAGCACCAAAAACACCAUGACUUCCUGUAUGUACGGUAGUUACUUAACCAUAUUCCCCUCCCGGCCACCUGUUGAGGCCAGAAUCUUCCCAGGUAGGGCCUCCACCACUGAGCCGCACGUACACUUCUAUUGCUAACUUUCAUGGACGGCGCUGCCCAAUGUAAAUCAGCUGAUCCUUGGCGUUGGUGACAGAGCAAAUUGUUCUGUGUGCUGCGAUGGCAGUAGCAGUUUAAAUCUUAAUCAGUGAAGAACCCACCGAUAUUGGGUACAUUGGUGCAGUGAUCACCAUAUGAUUUAACCAUAUCCUCAUAUGUGUUUGCUAAGAUAGGUUAUUUGAAGUAACCUUAUAAGUUUUAAAACUGUUUUGUUAAUCUAGAUUUUUAGAAAUGCACUGACUAACAGGGUGAUCUAGGAGUCAUGGAGUCUCUCCUUGUGGCCCCCACAUUCUGGCUCUAACAUAGGCAAUAUGUGCAUUGAGUUCCUUGCCAUUUAUCUUAAAUUAUUAUAAAUAUUAUGAAAUCUACUGACAAGCUCUUUGUCUGUUCUUUUCACAAAGGUAUCUCAUUUUGUAGUUCAGCUUUUGUGAACAAUUUAUUUAUCUUUCUAAAAUCAUAAAUUGUAAAGAUCAAUUACUGUAUUUAAUGGAUGUUCCUCUUACUUGUAAAUGGCUAAAAUUGCCUGUUUUGUGUCUGGAUAUUAGUUUUUUGGUCAGUUUUGCCUAUAUAGUUAUAAUACAUUGAAGUAGCCUGAUUUUAAUCUCUGGUUCUCUCUCCAGCAUAUUGUUGACACUCCUUCCCCAGAACAAGUCUUCUCCUUGGGACUUUGCACAGGACAAUAUGGAUGACCCAGACCUUCCAUCAGUGGAGAGCCCAUGUGAGCUGAAACAAGUGGAACCCUCCCCCUUUUCCUCUAAGAGGACAAUGUACGAGACGGAGGAGGUAAGGUUGUUUAUUUAUAUUUUUUUGGAUUGCACUCUGUUACACAGAAAAACAUCUAGAGUGUGAUUAUAUCUUGGCUCUCUCAUUGCAUCUAAUUCCUAACCAAUGGUUGUUUUUCUUCUAUGCCUCUUCCCAUUUGUCAUCUUUAUUCUUUACCGUCCUUCAGAUGGUUAUUCCUGCUGAUCCAGAUGAGAUGGCAGAUUUUCAAAGGGCGACAUUGGCAUCUUCUCAAUAUACCCUUGAGGUGACUCUACCCAGAGCUAACAUCUUUCUCCCCAGCAAGGACAUGUAUGAAAAUCUGUAUAACAGGUAAGUAGUGAUUCCUUUACCUCCCUUCUCUCUAUUACACUCUCUUCCCUACGCUCUAAAUACUUGUGUUUCUCUUCAGGUUGUGUAAUGACCUACUAAUGUGGGAACCAGUAUCUGCAUGUGAUUCCCCUUUGGCUGACUCAUUGCUCCCCACUGAACAGCUCCACAUCCCGGCUUACAAGCAAGACACAUUCCAUAUGUGCAAGUCUGCAUUCAGACUGGGUGAGUUUAAGAACAUUUAUUUGAGCACAGUCACUAUGCACCCAUUUACUCCAUGCCUUCCUCCAUUUCCGUCUUAAUAUUUAUUUUCGUUUUUUUUUUUUUAAAUCCAAAAGUGACUUGCUAUAUUUCCGUAGUUUUAUCAAGUUAAUGCAAAUUAACCAGACACUGGGUUAAAUGCUCGUAGAAGACUAAAUAUGUUUUCAUUGUUACAUACUUACAUAGCUGAAAAUAGACUUGUGUCCAUCAAGUUCAGCCUUUAUCACAUUUGAUUUUUGCUGUUGAUCCAAAAUAAAGCAAAAGAACCCAAUCUGAAGCGCUUCCAAUUGUGCAACAAACUAGGAAAAAAUCCCUUUGUGACCCCAAAAUGGCAGUCAGAUAUUGCCUUGGAUCAAGAAACUAUUACCAUACUAAUUCAAAUGUCUAUCUCUGUAUAUUAUGCAAAUAUUUAUCCAAUUGCUUUUUAAACAUCUGUAUAGACUCUGAUAAAACCAUGUCUUCAGGCAGAGAAUUCCACAUCCUGAUUGUUCUUACUGUAAAAAAAAAAAUUUCCUUGGACUAUAUCUCCUUUUUUUUUUCUGUCUAAAUGCAUGACCUCUUGUCCUAUGUAAAGUCCUAAUUAUGAAUAGGUUUCCAGAUAAUGGUUUGUACUGGCCCCGAAUAUAUUUGUAUAAUUCUAUCAUAUCCCAUCUGAGCCACAGUUUUUCCCAACUAAAGAGAUUUAAAUGUGUUCUCCUCCCUUCAUAAUGAACCUUUUUUCUCUAUUAAUCAAGCUAGAAUAAGUUUAAUUACUCACUUAUUAGUGCCAUGCAAGCCUCAGGACACAAGACUAAAACUCUCUAAUAACCUGUGCCAAGGUAUCUUGUAAAGUUAAAGAGGAAGAGAUAUUAAAUGAAUGCUAUAACUGUGAAUCCAAGUCUCCCUCCAGCAUCCGAAUAUAAAUCAUCUUUUAUAAAAGAAUUCUCAUUGACAUCUCUCCUAGGAGAAACCAUUUUUUUUCUCCAAACCUCUAAACUAUCAUACUGUCAGAAUGGUAAAUCUUGUUUUUCUUGUUUAGUGUGUAUAGAGAGCUGAUUCCUCUUUCUUCCUCUUCUUAGCAGUGGAUCCAAAAAUUCACCAAACCCAUUUAUUUUUAUUUUUUCACAAACAUCUCAGAUUAUCUGUGUAUUCCACAGUGGUUGGAUGGUAAAUUACAUUUACUGUCCUCGUCCUCAUACAGGACAGCCCUGUUUGCUCCAAAAAGACUUGUGAACGUGAGCCAAAGUGACCACCUUUUAUUUUUUUACAUUUUUUUUAUUCUUUAUUUUUAUUUGUGCUUGAUAAGCCAUAACACUCUGGUUGCUGUGCCACAAUAUCUUAGUCAACCGUGGAACAUUUGAAUACAACGUGGCAUCGAAAAUACUAUGCACAUUUUUAAAGUGGGUUGAAGGUAAACAAAUUAGUUAAACAUUGAGAAUACUAUAUGUUGUCAGAACCUAGGUUGAUAAGCAGGCUUUUGCUGAACACCUUCUAUUUUUUAAUACUUCAAUCAUGAUACAGGCCUUUUUCAAAUUUGCACCAUAUUAUUCUUUAAUGCACUUUCUAACUUCUUUGAGCUGGUAUAAAAUAUAAUUAAAUAUAUAGUGCUUCAUUUUAUAAAAAUGUAAUAAAAUAUGCAUUAUAUAAUUUAUAUAUAUAUAUAUAUAUAUAUAUAUAUAUAUAUAUUUUUUUUUUUUUUUCUAUUUCCCUUUUUAAUCUUCUGAAUUGGAUAAGUAUACAUGGGAAUGUUUUAGUGGAAAGUAGUGAUUUAGAAAUUGAGAGAAGAAUUUGUUAUUUUUGGCCUGGCCACCGAUGAGUUCUGAAACCAACAAAGUCUUUUGUUUUUUUGUACAAAAUCUUUCAUGAGAUAAGGCUAAACUAAAGUUAAACCACUUGCACACUUUAAAUUUAAGUCAUUCCAGAUAUGUGUUUAAAUAAUUAGUUAUUUUUUGACAGACGUCCCAACAGAUGCAGUUGUUAAAGUGGAGCGGUUAUCCACAUGUGAAUGCGAUAAUGAGUAAAACUCUAGAUCAUUAAAUUGAGCUAGCUAAAUCCAUAGUGCUUGUAAAGGUUACAUUGGAUUCUUUAUUUAAGUAUAUUGUUGCUCUAGGUUCUAUGAGCACCAUCCCAGAAUCUCUUGCAUGUCAUGCAUACUAGGAAUAUGAACCGUAUGAAAUUUUUUUAUAUAUAUUUUUUUAUGCUGAAAGCGUAGAUCCAUAUGUACGUAUAAGUGCCCAUAAUUCCUUCCCCACGAGUGAUAAGAAAGAAAACGUACAGUAACAAUGUUUUAGUAUUUUGUGAGUCCUUCAGUGAUUAUGAUUAGAUUACUUGAAGUCACAGGCAAAAACAAAGGUCAGUAAUUGGCAGCAUUUCGGAAAGAUCCUUAAAAUAGAUAGACUUUUUUAAACAGCAGCAUAGAAGUGUUAUCUAGGUACAAAAGUGAAUGUUAAUGAUAGGCAGAGUUCAUACAAAAUCUUAGGUAGCAAGCAAGUUUGGUAGAUCAACCAGAGGAAGUCCUGCUAUAACAACUAAGGAGAAGCAUGUAUUUUUUUUAAAAUUUGGUUUUUUUUAAUUUUAAAGCAACCAGUUCAUUGAUAUGUGAUACAUUGUAGGGGUCACAUAGAACAGGAUGAAACAAUAAAGAAAUAAGGCUUAGCAAGAUUUGGGUUGUACCGCCCUUAUUAAGCGGCACCCCUCCUUUGUAUCAUCUUUUAAAACAGCUGGACUGAAUGUGAACAGCUUUUUUAAUGGUGCCUUUUCUAGUGGACUUUUUUUUUCUGAUUUGAAAGUAAUCUUGCAGCAGGAAUUUGCCAUGUUUGUUAAUUCUGGCACAUGAGCAUAGAGCUGAUUUUAUAAGACGGUGUAGAUAAGCAAAAUGGGAUAAUCCUUUAAUCCUUUCAAUUGGUUAUGCUAAGCAACUUUUAACACAAACUCACUGCAGCCACGUAGAACUCUGCUACUGUGCUGCAGAGUUAAUAUACUUAGAUCCCCAUGGCUCAGCGUUGGAGAAGAGGAAAGCCAGAAAGAUUGAUGAUGCAGUGUGCAGCAAUAUUAAAUAGGUUCUCUAAUUCUGUAGGGAGAAUAUUUGACACCUUGCUUCUCUCCUCCAGCUACUCUUUAAACGUAUCACUAAAGGGAAAUGGGGUUGAAUUAAAGACUGUAGUCAGACAUGGCUACUAUGCAGGAGUGAAACUCCCACCAAUGAGGCCCAUUGCCGUAAUUUAUUAGCUUCUUUUCCUGAUAUACCAGCAGAGGAGCUGGGGAGACAAAAUUAUAUGGAUUACACUUCCUCGACUCCUGUCACUCAAUAUCAGUAUUUGAAGAGGGCAGCAUUAAAACGGUGUAACUCCCUACGUGGGAUAUUAUGGAGAAUAAGGCACAGGUGACAUCUGCUAAUCUACAGUACCAGGUUUGAAAACCAGAAUGCGUUAAUACAUUUUAAACGUGAAACUACCAGGAUGUCUCUUAACUUGCAGGGAUAAAAAACAAUUCAAGCAUUUUUUGAGAAAAGAAUAUGACUGCAUGUGUAAUACAGAAAGAUAAAGGCGUUCUACGGAGCUAAAAGGUUGCAAUGUCCGAUAAAAUCUUGAGGCUGCAAAGAAUGCUGAAAAGCUGACUAGUGGCGGGAUUCCCAGGUUUAUCUAGUAGAUUGGGUGCUUACAACGAUUGCAAUGGCUGGCAUGUGAAAGCGGACUAUUUUAGCUAGUUUACUGCAGGUGGUGCCCUUAUACUUAAAUAUACUGUGAACUUUAGAUUCGGAUUCCCCAGCAUUUAUUUGUUCAAAUAUAGACAUGCCUGAACGAACCUGAUUGUGAACACUGAUUAUUCUGCUAGCUUUCCUAUUCAAAAAGCCAAGUGCUUAUAGUGUUUCAGAACUUUACUGUGUUGUUUUCAUUGUGUAAGCAAUGAGGAUGUAAAACUAUGCAAAUUGAUCCUGAAUUUACAAGAAGGUGGAACAUCCUUCUUGAUAAGCUAGUUUAUACUUGCAAUGGAUAGCAGGGUAUCCGUGUGUUUGCUACAAUUUGUAUUACUGUUCUUGAAGCAGAGGCGUGCGUAAAGGAUCACUAUAGGGUCAGGAACACAAACCUGUAUUCCUGAACCUAUAGUGUUAAAACCACCAUCUAGCCCCCUGGGUCCCUUUAUGCCUCUGUAAAUAUAGCAAAAUCUUACUGUAUUCAAGCCAGAUGCUGUAGAUCUGAAUGCUGUUUGCCUUUAAAAAAAAAACAAAAAAAAAACAAGCAGUCUGCUGACAUCAUCAGAAGUGGUAGCCUGAUCCAAUUACAAUGCUUCCCCAUAAGAUUGGCUGAGACUGACAAAGAGGCAGAUCAUUGGCAGAGCCAGCAUGAUUCAAACACAGCCCUGGCCAAUCAGCAUCUCCUCAUAGAGAUGAAUUGAAUCAAUGAAUCUCUAUGAGGAAAGUUCAGUGUCUGCAUGCAGAGGGAGGAGACACUGAAUGCUUGGAUGCAUUUUAGGCAGCCAUGACCCAGGAAGGAUCUCUAACAGCCAUCUGAGGAGUGGCCAGUGAAGUUAUCACUAGGCUGUAAUGUAAACACUGCAUUUUCUCUGAAAAGACAGUGUUUACAGCAAAAAGCCUGAAGGUAAUGAUUCUACUCACCAGAACAAAUUCAAUAAGCUGUAGUUGUUCUGGUGACUAUAGUGUCCCUUUAAUGGUAAAUCUACAGUUGUUUCACAGUAUUUUGCCUGCAUCUGGUAUUACAAUAGCAAAAUAAUUAUUUCAAGUUAGUACUCGUUAUUUCAUGUAUAAAGCACCAAAAUAACGCAAGGGUUUCCUUCAUCUUGCAUGUAUUGCCAAUAGAAAACUGGUGUAAUUUCUAAGAUUUGAACAGUUUAUGGACAGUGAGCUUGACUUUAAUGACCAUUGGAGUGCUACUAAGAACCUCCUGUUUUUUAAAUGUGCAUAGGGAUUUGGGAUAGUGCACAGGUAACUCUUUUGCUUUUCCUCUAUGUAUUUAGACUGUUGUAUACUGUAGCUGUGGCUGCUGCCCUGGGGUAGUGGGAGUUUGAGUGCAGGGCUUAAUUUUGUGUGUUUACAUUUUAUGUUAUGCUGUGAAUUUUUAUGAUUUGUUUUGCAAGCAACGUAUAAUAAAUUGACACUUUAUUCUUAAAUAUUACACUAUUACAUUUGUGUUCCGUUUGCACUUUUUCAUGCAUAUUGCACCUAGUAUAUACAUCAUCCUGUAUCUCUGUAAGGAAGUAUUUUAUUUGAAUGAGGUGGGUUAGUAUAAUUUUAGUCGGUGAGUACCAUUGUGCCCUGCAUACAUCAAGGAGUGUGUUUAGAUUUUCUGAUUACCCAACUUAGACCUCAGUGUAAUAUUUUUGGAUAAACAUUUAGAAUUAUAUUUUUAGAAUAUGAAAACAUAUAUAUAUACAUAAAAAUACCAAAAUAUAAAAAUAUUUUUCAAAAUAUUAAAUAUAAAAGCUUAUCAAAAAUUUUAAAUUGCGGUCUUAGUGGGUAAUCAUUUUAUUGACUUUGAAAGAAUAAAUUGGUACACAGUUGGAGCUCUAUCCACUGGAAUAUCUCACCAGCUAGUUGAGAUUUUUUUGUUCUAAAUUUUUAAAACACUCCUUUUGGAAUCUCCAUGGACAUCAUUCUACACUACUUUUGUCAUAUGUCAAUUUAAUCUCUUAUAACAUCCACUUCAAUCUUGCAUUCUAGACUCCGACUCAGAAGAUGAAGAUUCACAUUUCUACUCCGUGGAUGAAGCUGCAAGGCUCAGGAGAGGAACCAUAGAAGGACACAGUUUCUUUUCUGCCUCAGUCACUAUUUUAAGGGGACGGAUAACAGCUUGGACAGAAACUAAGGUUAAAACGAUUAUCCUUUCUAUGCCUUGUUCUCUGUGCACCUAUUUAUCCAUCUGUUCUGUUUCAUAAUGUCUCAUUAUCUAUCCCCACGGUAUCCUUUAACUGAUAAUUCUGUUCUGCUUUAUACCAUUUUCCCAACCAUUGUCUGCUCUUGCCUUUGUAUGUCUUCUAACUAUUACGUAAAUAUCAUUUGCCCCUCUUUAUCUCGUUUCCUUGCUGUCCUGUACACAUCUCUAGCUAUAUUAUCACAGACUAUCUCAAAUUAAUUAUUCUCGUUCCUUCCUAAUUUCUCUCUUGCAGGGCGAAGGAACAAAGAAAUUGGGUAACCAGCAUGGUGAGGUCAUUCUGGAUGUAGAAAACGGACGCAUCUUUAGUGUGUCGAAAUACAAAGGAAAAGCUGAUCUCAGUUACCUGUGUAUAGAGUCUGAUGUUGUGUCUCUUUAUCACAAAGGUAGGCAUUCAAUUCAGUUGUGGAAGCUAGCUUCGUAUCUUCAUAUAUUUUCCUCAGUGUGUUACCCUGGAACAGUGUGGAACUAUAAAAUAAAAUAUGAGAAAUAUUGUGUGAUUUGUAAUGUUGCCACUGGUUGGAUGAAGUACAUGGUUUUUAGGCCCGGUAAUUGUCAAAUUGUUUUAAUGAAGUGGCAUUAAUCUUUCCUAGUGCAAUACAGAACCCUUGGAAACUUGAUGGAGUCUAUUGAACAUAUUCUGCAGAACGUAUUUUAUUGUAGAUAUUGUAAAAAACUUCCAGAAUGGACCAUUUAAUUUAAUUAGCAAUUAAAGUAUUAUUUUUAUUAUACAUCUGUCAGUUUAGUCUUGUAUUAUGUCUCUUACAGCUGCGGUAGAAGACUACUUGCUACCAGUUACCCUGGAGAUGCCCACAUUUCUGCCCCCUAAAAACUUGGAUCCUACUAUUUACAUCUCAGAAGACGGGGUUUCUGCCCAGCUGUCAGGGCUUCGCAAAGAUAAGAAUCUCAAAAUGCUGUCCUUAGCUGUCCGAAUUGAUCUUAACCUUGUGAAAAAUGUGAAGGUAAUAUAUGGAUUUCCUUGUUCCAUGCAGUGUUUGUGCUGUACAUUUUAUUUUAUAGUCAGUGGGCCAUAUGCAUGUUUCAGGUUCCCUUGCUUCAGCAGUCCCUAGUAAAUGAUGUUUAAGACAUAUGGACUUUUUAAUGAAGAGGAAAACCAGUUCAUUUUUUUUAUUUUUUUUUAUUUAUGUGGCAUGCCUGGAUGUCCCUAGGAGAAAAUAUUAACACUACUAAGAAUUUUCAAAAAAUAAAAGUACAAUCCAUACAUAACUUCUAGUUGGCUAUUGGGUUGUGCAUACAUAUCAGUGGUGACCAUUCCAGUUUUGUAUGUUGAAAGACAGAAUGACUUUUUUUCCUGUAAAAGUCAAUUUCUUGACUUAGAUGGUAUUUUCACUUAUUUUCUAUGUAGCAACAGCACAUUGCUUGAGGAUAACCGUGGAUUUGUUGUUUUACAUUGCUACCUACAUUAUUUAAGAGAUUCCCCCCUCUCCUCCCCCCACCCCCCCCACACUUUUUCUGUUCUAACGUUGCAGAAAUUCUCUCAUUCAUAUCUGACUCUGUCAGGUUUAUUCACUAAAGUGUGAAUUCAAAGUGAAAUUCUAAUUUAAGACCAAAGUAGCCAAAUUGGAAGCACAGCUGACUUAGAGAAUGUUUCCGGGUUGGCUGUUUUUACCUUGAAUUUUAAAUUCACUUUAAAUUUUCACUUUAGUCAAUUAUGUUGGAAUUGGUAUGGGUGUGCGGCCCACCACCACCUCUGUAUAUUCCAACAUUGUGUGUCCUGCGGUUACCAUGGCAACCCUCUGGAUCUCGCGAGAGUGAACUCUAGCCCUAGAACUACUGCUAGAGUUCACUCUUACCACUGGGACCACCAGGGAUUCCCCACUGGACCACCAGGGAUCGAGAAAUGUCCCCCCUCCUCCUUCAGUAAAGGUGACAAUGGAGGGGGGACAUAAUGUAUAUUUGUUUGAAUUAAAUUAAAAAAAUUCUUAUCACACAGACACACACUGCCCCCCCAUACACUGCACACACACAUUUCCCCUCCACACACACAUUCACUGCCCCCCCCCCACACACACACACACACACACACACUCACUGACCCCCACACACAUACACCCCACAUACACUGCACCCCUGACAUACACUGCCGCCUUCACAUACACACAUACACACUGCACCCCUAACACAUUGCACCAUUCACACACACCACUGCUCCUAUGCCCUACUACAGCCCCAUUUCCCAGCAGACCUCAGGUAAGUUGUCAAACUGUUCUUAAACGGUUUGAUUACUUACUCUGGGAGGGGGUCCUGGCAGUGUUGGCACCAUAACCACUACACUGAGCUGGAGUGGUUAUUGUGUUUGGAUUAUUUAUUUAAAUAAUCUACAAGUGGCCCUCCCGAGAUCAGGCUCUGGAUCCGCCACUGCCCACUGGAAGCUGGAUCCUGGUCUUCGGUCCAGGGUGGGUGGAGGAUGGUGAAUUCCCAGCCAAGCCGUAACGCUGGAUGUGGGGACUACGGUUCUGAUGAUGUCUUUUGGAGGGCUUGGAGUCCUCAGUGAGCACUAGGAGCAUCGAUUGACAGAGGCACCCAGUCGGGGUGCCAGACGGGCCGCCACAAGCCUGUAUCACUGGGGCUGUCUGCUUUGAAGGCGAUGGGUAUUAGACCAGAAAUUUCUUCCUAUCCUGGCUUGUGGGAGUUGAGCUUCUUAGGGGUAAGGGACUGGAGAAGACUAGGUAAAUAUUUUUUAUCGUGGUAUCAGAAAAAAUAACUGUAAUGAAAGUAUUUACACUACAGGGUUUGGCUGGUAGUGUGUUCGGUACGUUUUUGGAGCCGAUUAUGAAGAUUGCAUGGGUGGUGAGUUUGGUUGUAGGCACUGGGUCUAUGUUCACGUUUGGUGUCCGUGACAAAGGCCAGAUGAGUCGGACGAAGCAUGUCCAACCGCGGCUUGCUUGUUGGCCUGGACUUCUGGUUCAUUGUCUGAGGAUCACGGGACAUAUAUCUCAAAGUUCCUCCAAUGAAGCAUGAAAGUAGAGCAGAACGAGAUGGAUACCCAGAUAGGUGUCUUGCCGUGCAGCAAUUGUAUUUUUAACAAAUGAAAGUGGGAUUGUUACAGUGCUGACUCCAAAAGGCAGCAAACACUGAAGCUUGGCUACCCUAAAAUUCUCACAAUAAAGGAGCUAUCUAUUAGUUGUCAUGUUUUGGCAUCUGACAAUACAAUCCUUGUCACGGGAUAUGCGGUAGUUAAUCAGUCAGGGUCUUUACAGGAACACGGGUAUGUCCUAUGACUCUUUUUCAAAACUUUCACAUUACACAUUGAAUAUUUAAAAGUAGAGAGAAACUUAAGUGUAAUCUAGUGUAAAAAAAAAAAAAAAAAGGUAUUUUUAAAAGAAGGUAAAACUGCCACAAACAGAAUCCAGUUCAGCUAGUGAAAGCAUGAAUAUCACAGAUAGUUUGGCAUGAAUAUUCCACUGUAUUUCCCAGUAGACAUACAGUAAAACACAGAAGUAAAAAAUAGUGCUUUUUAUAAUAAACAACAUAACUUGCACAUUCUAAUGAAAUGUAUAACAGCAAAAUUCUCUAGAAGAGAGAAAACAAUAAACAAUGGAGAAGUAUAUCAAGUCCAAAAGAGUGUUAUGUGGAAAAAUAUGGAAAACACUCAUAUGGUAUAGAGCCACAUAGGGAUAGGCUCAAAUCUCUUAGGCAGAGGUAUAUUAGGUAAUACCAAACCCUCUCUGGAUUCCUGGCCAAAUUGUCCUUAGAAUAGGGAGACAAAAAAAGAGACAGGAUAUCCUAGUGCAGGAUUGCUAAAAUAGCUGAAAGGAAAAAAGUGUAGAGACAAGUAAUUGCUCACCUUGUGGGGAGCCAAUUAUACUAGGCUCCCGGUAUAACAGUGUAUGUGCCUUUAAGGGGAGCACUUCCCUUCUUGAAUAGUAGGAACAGGAAACAGUAAUAGACCACUGGGUUCAAGGUCACAUUAAAAUACACUUUAUUUAAAACAACAAACAAUUAAAAUAUAAAUCUGAAAAAGUGCUAAUGGUACCAGUCCACAGUCUUGGGGGUCCUUUCUCUUCCUCCGAGACGCAUUUCGCCAGACUGCUUUAUUAAUCAGGAUUGAUUGAGGCAGCUAUAAUGCCUCACAUAUUUUUGUUUAUCACAUUUAGGGUCUAGCAUGUCUCCUCUACACCUAACUUAAUGCUCCGCAGCGACUUGUAACCUCUAAUGUAGCCAGUUAUGUUUAGCAAAUAGUCCUUACCUGCAUGAGCUGCUCUCAACAAGCCAUACUCACAGACUACAUAGUAAUAUGCAUUUUAGUCGACAGCACUAGGCUACCACUACCAGCAUGUUUAAGAAAAUUUAAUUUCUCUAGCAAUACUCGACAUAAUUACUAUGUUUAUAUUAUAAAAUUGUGCAUGACUCGACUAAUACCCAGCUGUAUACCAUGCUAAUAAGCCUGAGGAUUGUUGGGGCACCUGUGGCAUGUAUGUAAUAUUCAACUGCACUGCAAAAAAAAAAAAAAAAUAGAUAAAAAGUAACGUUACAAUAUAAAAUCACAACGCAUUUUGCCUCAAAGGCUUUUUCAAGUGACCGCAAUUGAAAAAGCCUUUGAGGCGAAACGCUCUGUGAUUUUACAUUGGAAAGUAUUUUACUUUUUAUCUAUUUUUCUGAAAAGUGCCUCCUCCACUUGUUCUUAGACUGCAGUUCCCAUUAUCCUCUGAUUUUGCACACUCCUGGCGAUCAAUUUAAGAGAGUUGUAGUUGUUGUUUUUUUUUCAAUGGUAUUAUUGCACAUGCACAUUUAAUCAGAAUGUGUUUUUACCAGCUUUUUUUGAAUUCUGUGUUGGGAUCUGGAUUAAUAAAUAGUUUUACUUUUGGUUUUAUUAAUAGGAAUGACAUUACACUGUAUGUUCAACUGCAACACUCCCAAUACUCUAUUGAAGCCCGGAACAGGAAAAUUUGCUUAGAUUUUAAUAAUUGUAUGUUUGUUUAAUAUUUGUUCACAUUUCAGGAGUUCCUGGUUGCUUUGAGACUUGAUGGUGCUACUUUGAGACACCACAUGGCAUUACCUAACCAAAGCUGGCACAGUCAUGUAAGUGGACUAUAUUUGAUUCAAAGACUGGCGUGCGUUUAUGUUAACACUUUUGUCCUUGCCUAUAAAUGGCUGGUAAAAAUAAAUCUUUGACACAAAUGCAUGUCUAUCCAUUUUCAUUAAUUUCUCCUUCUUCAGAAUGGCCUCUGAGCAGGCUUUCCAUGCUACCAGUGUUUUGGGCACUCAGGCCAAUAAUCAUUGUUCUAUCUAUGUAAUUGCUGUCCGUUUUGCUGGCACAAGGUAUAGAUGGAAUGGUAUUAUUUAUCUGAAGCUGAUCUCUUAGUUUACAUGUUUAUGGAUAAUUGAUCCACUUGUCGAGUGCACUUGUUAUGGUUUUGUUGAAGCACAGAUUAGUGGUAUGUAGGUAAAUGCCAUUGCCAUCAUUGUAAUUGAAAGGUUAGAAAUGUUGCCAAAAGGUCAAGCAAAUAUUAUUUAAGAUGGCUGGUGUUGUCAUGAUUUUCACCUGGAUGGAACCUUUGCCGAAACAUUUUUUAUUUUUUCUAAAUUCUUUUUGCUUUGGUAUUGGUUCCCUCUCCUCUGUUCAUUGAUAUGUCUUGGUCCUGGUUUCCAUUUUUAUUUUUUUGUUUAUAAAUAUUUGUUACUGGAUACAAUUUAUAGGCUAAACGGCUAGGUGUGUUCUUAUGUAUGUGUUUAUGUAGAUCUAAUCUGGUCUAUCAUUAGAUAUUUGCAUUGCUUUUAUGUUUAUUUGUAAUACAACACAUACAAUAAAAUUAAUAUUAUAUUUUUUAUAGGGUGUGCUUUUAUGUUAUGUUGUUGUGGAACGUUUUACCGAUUACAAAUCUGAUGAUUCUCGUAGCCCAAGACAAGCACCACCAAUUUGUUUCUUAAUAUCAAAGAUCAAGUUUGUGAACCCACUCUCUCAUUAUGUCCCUUUUAUUUAUUCUUAGAUCAUGGACUUCCUAGAUGUAGUUGAUGAGCCCAUAUUGGGAUACAACCCCCCAGCUGUCAUCACAGUGCUGCAUACUCAUCUUUUCAGCUGUGCUGUUGAUUACCGGUAUGUUAAUCACUUCCCAUCCUAUUUAGAAUUUUACCAGAAUGUCUGUUUAUUGGGCAGCUCUAUAAUUCACUGAGCAUGUUGGAAUCAAUGUUACACUUAUUGCAUAGACCAUUAUCAUGUUCUAUUAUUACUAUUAUCUGUGCUUCCUUGUAGACCUCUACAUCUCCCCAUCAAAGUCCUGGUGACAGCAGAAACAUUCACUCUUUCUAGUAACAUUGUGGUAGACACUGCAACUUUCCUCCUCAGGUAAUCGACACAGAUGACUUUAACCAGACGUAAAAUGUGAUAUUAAAGGGAAACUAUUGCAUGUGAAAUAUUUACACACUCUGAUUGCAAAGUUAAAAUUAUCUUUGUUUUUAAUUUAUUUUUUUAUUACCUAUCAUUUUUAUUUUUUUUAAUAUACACUGCAUGCCUACUGGUUCUGUUAUAGUCAAGAGUGAUGUAACUUGCAGAGUGUUGUACAUGUGAGCAUGCCAUAUUCACAAUUUUAUUUCUUUUUUUGUAUUCUUUUCAGUUUUGUCUAAUUGUGUUGUUAGAAAUAGAUUAGUAGUAGGUAUUAGGGAAGAAGUAAAUCGUUUUAUAAGCUAGCUAAUUAUAAUUACUUUAUAAAGCGCUAACACAUUCUGCAGCUCUGUGCAAUUGGGGAAAACACUGUAUACACAGACCAAUGUGAAGCUUGAAGAGGGGCUUACAUGUGAGCUCUCGACAUUAAAGCUCUUUUAUACCAAGUAUUUAGCUCGAUAGCCAAUGAGCUAUCAAUUGAAUAGUUAAAAUUGGAAGCUGAAUCAAGAGGUAGCCAGGGAAAUAUGAUGUUCAGAGAGACAUAGAAUGAAAAAAAACUACUCAAAACAGAAAGAAAAGAAAACCAAGGAAAAAACAAAACAACAAAAAAAGCAAACACUUACUGUUUGAUUGAAUUAAGUGAGGUAGGUUGUGUUCCAAUUGCAAAUGGUGUCUUGAUUGGCACUAUCCAUGGUCUUCGACAAGACCGGUACAGGGUACAGUUAAGGAGAUUGAAUUAGUAUGGCUCACGUGUGCCAACUAGUGGAAAAAUAACAAAUGUGGGCCUAUAUAGUCAUGGCCACAGCUUCAGCCUGGGAGAGGAAAUGGAAUCAGGUUUGUAAUACUCCAGACUUUGGGAAUAGAUUUAUGCCAGUGUUUGGUUAUGAUGGUUAGCUAUGCCAUCAUAGUUCAUCUGUAAUGUUGUAUUCCUAUACAUCCACAAUAUAUAGUGGUACCACAGACCAUCAAACGAGUCAACUUAGGUCACUUUUGGUAAAUGUGAUGUGCUCCUUGAUCUUAAGUAAUUGAACCUCUUCCAUUCAUCUGUUAUCAGUUUUAUUUUUUUACUAAGAUUAAUGUCCUUUUUUUAAAAAACAAAAAACUAAAUAUUUAAUAUUUUCAUAGGUUUAUUUUAGACGAUUCUGCCCUUUAUCUGUCGGAUAAAUGUGACAUCGAAGUAACUGAUUUAAAGAAAGGUAAAAGACAAUCUAUAUAUUAAACAAAAAAUAUCCCUGCAUCCUAAUUUUUACUUUUAAAAAUGAAUGAAUAUUGUCAAUAGAAAAUGGUCUUAAAAUUGUGUCUGUGUCUCUGCAUUGAAGAAAUAAAAAAAAAAACAUGAAUUUAAUUUGCCUCUUUGAUACACAAAAAGCCUUUAGCAAAGAUGCAAGGUCGGUGCUUUUCAUUUCAAGCAUUGCCUUGAUGAAUAUGGUCAGAUGUUUUUCUGUAGUGAGACUUAAACAAUCAUUGUCCGUUUCUGUGUCACUUAGAUUAUGUCUGUGUUCUGGAUGUGGAUCUUCUGGAACUAGUGAUCACUACAUGGAAGGGAAGCGCCUCCUCUAAACUGGUGAGCAUUGGCAAAAUGAACAAAGUUUGCCACAGUACAUGCUGUCAGUGCUAUAACAAUGCAUACCGUCUUUGUCUGAUUUAUUCAUCAUUUCCCAGCUUAUUUGUCAACCUCCAUCCUCUCUACCUGUCCACCUAGCCUUAAUCUUUUUCAUUCUCUCUUGAUUUAUACCAGCUAGCCUUCUUUGUGCCUCUAAUUGUGCAUUGCUAUAUCAGUUGUGGCAUAGAUGUCUGUCUCCUAAAUCCUCUGUAGUUUUUCAGUGCCCCUCUCUGACUCUUCUCUUUCCCUUUUUCAGUUUCAACUGCAGCUUUGAUCUGGCUGUUCAUCUAUUUUGGCUCGAUUUCUAUUUUCAUCCCAGCCUGUGUCACACUGAUUAUCUCCCUAGUUUAUAGCCUUACAAGGAUAUUUACUAAAGUGAGAUUUGACAGGAAUGCUAAAUAAAUCUCACAUUUAAGGCCAAAGUAGACAAACUGGAAACAUUUCUCCAAGCCUGCUGUGCUCACAGUUUGGUUACUUUGGCCAUAAAUUUUAAAUUUGCUUCCGAACAAUUCUCGCUUUAGUAAAAAACCCUGGUAGUCUUUCUUGACCAUUGCUUUGGUUUAAAUCUGAUAGUACGUUAUUCUAGCUUUUUAAGGCUUACCCUCAUCAUUCUCUUCUAUGUUUCUCUCUCUCUCUCUCUCUCUCUCUCUCACUCUCCCAACUCUUACUCCUUUAUAUUUUUUUUUGUCCCUGACACUAUUUACCUUUCCUUCUUAACUCUCCUCUGUCUCUGUUUCAGUCCCAGCCUCUCUUUGAGCUACGCUGCUCUAACAAUGUGCUCCAUAUCCACACCUGCGCUGAUUCCUGUGCCAUGCUGGCCAACCUCACCCAAUAUGUGACGAAUAAUGGAGAUCUGCACUGUCCUCCCAAACCUGAGCCUCCUACGGAGAUUGCUGGGCAAAAACUGCAGGUACCAGUUCACUUCCACGAUCACUCACCAUGAGAAGCAUUGCCCAUGUAUUGGUUCAUUUUGUUAAAGUACCAUAGUAUGUGUGUAAUCAAUGAUGGCAGUCCAACUAUAUGUAACGUUCAUUGCCUAGAAUAUGCUUUUCUAACUUUUGGUUUGAAGCAUAUUUGCAAAUUCUAAAGUCGCAGCAUGCUAAAUAAAACUUUCAAACUACAUAAAAUAAUGUCUGCCCCCUUACCUAGGUCUCUCUACGAAAGUUGCACAGAAUUGAUAUUUGCUAGCCCAGAACUCUAGUUCCGGUGUGGCUGAUGACCUCAUAUGAUGCUGUUGGAGGUGAAGUUACACCUCUGGCAGCAGAGAGGAUCAUCUUAACAUGUGCAGCGUGAAAAUAAGCUCAAAGCAAAACAAAGUUGCACAUAAAGACUCCAGGUACCAUAAUCACUUCAAAUCACUAACUUCUACCUCCUGCAGUGAUUGUUCAGCUGGAAAGACUUCAUUCACGUAAUAACUACUGAUAUAGCUGAUGCAGUUUGACUUUUUAUAAAUCUACCAAACAGAUAGUUGUGGUAUUUCAAGCUUUUUACAAAUUCAAGAACAAAAAAACAACAACAAAAAACACACCAAUUUAGCACAACCUUUAUUAUAUGAAAUGAAAAUCUAAAGAACUUAUUCAAUAACCUAGGAAUAUCAAAAACUCUCCAAUCUGUCUAAUUUUCUCCUGUCGAUUCUCUACAUUUACCAUUUUAGUAAAGGAAUCACUGGAUGUAGAAUGUAGCACUUGAUGAGCAUCUGUUUUUGAAUGUGCAAAAAAAUAAAUAAAUCCCAGCACAUUACAGGUGUACUUUAAAAAAAGCAUAAUCACGAAUGCCGCAUAUGUAUGCAAGAAGCGUGCCAGGAGAUUUCUAGUUCCUCUGAAUUCUGUUACUUCUAAAUGCAGUGUUUUGGGAAAAAACACUACAUCAGUAAAUAUGUUUCCUCAAUUAUGUAAAAUUGCGCAAAAUUGUACAUCAACUUCACAGUUAACUGAUUACUUUCAAACCUCGAGAUUAAUUUUUACUUCUAGAUUUGCUUACGUCUGAGUCUUUGAUAAUACAAUCAUAAAUUCAUAAUCUCUACCCCAGGAGCAUUGGUAAUUUAAAAGGGAAACACCUGAGGCUUCAGCCCAAGGCAAAACUUGAUAAACCCUACACCAGGAGUACUCCAGAUAAUAUGGACUACAUCUCCUCUGAUGCUUUGCCAGUGGUAUGGCUGUACCAGCAUUAUGGGAUAUGUAGUCCACAACAUCUGGAGUGCGAAUGGUUACCUACCUCUGCCCUACCAUAAUGGAUAGGUGCGGAUAUUACAUGACACUUCCCACCUCUGUUGUGAAAAGUUUAGCCAGAAACAACCACAUAUAGCACAGACAUGUCUUUAUUAAGAUCCUGCUAUUCUACCUAACCGAUAGAUGGAUGUAAAGCAAAGUUCUGUUCCUCAACACUGGCUCUCGUCAGGGGUUCCAUUAUCUCCCCCCUAGUAGCCUGCCAAGUACUAUACUACUAAUCUUAGUGGGGUUUUUCUAUCUCCGUUUUUUAAUAUAUUUAUUUAAAAAAGGAUUAAUAUGGUCCGGCCUCCCCCAACUACCUGCAGAGAUUUGAUGUCCCCCCCCGCCCCCCAUAUCCCAGCAACAUCUAUGCUCUACCCACCUGUUCAUUCAAGAGUCUUGGCAUUCAUCACAAGACCAUACCUGUGGCAUACAAUUUUCACUUAAACACAAAUAUACCUGGCAGUUACAUGAAUACAUAGACAAUAAUGGUAAAAUCUGUCUUCAAAUGUGUGUACUCCUGUUUUUGACUGGUAUUCAUGCAAAAAAACCAAAAACUUAACGUUUUAAUACCCAGCAACUUUACAUUUAAAUGUUUGUUUAUUCACGUAACAGUUAAUUGGGGUGAAGUGAUAUAGUAAAUAAAAUUGUAUAUUACUUUUUUUUUUUUUUCACCUUUGCUAUUUUUGGCUAAACUUUGUCAAUCUUUAGUGAAUAAUACUCCUAUUCACUACUAUUCAUAAAUAUAUGUAUUAUUUUUUUUUUUCCAUUCUUUGUUUUUAUUGAGGCAUAGUUGAACAGAUAUUACAGUGGUACAAUUACAGCUUUUGCAGAAUACACAGUAAUGAACUAUACCUGAGCAAAAAUAAGCGCUUAAGCAUAGUUAAUUAACUGUAAAUGAAUGAUCUCUUAGAGAUUAGACAAGCCUUAUUUUUAGUUAAAGAAAAUAAACAAUAUUUGGGUAAAACAUUGUGCUGCGUACGUCAAGCAUUCUGACAGAGUAAGAGACCAGCUAUUAGCACUAAUGUGGGUUUAAUGCAGUAGAUAAUGAUAUCAUGAGGGACCUAUUACGAUAUGUAGAAUGAAAUUAUAUGAAUAAGCAACGUGACCGUGGCAUCGAGUACAAUAAAUUAAUGGUUCAGAGAUAAUAAUCAAGCAAUCGUUGCUUGUGCGUCGCGCCCGAUCUGGUGCCAAGAGCCGCAUUAUGUAAGCGGUGAAUCCCGUAGCCUCCAAGUGAAACACAGUCCGUGGGUCACGGAUCAGGCCCUCCCAGCCAAAGGACCGCACAGUCAUCCUAUGCCCGUAUGGGGCUUAUAUCCCAAGCUGGUGCACAGAGCAGCAUAGUGGAGCCCAGAUGAGGAGCCUCCCCAGCCCCAUGAUUGCAUGAGAGCAGGUACCGUCUUGCCACCAGCCUGAGAACUGGCAAAGUUCAGGCUCAUCCCUUGUGGGUCAAAAUGAUGGGCUCUGCGGGUCUUUCGUGUGGUUCUUAGUUGGUGCCUUGCGUCCCGAUGUUUCCAUGGCUGGAACAGUCAGUUUGAAGCCCUUGUAGCUCUCUGCCUGGGUAGGUGGCGUGUACUGGGGUCAGAAGCCUGCAAUGACCUUGGGUCCCUGUGAGGCCUCAAACGCUCCAUUAAGGUAUCCCAAAAGCAUGCAAAUAUAAGAUCAAGCUUAUCCAUGGUAUUGCUGGGUGGGCCUUGGUAGUUUACAUAUGUGUAGAUCAUCUUGGGGGUCUCUACUUGUCUCCAGCCAGAGAAUGCCUGGGGACCCAUUAUGAGUUACGAAAUCGCAGUAGCCCAGAUCAGCGGGGACCGGGAUAUCCCACCGGUUUCAGGGCUGCCAUAGUGUUGCUACCAUGCAAAUACACCCCAUCAAUUUCCUCAUUUUUGCAGAGUCUUUUACAGCUUUCUAUGACAGAGCUCACACGCAAAUAAGGCUAGUUUCAUACACGAAAGGAAAUCUGAAUUAAGCUAUUUGGUGAAUAGAAGUCGUGCUGGGAAUUUUAUUAGCUUGUGAAGCGGUUUCAUUUAUGAUGUUUCCUGAAUGAAACUACUACCAUGUGCUGAACUAAAGACCUGUCAACUCUUUGCUGAGUAAUAUAGUGCACAUACAGAGUAAUUCUAGAAUUUUCUGUGAUUGUUAUUGUUUUUUUCUGAUAUACCAAACAUGAUAUUAAACCAGAGUAUAAAAGAGAUGUUUAAACUUACACUCUGUCUAUGAACUUGGACAUUCCUGUCUUUUGUCUACAAGUUAUGGCAGCCUUGCUUCCCAAAAAGUUCAUAGAGGGUCAUGGAGAGGGUGUUUAGCUUCAAGACCACGCUUAUGAAAAAGGUCCAAACUAUGGAAUUCAUCCAAAUACCACCAGGACAGAUGAUUUUGCUGUGUUAUACCAUGGGAUGCCUGUCCUUCUUACACCUGAUCUCCUUGACAUUAGCGACAUACAAGCAGAUGGGUUUUAACAAACAAUAUAUUUUAAUUAUUAAUACAAAGUAUAAGCAGAUUUAAUGUGUGAUACUUUGAUGAAAUUUCACUGUAAUAUUUAUUUAUGUACAUUCUCUAUAGUGGAGAAAAAGCACAUUCUGUAUUUUUUUUUCCUAUAAUAGUAUAGAAAAGAAAAAUGUCAUCUUUUAAAAGCCGUAUGCCUCCUCCUCCUCCUCUUUUUUUUGUUGAGAUAACAAAACGUGAAAACUACCUUUCACAGCCUAGAUGGAAAAAUUACAGUUUUCUUCUUUCCACAUAACAAGCAUCUUUUUUUCUUCUUUUUUUUUUUUUUUUUAAUGGCACCUUAUCUUACCUUGAAUGGUAAACAAAUCCUUGUUUGGAGUCCAAGUCUUUGAGAACAUGCUGGCUCCCACAUACCAUACUACAGAUACGGAACAACCCGCCCUACUUUAUUUUCUUCCUUUCUCUCCAGUUGCACAAACACAUUCUCUGUAGCUUUGUGAGUGCUACAGUCAAAAUACUGAAUCGUUAACUCUUCCAGUAAAUAGAAACAGACUGAUGUACGAGACAGAAACCGUACAUUAACUCUGAACCCCUACACCACUCUAAGUAGGGAUCGACCGAUAUUGAUUUUUUUAGAGCCGAUACCGAUAUUCUGUGAACUUUCAGGCCGAUAGUUGAUAACUUACCGAUAUUCUGUACAUUUACCAUUUUGAAAAAAAACCAAAACAAAAAAAACUACUUCUAAAGGUAAAUGCACAAAAUAUACAUGCCAUGUGUAGUGGAUGAAGUGUGUUUAGACAGGGGAGCUGUGUGUGUUUGUGUAGUGGAUGCAGUGUGUGUUUGUGUAGUGUGUGUGUGUAGUGGAUGCAGUGUGUGUUUGUGUAGUGUGUAUAUAAUGAAUGCAGAGUGUUUGUGUAGUGUGGGUAGUGUGUGUAAAGUGAAUGCUGUGUAUACUAAAUGCAAAGUGUGUGUAUUUGUGUAGUUUGUGUAUAGUGAAUGCAGUGUGUUUAUUUGCAUAGUGUGUUUAUAUAAUGCACACUGCACAAACACACUGCAUUAUAUACACACUACACAAACACACACACUGCAUUAUAUACACAGUGUGUUUGUGUAGUGUGCAUUAUAUAAACACACUGCAUUAUAUACACAGUGUGUUUGUGUAGUGUGUUUAUAUAAUGCAGUGUGUUUGUGUAGUGUGCAUAAUAUAAACACACUGCAUUAUAUACACAUUAUAUAAACACACUGCAUUAUAUAGUGUGUUUAUAUAAUGCAGUGUGUUUGUGUAGUGUAUGUGUAUAUAAUGGAGUGUGUGUUUGUGUAGGUAUGUAAUUGAGGGGGCAUUUUUUAUUAAAACAUUUUUUUUUUUAAAUAUGUAAUUAUUUAUUUUUUAGUCCCCCCUUCCUGCUUGUUACCUGGCCAGGGAGGGGGAAUAUAUCAUUCCCUGGUGGUCCAGUUGCAUGUACUAAGCAGUGGGAGCGGUAGCGUUUACUUGCCUUCCCAGCAGCUCCUUCAGUUCUUCUGUGUUAAUCUCGCGGCCAGCGUGCCGCGCGGAGCGUUGCCAUGGUAACCCGUGGCAACGCUCUGAUGGCCGCGGGUCUCGAGAGAUUUACACAGGGGAGCUGGAGGAGCUGCUGGGAAGGUAAGUAAAUGCUACCUGCGGGCCCCUCCUUGACUGCCGGGCUUGUAAUGGGUCCGGCGGUCCUGUUGUAUAUUAUCGGCAAUAUCGGUAUCUGAAUUGGCCGUUACCGAUAUUGCCGAAAAUACCGAAUAUCGUCCGAUAAUCGGUCGAUCCCUAACUCGAACCUUUAAUCUGUACACCACCCUUACUCUAACCCUUAAACCUUAAAAAUGUAUCUAACAGGGUUAUUUAUUAAAGUGAGAAUUCAAAAAUGUGCUCUAAAGUGCAUUUACUUGUUCAGUGCUCAAAGGGUCAAUUCAUUGUUUUUGUUCUUAAUGUGGUCAUGGACCACAUAAAUCCAUUACUUGUUGGAUAUUCCUACUCCCAACUGGAGAGGUAGUAUUAAUUGCAGAAAGUCUUGUAGGCAUUCCUCCCCUCUUGCUCCAGUUAUGGUUCCUCCUUCUUGAGCCUCGACUGAACUUUAUUGCACGUUUUAGUUUCUUCUUCAACAGAGGUGUCCUGUCCAGGGAUGUUCUACCCUGCGAGUGCAUUGCCAAAAUUUGUGCAGGAUGAAUAGAGACCUGGGAUAGCAGGAGAGACUAUGUUAAGCAACGUCCACCUAUUUCAGCUUUUCCCUGUCUGCUAAAUGGCUCUGUAAUGUGUACAGCAUCUUCCUGGGCCUACUUCUAGUCCCCCACAAUUUUUUGUACCCUGUGUCACACUAUGCAUGUUUUCUUUUGGGAUUUAUUGUGUGCAGGAUGUUUUGCCAAGAUAUCGGUCUGUCUGCUCCUGGGAGCAGUUUUUUUUCUUGUCCCAGGGAAGUGUCCCCACUUUGGUGUGGUAUCCCAACAGAUGUUUCUGUCCCAUCAGUGUCUCUGAUCACUGGUAAUGGCAGACUUCACACAUUCAGAUACGACCUGGAAAACCUCAAACUGUCUACUGUGGCAAGGCAGAGUAAGCGACCCAAGCAUGUCUAGUCUCAAAACUCCCCUGGUCAGUAUCUAAAAUAUAGUUACUUCUCCUUUGUGGGUCUAAGGGUUUUUUCUUAUGGAGACUGAUCCCAAAAGGAUUUUGGCAGAGACUCUUUGGUCUGUCAGGAGGCUAUCAAACCAAUAGGGUGUAUGAGGCUUAGAGCACAUGUGCUCUCUCCUACUGCAGGCAUUUAUUGUAUUAAGAGUCCCAGAAGCUCCAAAGUUACUCUCUCGAGGUGUCUACUUUGGAUAUGGUCCUUUUUUAAAAUGCAUCUAACCCAUGCUGCCAUUCAGUACACUAGAUGGUUUCCUCUGUUAUUAACAAAGCAUAAUUAAAGCCUACUGCCUCCUGCAUGCUUUCUUAGCAGUUUAAACACAUGUACCUGGUCAACUUCUAGAGUCAAACAUGUGGGAGUCUAUAAUGUGGACAAUUCCUCCCUCACUAAGAAAUCCUUAUGCCCCUGGAGGAAGGUUCUCCUUUAAGGAUCCUAUAGAUAUGUUUUGGGAAAUGAAUCCUACUGGUUGUCUAAAGCCAAUUUCUGCUUUCCGGUUGGCCCAGUUACUGAACCCAUCUCUUUCUCCCUGUGAUGUGAUUGAGUUGCAUCAGCUAUACUUGAUGGAAUCUCCUCUGAUUUGGAAGUAUUUAUCUUUGUAUAUUGAGCUGGUGUCUGACAGGAUUACCACUCAUUGUAUUAGAGCACUGGCCAGUUCCUGGGCAUCUCAUUAUGAGGCUUCCAUGGAGCAGAUGUGCAAAGAGCUACUUGGUCCCUAGUACACACGUUUGCCAAAUUUCACCAAAUUGCUGGUUUUGCAUCCACUGAUCUUGCUCACAGUUUAUGCGACUCCUGUUCAUGUUGCUUGCAUAUACCUUAUUCCACAACUAAUGGAUUUUUAGGGAUCAUGACCACAUUUUCAUCUUUGUGGUCACAUUCCAUGAGGUUCCUCCAUAAUCUCUAAUUUCCUUAGGGUGCAGGUGUCUGGUUUUGCUCGUGCCUAGAUUGCAUGUGCUUACCAUUUCUUAUGAUAUUCAUUCUCUGCUUGGCUAAAUGGCUAACUGGGGAUUUCAUGUAAGGGGAACAGGAAGGAGGUGUCUCAAGACUUUGUGGGAUCUUUCUCUACCUCUCUAGCGGGGUGAAGGAAUAUCCAUUUUCAUGGACCAUGACCACAUAAAUGAAAGGGAGUUUAGCAUAACUUUAUAUAUUUGUAUUUAUUUAUUUAUUUUAAUUGUAAAAUCUAAUUUUUGAUGUGUUUGUUCAUCCUGCAGGCUCCAGAAGGUCCUUCUUCACUACCUCCAUGUCUGCCUGCAGAAACUGCACAGAUUAACCAGGGAGACUUGACUGAUGCACUUAUAGAUACAGGCAGAUGUAGCAAAGAAUUCUCAGAAGCAGGUGUGUGGUGGGAGGAGGGAUUGGGCUAUGGGUCCUUCAACCAUAUGUACAUGUAUCGUUUUGCAGAACUGUAGAAGAUAAUUGUGCUUGCUUUUUCCCCCACUGUCCCUGUCUGUCUAGGAGAACCUUUCAUCCGUCAGAAUUCUCCUGUUUCCGUUUAUCUGUUCCCUGAAGAAAUUGCUACAGGACAAAGACUUGAUGCUUUUUCAGCCUCUUCUCUGUUAGCCGAGGCACAGGUUUCCCAGGAAAGUCUUGGUCUGUCAGACACCAGUGGGGACAGUGAACUCACAGACACAGACGAUUUCUGCAUUCUUGAUGCCCCUGGCAUUGGUGUGCCGGUGAGUAAGGCUUUGUUUCUGCUAGAGUUGUGCUCUUUAAAUUGCUUCUAUUUUCUGUGUAAAUAAUUUAAUCUUCAAAUAAAUUGAAUUACCUUGCCAAUAUCUCUUUCUCUAGCCAAAAGACGGAGAGCCUGUGGUCAGAAAGUUGGUGGAUAGUCACAUUUUGGUCAAGGAUGGGCACUUCUCUCGACCGCUUGGUAGCACUGACUUGCUAAAACCUCCAAAUAAGUUCCCUGUACCUGAGACCAGAAUUGUGCUGCGAGAGAUCUCUGUUGUAUGGCAUUUAUAUGGAGGGAAGGAUUUUGGCAGCAGCCGGCCAAACUCUGCACGGGCACAAUCACCUAGGUGAGAGAGCAUAAAUAAGACCAUUUAGUUUGUACCUAGGAAAUAAUUUUAUUGUGCUUAAAUGUAUGUGUGUUUACAGGAAUGAGUUUGCCUCACUAAUGAGCGAACACAGUUGCCUUUUGUAAUUGAAAUUUGCAAACCUGAGUUUUUCUUUUUCCUCUUUGCCAAUGUCAUAGUCAUCGGCCUAUAUUCCGUGCUCAUCUGGAUUUUAAGAAUGAAGAAUGAAGAUUUGCUGCCAAGAAUUAAGUUAAUCCUAUCUCUUUUCAUGUUGAAGGAACCUGUUUUUAGUAAAGCGACACUCCACUGCCUAAAUAGCCAAAAAAGUAAAUAUACCCACAAUCAAUACAUGCAUGCAGUUUUCAUGCAAGUAUUCAUUGGGUGUAUCUUAAAGAACUGCAGCCUUUCCAAGCCUUCCCCUUUUGCCUGGAAGAGACUCUUCAUGGGGAAAUACCCUCUGUGCGCUGGUGAAACCCCUCCUCCUGCCUGCAUUCCCGACUAGCAUGCAAUGCUAAUCUAAUCUAAGGUCUGAAAAGGAGCAAGCGAGGAAUGCAAGGAGGAAGCAGGCACACUCAAGUAGAGCACAACUGCCACUUACGUUAGCUCAGUGGAGCUAACUAAAGAUGGAAAUAAACCUGAGAUUCUGCUCAAGGGGGUGUUUUAUAAAAGUGACGAUUUCUCAUAGAAAAUGAAAUGGAGUACUCCUUACCCAUAAAACACUUCAGCAAGCUAAAAUGCUGCAAGGGUGUGGAGUGAUCAUUUAUCCUUACUAUUGAGCUUUUUUUUAAAAAAACAUUUUGUUCAUGUAUAGUGCUUUCCAAAUACAUAGAUCGUAUCGAUGCGAAAUGACGUAAUCCAGUUUAACUAAAUCCCUGCAGAUUCAUUGCAAAUUGACCGUGUAUGUCCUCUCAAAAUAACCACUUUAACAUCAAACGUAAAACAUGUAGAGGAACUGGAUAUUUUUGUCCACAUUAGUCUAAUACAACCUUUGCUUCCUAUUUUUUUUUUUAAUUAUUUUCCAUCUUAAAGCAAGUAUUACUUUCUAGGUUAACUUCCUCUAUUUCACAGACCAACAUCCUUUGUGACACAAUAUCAUAGUUCUUGCUAAAGAUUAAUACACUUAUGAUGUUUCAUUAGAUUUUGAAAUAUGUCACGGAAGGCUAGUUAUUAUUUGCAGUCCAUAGUUACAUUAAACAUUAUUAGAGAAAUAGGAGAUACAGAAUAACUUGCAGUUGCUUGUGCAUUUUAUUCGUUUUGCAAAUGUGUAUCUUGCCAUAUAUUUACUGAAUUUGAAAUACAAAUCUGACCAUAGAAAGGAUUUUUACAUUAGGCUGGUUAAGAGCAGGUCUUUUAGUUUUUUGUGAGUAUUCCUGUUGUAUCUUGGUCUGUUAAUUAUUUUAUUUUUGUGUGUGCGGUAAUACCAGCUUUUGGAUAUCUCUACUGCUCCAAUAUUAAGACAGACAUGUUCUCAGUGUCCUCCCUCCCUGCGCCAUUGGUUUUUCUAUGUUCUAUAUGUAGUCAGAGGUGAAUAAACCUGUUGAGAGCUAAAUGUGGGCUUGUAGAAAGUAUGGCUGGAGAUAUUGGAAGAAUUAACAACUGAAUGUAGACUUGAUGGUACUUCAGCUGUGGAGAGCAGGCUCUCUCAAUGGCUUUAGUAAAUGUUGAAGGCAAGAAGUGAAACGUUGUAGAGAGUUGCAAGCAGCCAUCGGGCUAUUGCUGUUACUUUCUUGCUCUCUAUAAGAUAAAAAUGCAUUAAUUUCACUGGGCUUUUCCAUUAUGCUAAUUGAUUAUCUCACCCUUCUCAUGAUAGAAUAAUCUAUUUGUGUGUUCGUUAAAUAAAUAUGUAAUCAGUCAACCAAAGAGAGUCAUCUUGCAAAAUAAUGCUAUAUACAUCUUUAAAAACACAAACAAACUGCUUGCUCUAACUCUGGACUCUGGCAUCGGCAUAGGGUUACAUGACAGUAGAGCACCAGUGCACUGGAAGCAGACAUGCUUAGCAUGUUUAAUGGCCUUUAUCAGGGAUAUCAAAAGGUAGACCUUCAGCUGUUUUAGAUGUAUAACUCUCAUGAUUCCUUGCCAGCAUUAAAGGGACACUCUAUGCACCAUAAUCACUACUUUAAGUUGGAAGGUUUUGGUGCCAAGAAUUCACCUGGCUCUGUCCUCUGGUAAGAGUAAAACCGUUUUCAAACGAUGCAGUGGACGUCUGGGACAAUAGCCUUUCUAGCACAAUGCAGUGGAUAUAGUGCAUUUAAGGUUGGGAAAAUAUCAGAGAAGUUUUAGUUCUGCUAGUGUUUGCUUCGACACUACUGCCACUUAUUAUGAGUAUUCUUAGUGUCCCCACAUAGCGAUGUUGCUAGCUGUCAUUUUAAAAUAAAUAAAUAAGUACAAUAAGUUUAUACUUAAAAUUUCAAGCAAUGACACUAGAAGUCCUAAUUUCUUGGCUAUGGAACUGAUUCUAAAAUAAAAGACCAUAUAUAUUCUAGUCAGUGUAUAAAACCUUCAUACUCCCCCAUAUGGUAUAAAGAGAUAAAGUAACAUGAUUAUAGUAUUUAUUAAUUUAGUUUUUACUUCACUUAUUAUUUUUCAUUAUUUAGUUGUUGGAUUUAUUUUGCAGGUUUAUUAUCUUUAAUUGGGUAGGAGGAUGGUAUAGAAGGAGCUGGUUUGAUCUCUCAUGGGUAAUAUGGGUCCUUGCAAGAAUAUUUUAUCUAUGUAGGGAUUGAGCAUUAUGGCCUAUUAUAUCCUAUUAUGUCCCCUGCUGUGUAGUACAUUUUGUUCCCACCAUAUUGCAUUUUACUACACGCUUACCUGUCUACCUGUACGUAUAUUUAGGCAGUUUUAAUAUAGAAAUCAGCAUGUAGGAUAUUUAAUAUCUCUGAAACUGCUGCUGGUUAGAGCUGCUCAUAUCUGGAUUCUACAUUGUUUAUUAAAUCUAGAUCGGUUGCCUAUUUAGAAAGACUUGCAUAUAAUGCAGACUGCUGAAUAGACUGUGGUAAGUAGUCAAUUCGAACAUGUAUCGUGUAAGGUAAGCUAAUGGAAAACUAAUUCCGUAAUGUGCAACCAAUGUUCCAUCUUGUUCUGUAGAUCUAGAACAAGUUUCCAGAGUGCCCGUGGCUCCCCAUCGCGAUCUUCUGUUGCAAACCGACCGCAGAACACAUGGAGGACACAGGGAGGAAAUGGGAGGAAUCAUGACAUAUUAAUGGAAAUACAGCUGACCAAGGUUAGAGCUAUUGUCGCCUUAUUGUGGUCAUUUUGGGUAACUGUUCCAUGAGGGCAAAUUCCUUUCUCUGUUUAUUCCUCAUGGCACAUUGGUAUGAAACGGCCUUUAGCCUAGCUGUGUCUGUUACAACAUAUCCAUAAUGGAAUAAGUGCAGACUCAUUGCCCUCAUCCCCUUCAGAGCCUCAUUUGUAUGCCAUUGAGAUGGCUGCUCUCAAGAGGGUGGAGGCUUUUAAAUAUUUUCUUCUUCUCAUUGUUUGGGCCAGGGUUAUGCCAACUGAUAAUUGUGACUAUGUGUUUGGAACAAUAGCCCAGAUUUAUUUAUUUAUUUUAAUUAAUAUGAUGAUGGAAUGACAAGGUAUUACUGUCUGUAAAUCUUGCCUGUCCUAUUGUGUUUUACAACCCACCUCCUGUAGUCUGUAAGCUUGUUUUAGUAGGGUCCUCUUCAACCUAUCGUUCCUGUAAGUUUUUGUAAUUUUCCUAUUUAUAGUUAAAUCCCCCCUAAGAUAUGGAGAAGAACAACGAAAAGACAAACUUUGACCCCACAUCUGUCUUCUGUGCCACUUCAUAAUUUAGUACCUGGUCACUUAUGUAGUAGACCACUCCAAGGAGAACAUAUGACUUUCUACAGUAGGUUAAAGGGUUAAAAAAUCACUAUUCAUCUGCAGUAGACCUAAAAUAAUGACUAAAUAACCCCCACUUAACUCCUCUCUUAUCUCUAGUAUAAAAAAUUACUACCACCAAAACGAUUUAAAAUGGGGCAUCUUGGGUUACUCAAUUAAAUGAGAUUAAAAACCCGCAAAGACACUGUUUAGUAGAAUGCAUAUGAAAUCAAAUUAUUAUUUACUUGGUCUCUUCAGGUAAUCUGGUUAUAUAACAUCAAAAAGCAGGACUUCAUAAAGGAACAUUUGUCUUGGUGCAUACUUAUAUAAAAAAAAAUAUGGUAAACAAAUGAAUUACACCGACAAACAAAUCGAAGUAACAGAAAAUCCUAGUUACUCACCUUGCUAGCAUAGUACCUGUAUAUUCUGUCCCUGGGGGAGCUGCAAAAUUAGAUUUUAACCCAAAGUGAGUAAAAUAGUAAUUUACAUUUCAUCUGAUUUUAUUCCCAAUCUCAAGAUUCCAAGCCAGCGUCUGAAGGACGAACAGGGAUGAGGAGUGGCUGUAGAGAUUCUAGUUUGAUGACACCUCCUAUCUCACAUUUUGGCCACACAUUUAUAUGAAUGAGUUUAGAAAAAGGUCCCUGUUUCUUGUUAUAUGCCUAGUACAAAGAUAGUUUUCAUAUGUGGAAUUGGCAUAAUUAAUCUGUUCCAGAGACACCUCAUUCCCCUAAAUGGCGUAAGGGACGCUGGCCAUGUUUAGACUUCGUUUGCAGAAGUUGAUUAUUCUUCUCUAGAUUUUUAUUAAUGGUUUUGUGGAUAUGAUUCUUAGCACAGAGGGCUGUACUCUAGUUUCUAACUGUCAAUUUCCAUACCAAAAGGCCAGAAGUCUGCGCUUAGCAGAUUUCGAAAGGCUAGAAGCUGGCAGGUCUGCGAAGAUCUAAAAAUCUUCACAUGUAAAUGUUGUUGAACUCUGGCUUAAGAUAAAUAGACCUUAUUUACAUCCCCUUUCCUGUGAUUCUAACAAAUGACUUCUUCCUUUGGCUAAUAACAGCCAAAUUAACCCUUGCAAUGCUGUAAUAAAUUGAGCCAGAUUAACCCUUCUAAUGCUUUAAAAAGUCUUACCAUCUCUACUGGGUGACCAUUCCAUUUAUCCACUAGACUGAUUUUUAAAUGAAUAAGACUGCAUGAUUAAAUCCCAGGUGAAUCGAUUAGUUAAAAUGUUUAUUAAAAGGGAUUUGAUUUGGACCAACCAGCCAAAACUAAUUUUUGCACAAGUCACGUACCCACAUCAGAUUGAUUGACAAUAUUUUUACAAUGAAUCAUGAAUACUGGGUAUGACAACCUACUUAAUAUUUUUUUUUUUUCUUCAUCUUCCCCCUUUCAAUAAAUAUUGUUGUCAUUGGUCACAGAUAAUUCUUUGUGUAUUUUUUCCCUUUUCCAUUCUCUGAUGAGAUAUAUUUAGUUUUUUUACAUUUCUACAGGUAAGCUUCCAGCAUGAAUCAUAUCCCGUACCAUCUGGAGGCAAAAAUGAAAAGCUUCAAACUGCAGAGAUAGAAGUGCCCAUUGCUCGUCAGGUGUUUAUAGUUCAGGAACUGGAAAUAAGGGACCGUCUGGCUACAUCGCACAUCAACAAGUUUUUGUACUUGUACACCAGUGAAAAGAUGCCACGGAGAGCUCACUCCAACAUGGUGAGAAAGGGGCACGUGAACGAGCAGUGAGAUCGUGCACUAUAGGUCUUGAAAGCAAGGUUUAAGAGGUUUAGUAGAAAAUGCAUGGUUGUAGAAUGGUUCCAUUUGGUUGGACUAAAUAGGAUGAAUGAAUGACCAGAACUGUAAGAAAAGGAGAACAGUUUUGAUUAAGAGAUCAUUAGAAAUGGGAACAGAGAUAAUUUUGGGUAAAAUAAGAAAGGUGAAGAGCAGAAUAGCAACAGGUGUUGUGGAGUUGGUUUGUUAUAGAUUAAACAUGGCAGCCGUAGUAAACUGUGCAUGUAAAGUUAAUAUAUUUUGAUGUAAAUCUUUAAAUACGAUUUAACUAAUCUUUAUUAAACCAUUCAUUUUAGCUCUCCAUCAAAGCUCUCCAUGUGUGUCCGGAAGCUGGACUGGGUGGGCCUGAAUGCUGCCUCCGAAUGUCCUUAAUGCCGCUAAGACUAAACAUCGAUCAGGUAUGAGAUUAAAGAGUUUCAUGUCCGUGUUGCCUAACCUGGUCAAUAUCACAGUUUCUAUUCAUUGUUCCCCAUUUCUUAAUUCCUGCAGUUGAUACACUGCUUGAUCUUCUUCUUCCUGCCUUUACUCUUCCAUCUAUGUCUUUAUUUCUUUUCUUUUUUUUUUUCCUCUCUAAUGCAACAAUCGCUCUCCAUAUCCCUUGCUUUCUCAGGAUGCUCUUUUCUUCUUGAAAGAUUUCUUCACUAGUCUAGCCUCUGGGAUUCAUCCUGUGGUUGCCUUGGACAUGGGGUCAGAUGGUGAGUUUUUCAGGAAAAAUCCUGUAAUGAAACUAUGGACACUGAGAUUUCGUUUGCUUCACAUACAUGUCUCCCUCCCCACCCCCCUCUAGCCUCUCAUAUGGAUGGCACAAACAGGCAGAAUUCCUCAGAUGGUGAGCCAGGUUUAGAGGCCUCUUUGGAGUCCAGUGAAGAAGACACUUCAUCUCAUAGUUCAUCAAGUGAUCAACCUAUUUACUUCAGGUAUAAAGAUGAGGAAGAAUGUAGUAAUUAUAGUGUGUGCUGUUAUGAGAUAAACUGUUGUGGAUUAAAGACAUAGGGAAGGACAAAUGGGGCAAGUUUAAAUAUUGUGUUUGAUAGGUUAUUCAGAAAGAAACGGCUACUUUAUGGCAACUAAGAAAGCACAAAUGAAUAGAGGUUGACUAUGGAAAAAUACGGUUCUUCAAAUAUUUCUACUUAGAGUAAGGAUGCUUGAAAUUAUGCCUGGCGUCAUACUAUCAGUUGAGCAGUAUAAGAAACCGCUCUGCAUAAUGGCAUAUACAGGUUCACAAUUCACAUUUUGCUAGGAACAGUUUUUAAAAAUUUAGUUUUCUUGUAGAAAAUGUUUUUUUCUUUUGGUAUCUAAAUGAGAAGUGCCACACGAUACCCUUUCUUGGUAUCAGCAAUGUCCUAUUGUUUUGUCGCUGUUUAUUUGGAGCUCCAAGAUUGGGUGCUUAAAGGAACACUGUAGGAACCUUAAAUGGACUCUCCAGCGUCAGGAAAACAAUCCGUUUUCCUGGCACUGCAGGUCACCUCUCCCUCCCAUCCCCAGUUGCUGAAGGGGUGAAAACCCCUUCAGUCACUUACCAAAGGCAGCGACGAUGUCCCUCGUCUCUGCUUCUUGGUCUGCCAUCGCUCCUCCCCUUCAUUACGUCAGCCGGCGGGGAGACUGAUCAUGCCGCCGGCUGGGGAGACCUAAUGCGCAUGCGCGGCAAUGCCACGCACGCGCAUUAGACCUCUCCAUAGGAAAGCAUUGAAAAUGCUUUUCAAUUCUUUCCUAUGGGGAUUUUAGCGAUGCUGGAGGUCCUCACACAGCGUGUGCUAUGGACCAGGAAGUGCCCUCUAGUAGCUGUCCACUAGAGGAGGAGUUAACCCUGUAAGGUAAUUAUUGCAAUUUAUGAAAACUGCAGUAAUUACAGUUGCAGGGUUAAGGGUAGUGGGAGUUGGCACGCAGACCACUCCAAUGGGAAGAAGUGGUCUGUGUGCCUGGAGUGUCCCUUUAAUAACUUGAAUUGAUAUAAGCAGUUAUGGUGCCUGGAGUCUGUGUGUCUCACAUCACAAGUAAACCGUUUACUUGCCAUUUUGCAGAGAUACUUGGUCCCUGGCAGCCUUAAGCCCUCUCUAUAAUGAUGAUAUGGUAGAGGCAAAGUUAUUCUUCUAUUUUGCUCCAUAAAAGUUCACACAGGCAUUGGGGUAGUAACUGGCUGAGAGCACUCAGCUGACGCUCUCAGCUAAACAUUGUCCACUAUCUCUUGUGUGGCUUGAAGUGGAGCAUAGCCCUGCCUCUGCCAUAUCUUCAUUGGAGGGUGGGCUGAAGGCUGCCACUUACCAAGGAUCUCUACUAAACAGUGAGUAAAUUAUUUAGAAGUGAUGCGGGACCCAGUGCUCAGUUCAGUCCUUUCCAGUGUUUAUGGUGCCUACAGUGGUCCUUUUAAUUUCUGAUUCUCACCUUUCCAUAUGACAGCAUAUCAUUUAACCAUCACGGUUUGGAAUAUUAGUCUCAUCCCACCUGGAGAAAGCACCCAUAUAUUUUCACUAAUACUCUUCCAUGUUUCAGACUCGCAUCACACUCAUGGCACAGUAUAUGUGAAGUCUUCUAACAUGGCGUAUGGUUGUUUUUGCUUUUCUUACUACGGGAAUUAAGUUUCACCCAACUGAAACUGCCCUGGAAAAGGUGUAGAAAACAUAAUUGUUGCAGUGUUUGAAAACUUAAAUUCUCACCCAGCACAUCUCAUAACUCUUAUGUCUUUCCAAAGUAAGAGUUAAUGACUCCAGCUAUCCAUUUUAGAAUUUUCUUCUGAGAGUAUUCCUUGCAGUAUUGUCCUGAAUCUAAAUAUAAAAUUCAAUCGGAAUUUAUAGAAUGGACAAACGUGAUUAGUUAAUUUGUGUGUGUGUGUAUUUAAUAAUAUAUUUCAUUUGUUCUUGAAAUUUGUGUUGGUUGUUGAUAGAGAGAAAUAAUUAUAAUUGGUAGAGACAGGCAGGGUUUUCGUACAUUCAGCAUCAUCCUUUUUUUGUUGUGUUUUUUUUUUUAUAGAGAAUUCCGCUUCACCUCCGAAGUGCCAAUAUGGCUGGAUUACCAAGGAAAGCAUGUUACCACAGAACAGGUGGUAAGUGAUGGCAACGGCAAGUAGUGUUGUCUAUUAUUACUUUGAGUUAGAGGGGGGUACUGGUUGCUCCUUCACAUCCUUACAGUAUCUAUAAAUCUGGUACUGCAAGUCUGUCACUGUAUUGUCCAUGUCUGUGGAGGCCUGUGAAUUGACUUGGGAGGAUAUAUUCGUAUAUGUCUAAUAUUGCAGUAAAUGCAGCCAGAGAUUUCUCAUGUACAUGCUGGCCAUUAAGCUUAACUUAAAUUCUACUUUACAUUUUUUGAUGUAUACCUUGUAGACUUCUGACUGGAAGAACAAUAUGGCUGGUAUGGAUAGUUUGUUCUGACCGUUUCUCUCAUUUUGGUUGGUCCAAACUUUGCUGGGGGCCUAAUUCAGUUCAUCAAAAUUUUAAGGAAAUCUGGUACAAUAUUAAAAGCUGGACAUCCCAAUUAACCCCUUGAAUGUCAGCACUGAGUGUACCUCCGGCACCCAAGGGUUUAAACAGGAUUAACCCAGUGAACAGGCGAUACAGUAAAAUAUACGGUAGACCUGCAGAAGAGUACCCUUGUACACCUCACCAACUAGAUGCUAAAACUCUGGUGCAGGUAAGCAACCCAAAGAUAGGGAGAUUGGCGUGCAGUGGCUGGUGCAGGGUUUAAAAUGCAGCAUAUUACAGUGAAUAAAAGUGAGUAAUUAUUUUUUUUUCACUUGUUCUGCUUGCCUACACAUUUCACACUUUUGGCUUUGUACAUUUCUGUCUUUUCUUGUUUUUGACAUAUUUCAUAUGUGUUGGUUUUAUUUCUUCUUUCAUGUAUAAUGUGCAAUGUUUUGCAUAUCACAUUUGAUUAAUCUCUUUUUAUUUGCUCACGAUUCAUUGUUACUAUGGUGUAGAUUACCCACACAUCACUACCCACAGAAAAGUGGUGGGGAACAGAUGGGUAAACACAGUUCUGUACAAUUUUUACCCAGCGGUAAGGGGCAUAGAGGAUAUCCUUUGGCAUGUGUCCUAUAUUUUAAAGUACUUUUCCUCCUUCCCACAACCCAUUGGAUGGGGGUAGAGAGUAGGUAGGCUUACAUCGUAUUGUGGCUGUACGAGUGGAGUUCAUCCCUAGCCUUAAUUGUAUUGGACGUUGCAACAAGUAUGUGUACUAAAGAGUUACUCAUGGGGGGUUUUGUCAUUACAUAUCCUUUAUUUAGGACGAUAUACCUAGGUACCAUAACAAGAGGACAUAGUCUGAAAUUAGAGGGGCAAAGGUUUAAAAAUAAUAUCAGGAAGUAUUACUUUACUCAGAGGGUAGUGGAUGCAUGGAAUAGCCUUCCAGCUGAAGUGGUAGAGGUUAACACAGUAAAGGAGUUUAAGCAUGCGUGGGAUAGGCAGAAGGCUAGCCUAGCUUUAAGAUAAGGCCAGGGACUAAUGAAAGAAUUUAGAAAAUUGGGCAAACUAGAUGGUGUGAAUGGUUCUUAUCUGCCGUCACAUUCUAUGUUUCUAUGUAUGAAUAUGAAGUUAAUCUUUUAUUCUUCCAGGGAACUUUUGCAGGAAUAUUAAUUGGACUAGCUCAACUAAACUGCUCAGAACUGAAACUGAAGAGACUUUAUUGCAGACAUGGGUAUGAUGAUCAUGUGUCAAUACUUGGUUAGGUGGUUUUUGUUUUGUUUUUCAUAUACAGCAUGUGAAUGCUUGUUAAGAGAUUGCUUUUGGGCUUUAUGUCAAUACUCCAGGCAGCAUAACAACAUAUGCACCUUGUGACCCUGUCUCUCUUUUCCUAGUCCCUUAUCAAUAUCCGUAUACAGAGCAAUGUAUGUUAUCAGUUUAGUUAUCCAGAGCAUUUGUGUUCAUUAUUGGUACCUGUAUGCAGAGUAGUGUAUUUGUUAUCAGUGUACUUAUGUAGUGAUGCAUAUAUCAGUAUUCAUGUAUUGAACAGAAUGGUAUCAAAAUUAGUUUACAGAGAGUUGUGUACUUAUCAGUAUCUGCAAAUAGAGCAGUGCUUUUGUUGUCAGUAAAUUUAUACAGAAGAGUUUGUUCAUUUUCAGAAUAUAGAAAAAGGCACUAAUAGUGGAGCGCUGAUUUAAAGUAGAUAUAGAUGAGAAUAGGGUAUAGAAAUAGGAAACCUAACAACCUAUACAAUACUGUAAAAUAUACAAAAUAACUCUUAAACCCUUCUCUUCUAAACAAUUGUAUCUAGCUAUACCUGGCUAUUAUAGCAAAUAUUCAAAUGAAAUAAGCACAGCUUAAAUAAAAACAGGGUAUGGGAAAAUGAAUAAAAGUCCAAUUUGGUUUCCCAGAUAAAUCUCCUAAGUUGUCCACCCAAUCAUGUAGAUCCACAUAUAUGUAAAAAAUAGAAGAAAAGGUAUCUUUAAAACACGUACUCCUUAUUCAAAACAUUAAAAAUUGCUGGUUAGAAAAUUCAUUUUAUUUAAAUAUUUCUUAAAAUAUAUACAAAAAAUAAAUAUAUAUAUAUAUAUAUAUAUAUAUAUAUAUAUAUAUAUAUAUAUAUAUAUAUAAAACACUUUUCAUAUGUCAUUCGUUUUCCGUCUUUUCUAAAUCACAAAUUAAGCCAUAAAAUAGUCCAGACCUUAUAUGAAUUUCUCGGCGUCCCGAGACAGCUGAGUAGUGGAAAAAAAGGAAAACAAAUGACAUAUGAAAAGUUUUUAUAUAUAUAUAUUUUUUUUUAUUUUUUUAAAUAUAUAUAUUUUAAGAAAUAGUUAAAUAAAAUGAAUUUUUUUAAUCAGUAAUGUUUUGAAUAAGGAGUACAUGUACUUUUAUUCAUUUUCCCAUACCCUGUAUUUAUUUACGCUGUGCUUAUUUCAUUUGAAUAUUUGCUAUAAUAACCAGGUAUAGCUAGAUACAAUUGUUUAGAAGAGAAGGGUUUAAGAGUUAUCAUUUUCAGAAUAGUUAUAUAGAGAUGUGUUAUCCAUAUAGCCAGCUUAGCAGUUUAAUGGUUAUAGGUCUGCAUUAACUUACGACCAUUGUACAGUUCACAAAAUUGUUAAAUCUAUGUUUUCCUUCUUUUAUGUUCCGCAGGCUCUUGGGAGCAGACAAGGUUUUUUCGUAUGCUCUUAAUGAAUGGUUGACUGAUAUACGAAAAAACCAACUGCCAGGGAUUCUGGGAGGAGUGGGACCCAUGCAUUCUGUUGUACAACUUUGUAAGUAAACUUUGAAAUAUUCACCAAAAGAAACUAACUGCUAGAGUAGACAAAAAACUAAAUUUGUUUGACUUGAAGGCAAGCAGCAAUGGCUACUGUAUCAGAUAAUAAAUAUCUUACAAGUUUAUUAAUUGAACUGGGAAUUGUGGAGACUUGGCGAGGCAAUAGCAUAUUUUAGGACAGAGUAGUUCAUUUGGAAAAAAUCUCCUUCUUAGCCAUUGUGAGCAAAAUUGUGCAAUCUCCUUGUCAGUUCUCCUCCAAGGCAAGUGUAGCCAAUAAACCGCACAGUGUGUAAUGUAAUGGCUAGUUGGAAUAACUGUGAAAUUAAGUCAUACAAAUCUCUCACUGGGUUUUCACAGUAUAUUUGUAUGGUCCUCUCUGGGAGAAGCCCCUCAAUCCAAAGACUUUAAUGCAGAGCUCGACAAAGCCUGGGAGUUGCGAGACUGUUCAGCCCCUGAGGUGACUGGCUGAUUCUGAGCAGAGGUGGGCAUUCGGCUCACGCAGGCAGGCGGCAGCCGCCUGCUCAUGGAGAGCUGAUGGAGGGAGGCAGGCUCAUGUAGAUCUAAGGUAGGGAAGCGGGUAGCGUGGGAGCUGUAAUAUCCCUGCUCUGCUCCCUUGUAGUAAUGCCGGCAGCAGGAUUAUGACAUCUCUCUGGCCCCCCACUCACUAAACAGUGCGCAAGAGGGAGCUGAGUAGGGGGAUGACAGCAGUCCCACUACACCCCAGGGAAAGCCUUCACACUCCAGCUCUCCAAAGGUAGAAAACCCCAUAUUAACGGCUUCAGAAUUUGAAUAAAACUUCUGUAAAUUCUCAGACAUUGCUAGUUUGCAUUGGUUGCAUGUACAAAGGUACAAGCAGUGACGAAGCUCCUGCUAGAAAUUAGAUGGAGGUGAUUUACCUGGGCUUACCACCCAGGAAAUACUGAGUAUCCUGAUCCAUAAAAAAAAAUAAAAAAUACAAGCCCAGCUAUUUUGUGAGCUAUUGGAAACUGAUGUAUUUUCUGUUAACUUGCUGGGAAGUUUAAUUCAUGUCUUACCAUAAAUUAAAUUACUUGCUAUUACUAAGCUACAAGUUAAUGUAUUCUACUUGUUGAAACAGUUUAUAAAGAAACAUCCAAUACAUCCCUCUCAAGUUGUAAAUAAGGGAAAUUAUCAGAUGGGGAUACAUUGUAAUAUGAGGGAGAUGUCAUGCAUUGUGAAUAUUACUAUUAAAAUAUAUUACCAUUUGAGGAUCUAACUCCAUAAUGUAAGAUUCUAUGCAAAUAAUUUUAUAAUAACAAUUUGAAUGUGAAAUGGACACGAACAAUGAUGUAAUAUAGGAUCCCUUGCAUUAAUUGAAAUUAAUCAUGCUUUUUUCAAAUCUUUUAGUUCAUGGUGUGCGAGACCUCUUCUGGUUGCCUAUUGAACAAUAUCGUAAAGAUGGACGCAUUAUACGCGGUUUGCAGCGGGGAGCAGCAUCAUUUGGUACUUCCACUGCAUCUGCUGCUUUGGAGCUUAGCAAUCGCUUGGUGCAAGCUAUACAGGUGUGGUAUAUCUUGGACCCCCUAGAACUGCAACUAUAUGAAGGAGUCCUAUACUAUGGACUAGAUAAUUAAGUAUCACUUUUUUGACGUCUCUAUUGUUUACUUGCAGGCUACUGCAGAGACUGUGUACGAUAUCCUGUCUCCUACACCACCAGUGUCCCGCUUGUCACUUGAUGUGAGGCAGUCUCGUAGACUACGGCGAGGCCAACAGCCAGCAGAUCUGCGAGAAGGUGUGGCCAAGGCAUAUGAUACUGUGAGAGAGGUGAGUUCUCAAGGAGAGCAUAAAGACUGUUUUGUUUAUGAAUUUUUGUUCUCUGUACUUGCCUUGAACAAAAUUUCUGGCCUGUGACCGUUUUUUUUUUGUUUUGUUUUUUUUCUUUUGUUUCUAUAGGGUGUCAUUGACACUGCUCAAACCAUACGUGAUGUAGCAUCCCGUGGCCACGAGCAGAAGGGCUUGACUGGUGCAGUUGGAGGAGUACUACGGCAAAUACCACCCACUGUUGUGAAGCCUUUCAUAGUGGCCACAGAAGCCACUUCUAACCUACUUGGUGGGAUGAGGAACCAGAUUCGGCCUGAUGCCCACAAAGAGGACUCUCAAAAGUGGAGGUCAGAGGAAGGACAAGACUAAAAGCCUUCACAUCUCUGCCCCCGAAAGUGCCAAAAGAGAGAGAAAAUAUGUGAAGCUGAAUGGGGUACACUACAUCUUUGUAUUAAGUGGACCCAAAACGUGACUGCAUAACUACCCCACACCAAUCUUAAGCGCCUUCUGUUGCCCCAUCAAACAGGCUGUGACUAAAUUUUGCCAUGUGAAAAAAGUUCCAUGUCCUUUAUUUUAAUUUUUUUAUUGCCUAUUUAACUGCUUCUUAAAACCCUCAAUGACUCUCCAAUUAACUCGUCCACAGCACUGUUCCUUACAACUUUUAUUCCUUAAUUCAGUGUCUGUAUUGAUUGCUGUCCCCUGCACCUUCAUUGAUAUCAAAAGACAAUAUGGUACUUUUCCAGCCUGGCUAUCAGAGACUUCAUUUUUUUUUUUUCUCUGCACGCCGAAAAUGAGUCUGAGCACAGUGUGACUGUUCUAUCCUUUGAAGGAGCACAGCUCCAUAGGGCCUCCCUCCUUAAACUGUGUUAUGUUGCUUUUUAUAUCCUCCUCUCCCUCUUUUAAAAGCUUUUGUUCCAACACCGAGGCCAAAUAAGUAUAUAUAUGAAAAUAUAUGUAUACAUAUAUAAAUAUAUAAAUAAAAAUAGAAUGUUAAGAAUUCCUGUUGUCCAAAUGUACCAGAUGGGUAGGGCGAUCAUAGAGUGUGAUAUAAAGAAUAUUACCGGUAGUUAUAUUUUAAAUGUAUAUAUUUUGACUUUAUUUCACAGAAUGUGGGAUAUUUAAAUCGUGUCAAACUAAAAUUUUCGCACACGUUAGUAUAGUGAGCAAACGAUGUGACAUUGUUUAAGUUUUGCUCUUAAUACGAACAAGAAAUAAAUCAAUUUCCCUGUCCUGGCAGGAGACACACAGAACGGAGCUGCUGUUGUGUUCUUUAGUUCUCCUUGAUGUAGAAAAUGCAUUAAGUUGGCGCUGCCCAACCUUAUUUGGCAAAUACUCUUGCCAUUGGAAGGAAUAGCUGGAAUUUUUACUUGGCACUUAAGAUAACACUUUUUGUGAACUAUUCCUAGUAUUACAGCCUGGGUGGCAUGUUUGGGUGGUGUUAAGUAGAUGCCAUGCAACAUAAGAGGUUCCAGUUCCACAUAAUGUUGACAUUAACACAGCGCUCUAAGGUGACAUGGUAGAAGGGAGCUAUGAGUCAGACCCUCCAAGCAGCAGAACACUGCCAAAAGGGACCCGUGAGUCCAUUUUAUUAUAGGGUGACCAUCAAAAAUUUAGAAAUCUGUGUGCCCCCUCCUUCCUACCCCCAGCAUAAUGAUACAGUGAUAGACAGAAAUGAGCAACAAGUUAGAAAGUCCCACCGAAGAGUCAUGCAAACAGAUGAGGUCCAUACUAGUCUUCCCUGAUGUGGAUGAAUGUUUUGUUUACUAUCUGUAGUUCUACAGUGUCCUCAUCUUCAUGGAAGAUCAAGCCCUGCAUUAUCUAUCUGCACUCCAUAUUGGAGUUGGCCAGCUUUUCAUCAUGAUUCUAAUAUUAAGGAAGCCUUUUGUUUGUUUGUUAAUGUCAAUUCCUGGAAUGAAGCAGCAAGAAGCCAAGUUCAUCACGCUAACUAUGCUAACCACAACCUGGUUUACAAGACUUAACAACUCUUAUGUCUCACUGCCCUGUUGCCUUUCUCUGCAGAUGGUGUUUGGACCAUUUCCUUUAGUGCUUAUUCCUGUGCUAAAAGUCCUCUCUUUGCUACAGUGUCAUUUGUAUCCAUGAUUGUUGAUUUCUCUUCCCUCUUAAUUUCUACAUCUUCUGUUUCUUCUUGUCCUUCCCCCGACUCUUUAAGUUGAGUUUCCUUGCUUUCCUCUAUUUUGCGUAUUGUCUCCUGCAUGGUUUGAAUUAGGUUUUUCAGUCCUAUUAGGUAGCCAUCCUCGUGAUUGCCAGCUUCCCAGGGAACAUCAUGUUGCAGGGUAAGGUUAGUGGGUGCUGGAGAUGUUUUUCCAAAAUCAAUCAUCCACACAUUUGAGAAUCCACGGCGGUCAUGAACAAAAAGCAGCGAGCUUCCAAUCACCUGAAGCAAGAAAGAAGGAAGGUUAUACUAUAUGCUCAGUCAGAUAACACUAAAGUAAUCCAUCAUAUCCUUGCUAAAAGUCCACAUAUCGCUGGUAAUCUAGUGCAUUAAAGGGACACUAUAGUCACC